AUGGACGGCACUGCCAUGUGCUGGAGCAAGGCCAGUGUCAUCAGCUUUAUCAAGGGCCUGGGUAGGUGCUGGGCUGGGUUGGGCUGGGUAGGUGUUAUGUUAGUUCUGGGCUUGGCUGGGUAGUUGUUGGGCUGUACUGGGCUGGUUAGGUACUGAGUUAGGCUGAGCUGGGUAGGUGCUGGGCUGGGGAGGGGCUGGGCUGGGUAGGGGUUGGGCUCUGCUUAGUAGGUGCUGGACUGAAUAGGUGCUGGGCUUGGUAAGUGCUGGGCUGGGUAGGUGCUGGGCUGGGUAGGUGCUGGGCUGGAUAAGUUCUGGGCUGUAGGGGCCUGGGAAGGGGCUGAGCUCAGUUGGACUGGAUAGGCACAUGGGAAGGUGCUGGGGUGGGUUGGGUAGGAGCCUGAUAAGGUGCUUGGCUGUUCUAGGUUGGUGUUGGUAGGGGUAUGGGAAGGUGAUGGGUUGGGCACGGUCCAGGGUAGGUGCUUGGUUGGGUUGGUUAGGAGCCUGAGAAGGUGCUCGGCUGUUCUAGGUUGGUGUUGGUAAAGGUAUGAGAAGGUGAUGGGUUGGGCACGGUCCAGGGUAGGUGCUGGGGUGUGUUGGGUAGGAGCCUGAGAAGGUGCUCGGCUGUUCUAGGUUGGUGUUGGUAGGGGUAUGGGAAGAUGAUGUGUUGGGCACGGUCCAGGGUAGGUGGCUAGAGCCUAGCUUUGGUGGGCAUGAGGAUGAGUGUGCUGUAAGCUGUGCCAUGAGGAUGAGUGUGCUGUAAGCCGUGCCAUGAGGAUGAGUGUGCUGUAAGCCGUGCCAUGAGGAUGAAUGUGCUGUAAGCCGUGCCAGACAGGCACACAUGCUUGGCAUUCCUGGCAGAUAAAAGAACAUAUCAGAAUGCUCCAUGUGGUUGAGUGAAGCAGAGGCAUGGACGACAUGUCUACAGUUGCCAGCCCCACUCUCUGGCCCCUUCUGACACUCCGCUUGCUGCAAUACUGUAACAGAAUUCUCCACUAUCUAACUGUGAACUGAGAGAUAUUUAGGAAUAUUUAGGUUGUCAAAACUAAUUUGGUGCUAUGUCGCUGUUUUCGCUAUUUUCAAACCUUCUUCUUCUUCAAGAAUUGAAUCUUAGUUCAGUGUCCACUGGAUUCCUACAGGGAUCACAUUUCUAAAAUGUAUGCACUCACUGUACUGUAAGUUUCUUUGGAUAAGGCAUUGACGUAAACAUGUUGUUGUUUGAAGAGAAGCUUCUCUAUCUGUUCUACUUAAUCAUACUACUGUUGUCAACCCUCUGACCUGUGAACGAACUGAUCUUUCUUCUGACAAUCACUCACAUGGCAGCAUGCAGGGGGUCGUUAACUUAAGUUAGCACACAUCUCAUUCCGGUGUUCGAUACUGUCAGGUGAGGCCAAGGCCUAGAGAAAAUGGUGAACUCAAGUGUAACGAGACUUCCAGUAGCCAUGAUAUGAAUAAGCUUUUAUAUUCAUAUUUACCACUGUAGCAGUUCAAAGUUACAUUUUAAACAAAUAAGAUAAUAGUUAAAUGAGUAUUAUUUAGAGCACCCACAAGGUUGGACUUUUGUUGCAUUUAAGGGGGCUCAUCUCUCAUUCAGGGGGUUUGAGCCCCCUUUGUCCUCUCUGUAAUUCGUACUCUGCACAUAUUUAUCUUCUGGUAAGACUUUAUAAUAACUUUCUUGAAUAAGUGUUACUAAAAUAUUUAUAUAUUAUAUACAUACUAUACAUAUUUUAUCAUGUAAACAAUUCAUAAACACUUUGUUAUUUAUAAAGCAUUUAUAGCAUGUAUAAUGGCUUGUUCAUUAUAGUGUAACCUCUUGUCCUUUCAUACACACAGAUGCAACCUCUGGUUUACUCUAGAUGAUUAACCAGAGCAAAUCCAUACUACAAACAAGUCUCAUCAAGUUCUAUAAGGUUACUUGAUACUCAGUUCCAAGAUUUGCACGUAGCCUACAGGAGCGUUAUGUUUUUAUCAAUGUGUAUAGGUUAUUAUUGUCCUGCUGUGCCUUCAAAAUUAUUUUGUGCCAAUCGGAGAUGGAAAGGAGUUUGAUUAAGUUAGGUCCUAGGUCAUGUGUACUUGUAAAACCAUCUGCCACCCAAUUCUCUACCCUUCUAAGUGUGCAACUGUUCACUUCCCUUCUUUGAUUUUAUAAAGUAAAUGACUGGUAUAAGAUGUAGUAUACAUGCUGUCUAGUCCAUGCUUAGACCAAUCCAAUGCUUUUAAAUCAAUGGGAGGAGUGCACACUUUAGGAAAAAGAUCAGAAUUGGCACGCAGAGAAUGUCUUUCUCCCUUGGCAGACAGAUUGCACGUAGCACGUCUGCAGAAAGUGUAGCUGUUAUGUUGUUUCCACAGACGCCAGCUGUAGGAAUAUGGCUGCCCAGUCUGUAGUGAGAAAAACAGGCUGAAGUCAGUGUCAUGCAUAUCAAAUAGUAUUUGAACCCAGGUCUGAUAUGCAUAACACUAUGACUUCAUCAUUUUCAUUAGCCUGCCUAGAAUGCUAGGUGGGCAGGUUUUGCCAUUUUGACACUUUUCUAUUGGUUCCAUUGGAACAGGCAAGCUCAACCAAGCACACAUGGUAUUUGAAAUUAUUUCACAUAGCAUUUGAACCCAGGUCUGGUGCACAUAGAGGAGUCCAUUAUGCAAUAGCCAGCUAGUACCAUUCAACAGAUACAACUGGGAGUGCUGAGACAUUUCUGUUUGUGAUACUCUUGUGUGGAGGUAUGUCAUGCACCAAGCGAACUGAAGGUAUUUUUUCAAACAUAGCUCACCUUGGAAUUUUACCUUUCCUGAACUCACAACACCCCUAACAUGAUUUAAUGCAUGUUCGUCCCAUUUUUAUCUUUCUGUAGCUUAGUAACCAAAACGUCCAAGAAAGACGGGAUGGUUUGUUCUGCAUAGUGUUCUAUGAAUCAAGGAAAUUUAAGAGGUCUUGUACACUGUAAAAAUGUAAAGUCUCAAAACGCCAUGAUUGUGUAAUGAAACCAUGAAAAGUAGUGCACCUAAGCUGAGAUCUGGUGUUUGGUGGGUGUUUGAAUGUAAACCCAAUGUAAGUGUUUUAAUACACAGAAUGUGUAUCUAUCAUGAGGAUAACCAAAGAGUCUUCAGUUUUAAUCUCCUUGCAUUUCCUAUCACGCCAUGUGUUUUUAGAGAAUUGUGGGUAAUUCCAUUUUUUUUAUUGACUUUAUGAUUCUUUCACACAAUGUUGUAUGCAUAAUAUAUUUCUAUAUUAGUAUUAAGCUUGUUGUGCCAUGAGGUGUAAUGGAUCAUGAUGAACGGAUAUCAAAACCGUCAGGCAAAUUGACGUUCAAUGAGGACAGCACCCAUUCCUACAUUCAUGAUUGUCAAUUAGCGACACAACAUUAAGGGGGAAAAGCAACAGAAGUUGGUGGAUAAUGGAGGGAAGAUUGACGUCGGUGGUAAAAUAGUGGACAGGGAAAAAUUUGGAAAGUGGAACAUACUGUAUUAUGAGAAAAUAUGGAGUGGGGGAAUGCACAAGCCUUCUGGAAGAUCUGAUGGAAAAGAUGGAGUGGGGGAAUGCACAAGCCUUCUGGAAGAUCUGAUGGAAAAUAUGGAGUGGGGGAAUGCACAAGCCUUCUGGAAGAUCUGAUGGAAAAGAUGGAGUGGGGGAAUGCACAAGGCUUCUGGAAGAUCUGAUGGAAAAGAUGGAGUGGGGGAAUGCACAAGCAUUCUGGAGGAUCUGAUGGAAAAGAUGGCGGACAAGAAAAAAAUGAGAAAAGUGGAACAUGUUUUGGGUGAAUAUGAAAUGGUGGAUCACACAACUUUUGGAAGAGCUACAGAAGGAAAUUGAACGUGACAAGAGUGAGGAUGAAUUAACUGCAGUGGCAGGUGCAGUGAUGACCGCCGAGAAGGAGCUGAGUGUAGAGGGAAGCGGUGUGAUGAGGACGGUUGGCGUCAAGUGCAAAAAGAGGGAUACCUGCUCCAGUAGCUCAGAGAUGGAACCUGAAGAGAGUGAGGAGGAAGUACCUGCGGGGGCAGGUGCGGUGAGGACUGCAGAGUUUGAGCCUCUUCCAGAUGAUGACAAGAAUGAUUUUGGCCCAGUGGGAGUGAGAUUUGUGGAGAGAAUGGAUCUUUGUAUUCUGGCUGAUCCAUAUGUGGUGUCAGGUUGGGUAGAGAAGAGGUUGGGGACGUUGAGUUGGUGAAAGUAACUCGAAGUCGACUUGUGGUGAUGUAUUAUGUUUCUUCCGUCCAGAGGGAGUGGGCGCUCCGGACCAUGCGACUAGGGACAAGAACUGUGACUUGCUUUGCUCUUCGGAGCAGGGCGCAGUUGAAAUGAGUGAUAAUGGGGGUGGCAUUAAGUGUUUAGAAGGAUCAGCUGAAAUGGAAGAUUCCUGGUAUCUGUGACCCCCACCGUUUGGUGCGACGCAGAUCCGGUGGAGAGCGUGGUGAACCGGAGAAGACAUUGUCUGUCCUGCUGAUUUUUGAUGCAGUCCUUGCCCGACAAGGUCAAGUUAGGAUGUCAGUUAUCCCGUGAGAGCUUUUGGUCCGAAAUACUACGGUGUUUUAGGUGCCAAGCUUAUGGUCAUGUUGCACAGUGUUGCAGCAGUGUGUAGGAGGGCAUGAGAUGAAGGAAUGUGUAGUAUCGGUGGAGAAAGUUGUGGGGGUGCCCAUGGGGCUGGAGAUCGGAAGUGUCCGGUGAGAGAAAGGCAGGUUGAGAUUGCCAGGUUCAGAGUAGUACAGAAAGUGUUGUUUGCUGAAGCAGUGAAGAGCGUGGUAGAGGAAGAUGGGUACAGGGUGAGUAAUCCUGAGAGGAUUCCUGUGAGUAGGCAGAGACCAAUAGAGUGAUGGGAAUAAUAUGUGCUUCAGUAAGGUGGGUUUCUUAGCAUUCAUAGCCGUGGUUGUCAACUGUACUGCAGAAAUGGAACGUAAAUUACAGGAAAUAGAGGUUGUGGUGGCAGCUGCAGAGAAGUACUUGGGAUUGCGAGGUUUUACUGCUGAAGAGUUGCAGGGGGUGUUGAGUGGUAAUGUUCUGUCCUUCCAGACCGUUGGCCUGGAGUAAGAUUAGAUAGGGUUAAAUAGUGGAAUGGGGGGGUGUUUUUUUAAUGAGGGCUAAUAGUUGACAGGGUCAUUUUUAUUUACCUAUUACCCAGUUUAGUAUUUUUAUUUAAUUUUAAUAUAGAUCUUCUUUUUUUAGGGGGUUUUGUAUUACUGUAUCUUGUUGUAUAAUGGAUUGUACAGUAGGUGGCAGCAAUACACCAAUAGGUGUAGUCUGCCAUUAAACCUUAAAAAAGAAGAAGAAGAAGAAGAAGAAGAAGAAGAAGAAGAAGAAGAAGAUUGUCAAUGGAAGAGGAAAGUUCAGAAUCCUCAGUUCUUGAAGUUCAACCUCCAGCUACUGCUAGUGGUUUGAAUACUGUGCUUGACAAUGCCUGCGAAAACUGUAUAUAAUGGCAAAUGAUGAAUCCAUAAAACAAUGUUAAACAUCAAGACACUUCAGAAAAAGUUAUCUAAUUCUGCACUAAACAGGACUAGAAACACCAAAAUAGCUUCUUUAUCCUUUUCUGUUAGUGAUCCCAGUCCCUGGCAAGGUUUUGCAGAACACUUGAUUAAGCGGUGUUACAACACACCAUGUAAUGUUUCAAAACAUCUCAGAAUGACGUGUUUCAAUACUUAAGGUUAAGGUUUCGUCUCCAAGUUGGUGGCAGCUCAGUUGCCACUAGUUUUGGUGUUACAAAGCACUUCAUUUUAACAGUGUAAUGCAUAUUUCUGGGGGAGUAUUCUGGGGUUGAAAUCUUACUUUAUCUCAGAGUGAGAUUGUUACAAAGUAGCAAUGGCACAUUGAGGUCAAUGUUGGGGUCAAGGUUGAGAUAAUGUUGGUGGUGGUUUUGUGUUUGCUGGGAGUCUUCAUCGGCCUGAGGCCAUGGAGAAGGCUUUUGUUGCCAACGAGAGAGCCUGGGAUUUGAUAUGUGACUUUAAUGGCCCCUGACACUCACAGUAAAGACCGUGCAGUAAGGCUGCCACUGAUGGCCUGCUAGCUGUCCACUCUUAUCUAUCACACACAGGCAAGCAUAUAGACACACACACACAGUGCUGCAGCUGAGAGAAGAUGAGACAGCCAAAUUUGUCCAGUUUUGCUGUUAGUCUCCCUGUCCCUGAAUAUUUUACCCAGCAGAUUUACCCCAGUUCACUGAGCUAGUACAAUUCUGGGUUGAGGCAAUCCACGCUAAGUGAACAUUUCACACCCCUAAUUAGGAGAUAGCACACGGCAUUUGGCUAUUUUUAGCAACAUUCUCUGUUUAUGGGGAGUUGAAGUGAAACGGUGAGUUAAAGUCCAACUAACGUGCCAGUUGUUUAGGUGUUUUAUGCGCCAUGCCAUCAGUGAUUAAACUCAGGUCUGCAUCACAGCGUUGGCAGAAUGAUGGUCACAUGCAAGGGAUUUCUUUCCUCAAAGGGCGUCUUGAACAGCAGAUGAACACACCAGCUGCUAGCAGCUAGCCAGGGUGUUUUCAUUUCCCUAGCCAGCCACAGAUAAGGUCAGAUCAGCUGGAGCAUUAGGAGGAAUUUCCCACAUGUUGGGAACUUUAAAUAAAAGCACUUUUCAAAACCAGAAAGUGGAGGCACAGAAUCCAAGACUAAAUGCUGCAGCAAAUGCAUGAUUUGUUUUCCCAUUGUACCCAGAGGGCAAAAUUUGGCAUAUGACAUCAUAACCAGAUUACAACCAACUGGUCUCUUUUAGAUAUAUUUUUCAUGACGGCAUCAAAAUGUAAUGGGAACUACGUCAUAUUUUGGUUAUUAUCUGGUCAUAUACAACCAGAUAAAAACGAAUGUAUCUUGUUGCUGAAAAGACAUUAACAAAACAUAAAGACGGAGUACACUACUAGCAACAGUACGUUGCUGCUCUUACACAAUGACAGGCAGAAUAUGUCAAAUGUACGUUGUUUCCUAACCCUGCCUGUGUGUUGUGUGUCCCCAGCGUCUCCAGUGGGGAACGGAUAUAUUAAGCCGCCCAUCCCUCCAGUGCUGAGUCCCCAAGGGGACAAGGGUCUUCCAGCCAUGAUGCCCAUUAGCAUCGACCCGGAGAGCCGGCCGGGGGAGUAUGUCCUCAAGAGCCUGUUUGCAAACUUCACCACGCUGUCCGAGCGCAAGAUAUGCAUCAUCAUGGCCGAUCCGCUGGUGAGUCAGCAAGUUUUCCCUGUCUGUUCGUCCGUACAUCAAUCUGUCCGCCCGUGUCUGUCUGUGUCCGUCUGUCUGUCCGUGUUGCCGGACUGUUUUUUUUUUUAAGGGAACUUCUAAGCUUUUCCUGACCUUGCUGUGACAUGAGGAGAAACCAUAUUACAAGGGCCCUAGUUAUAAGCUGUUUACUUGACGACACAAUAGGAGAGAGAGUAUUCCAUUAUUGAUUGAUGGUUUGUAUAUCUCAUAUUCUGCUCCUGAGGUGGAAGAGGCAUUAUCGUGCCCUCUUCACGACUGUGUUGGUGUGUUUGGACCAUGAUACUGUAACUCGUUGGUGAUAAGGACACCAUGGAAGUUGAAGCUCUCGACCCGCUCGACAUGGGUCUUUAGACAUAGGCUCUGACAUGGGUCUUUAGACAUAGGCUCUGACAUGGGUCUUUAGACAUAGGCUCUGACAUGGGUCUUUAGACAUAGGCUCUGACAUGGGUCUUUAGACAUAGGCUCUGACAUGGGUCUUUAGACAUAGGCUCUGACAUGGGUCUUUAGACAUAGGCUCUGACAUGGGUCUUUAGACAUAGGCUCUGACAUGGGUCUUUAGACAUAGGCUCUGACAUGGAUAAGGAAGUAAAGCGGUAAAGACAUUAGUACAACUACAGAGGAACAGCCCUGGGAUACAGUGGGGUAAAGCGGUAAAGGUGGUCCCUUUCCCACCACAUUAGUACAACUACAGAGGAACAGCCCUGGGAUACAGUGGGGUAAAGCGGUAAAUGUGGUCCCUUUCCCACCACUUUAGUACAACUACAGAGGAACAGCCCUGGGAUACAGUGGGAAUUGUAGAGCUACCGUAUAUGCUUCACCUGGCCUUCCCUGACAAUACAGCUGUACAUAAUUAUGAUCAGCAUUCCUACUCUGAGACGCUUUAUGAAUAUGGGUCCUGGAUGGUGUACCAGGCAAUUGUACCUGUGGAUGUAUUUCAAGGACUACCUUCAAACUCAGUACUUUGCUUGACAUCAUUGGAAAAUCAAAAGAAAUCAGCCAAGACCUCCACAAGUCUGGUUCAUCCUUGGGAGCAAUUUCCAAACGCCUGAAGGUACCACGUUCAUCUGUACAAACAAUGGUACGCAAGUAUAAACACCAUGGGACCACGCAGCCGUCAUACCGCUCUGGAAGAAGACACGUUCUGUCUCCUAGAGAUGAACGUACUUUGGUGCGAAAAGUGCAAAUCAAUCCCAGAGGACCUUGUGAAGAUGCUGGAGGAAACAGGUACAAAAGUAUCUAUAUCCACAGUAAAACUAGUCCUAUAUCGACAUAACCUGAAAGGCCGCUCAACAAGGAAGAAGCUACUGCUCCAAAACCACCAUAAAAAAGCCAGACUACAGUUUGCAAAUGCCCAUGGGGACAAAUAUUGUGUAGCUCAGUUGGUAGAGCAUGGUGUUUGCAAUGCCAGGGUUGUGGGUUCGAUUCCCACGGGGGGCCAGUAUGAAAAAUGUAUGCACUCACUAACUGUAAGUCGCUCUAGAUAAGAGCGUCUGCUAAAAUGACCCAAAAAAAAAAAAGUCCUCUGGUCUGAUGAAACAAAAAUAGAACUGUUUGGCCAUAAUGACCAUCGUUAUGUUUGGAGGAAAAAGGGGGGACGCUUGCAAGCCAAAGAACACCAUCCCAACUGUGAAGCAUGGGGGUGGCAGCAUCAUGCUGUGGCUGUGCUUUGCUGCAGGAGGGGCUGGUUCACUUCACAAAAUAGAUGGCAUCAUGAGGAAGGAAAAUGAUGUUGAUAUAUUGAAGCAACAUCUCAAGACAUCAGUCAGGAAGUUAAAGCUUGGUCGCAAAUAGGUCUUCCAAAUGGAUAAUGACUCCAAGCAUACUUCCAAAGUUGUGGCAAAAUGGCUCAAGGACAACAAAGUCAAGGUAUUGGAGUGGCCAUCACAAAGCCCUGACCUCAAUCCAAUAGAAGAUUUGUGGGCAGAACUGAAAAAGUGUGCAAGCAAGGAGGCCUACAAACCUGACUCCGUUACACCAGCUCUGUCAGGAGGAAUGGGCCAAAAUUCACCCAACUUAUUGUGGGAAGCUUGUGGAAGGCUACCCGAAACAUUUGACCCAAGUUAAACAAUUUAAAGGCAAUGCUACCAAAUACUAAUUGAGUGUAUGUAAACUUCUGACCCACUGGGAAUGUGAUUAAAGAAAUAAAAGCUGAAAUAAAUAAUUCUCUCUACUAUAAUUCUGACAUUUCACAUUCACUUAAAAUAAAGUGGUGAUCCUAACUGACCAAAGACAGGACAUUUUUACUAGGAUUAAAUGUCAGGAAUUAUGAAAAACUGAGUUUAAAUGUAUUUGUCUAAGGUGUAUGUAAACUUCCGACUUCAACUGUGUAUACACUGAGAUUUAUACCAUUCCAAAACCCUGACUAAGUGAACUGAUUGAGACCCCAUUUACAUUUGGUAUAAACAUGAGCUUUCUGUUAUCUGGUUCCCUGAUCUGGAUCCAGGUCGCAUUUUUGUGUCAAUUGGGUCUGAGAGUGACACUUGAAUACUUUAUCCACAUAAAGUAUGAUGGAAAAAAGUUUUGGAAUACUUAAACAAUUUAAUUAUGGGCAGGAUUAAUUCAACUCCAUCUUUCAUUGAAUCAGAUUAGUCAUUAAUCACAAAACCUUUUGAUGUUGCCAAUUACUUUAAUGACUAUUUCAUUGUCAAAGUAAGCAAAUUUAGGCAUGCAUAAAAUACUUAAUAAUGAAGGGAAAGCAUUGUAAUUUUUUAUUUUGUAACAUUAGUGUGGGUGAGGUGGAAAAAAUUGUUGUCCAUCAAUAAUGAGAAACCUCCUGGUAUUGGCAACUUAAAUGGAAAGCUACUGAGGAUGGUAGCUGACUAUAUUGCCACUCCUACUGUCAUAUCUUUAAUCUGAGUAUGGAGAAUAUUUUUUGUCCUCAGACCUGGAGGGAAGCCAAAGAAUGGUAAAGCACCCUUUACUGGUUCUAACAGCCGACCAAUCAGCCUGCUGCCGACUCAUAUCAAACUUUUGACCAGAUACAAUGCUAUUUCUCUGUAAACAAAUGAACAAGACUUUCAGCAUGCUUAUAGGGAAGGGUUCUCUGGAUGCACUGCACUGACACAAAUGACUGAUGAUUGGUUGAAAGAAAUUGAUAAUAAGACCAUUGUGGGAGCUGUACUGUUGGAUUUCAGUGCAGCCUUUGAUAUUAAUCAAAUCAAAUCAAAUCAAAUUUUAUUGGUCACAUGCGCCGAAUACAACAGGUGCAGACAUUACAGUGAAAUGCUUACUUACAGCCCUUAACCAACAGUGCAUUUAUUUUAAACAAAAAAGUAAGAAUAAAACAACAACAAAAAAGUGUUGAGAAAAAAAGAGCAGAAGUAAAAAUAAAGUGACAGUAGGGAGGCUAUAUAUACAAUAGAAUAAAGUGACAGUAGGGAGGCUAUAUAUACAGUGGGGUACCGUUGCAUAGUCAAUGUGCGGGGGCACCGGCUAGUUGAGGUAGUUGAGGUAAUAUGUACAUGUGGGUAGAGUUAAAGUGACUAUGCAUAAAUACUUAACAGAGUAGCAGCAGCGUAAAAAGUAUGGGGUGGGGGGGCAGUGCAAAUAGUCCGGGUAGCCAUGAUUAGCUGUUCAGGAGUCUUAUGGCUUGGGGGUAGAAGCUGUUGAGAAGUCUUUUGGACCUAGACUUGGCACUCCGGUACCGCUUGCCGUGCGGUAGCAGAGAGAACAGUCUAUGACUAGGGUGACUGGAGUCUUUGACAAUUUUGAGGGCCUUCCUCUGACACCGCCUGGUAUAGAGGUCCUGGAUGGCAGGGAGCUUUGCCCCUGUGAUGUACUGGGCCGUACGCACUACCCUCUGUAGUGCCUUGCGGUCAGAGGCCAAGCAGUUGCCAUACCAGGCGGUGAUGCAACCAGUCAGGAUGCUCUCGAUGGUGCAGCUGUAGAAUUUUUUGAGGAUCUGAGGACCCAUGCCAAAUCUUUUUAGUCUCCUGAGGGGGAAUAGGCUUUGUCGUGCCCUCUUCACGACUGUCUUGGUGUGUUUGGACCAUGAUAGUUCGUUGGUGAUGUGGACACCAAGGAACUUGAAGCUCUCAACCUGUUCCACUACAGCCCCGUCGAUGAGAAUGGGGGCGUGCUCAGUCCUCUUUUUUUUCCUGUAGUCCACAAUCAUCUCCUUUGUCUUGGUCACGUUGAGGGAGAGGUUGUUGUCCUGGCACCACACGGCCAGAUCUCUGACCUCCUCCCUAUAGGCUGUCUCAUCGUUGUCGGUGAUCAGGCCUACCACUGUUGUGUCGUCGGCAAACUUAAUGAUGGUGUUGGAGUCGUGCCUGGCCAUGCAGUCAUGGGUGAACAGAGAGUACAGGAGGGGACUGAGCACGCACCCCUGAGGGGCCCCCGUGUUGAGGAUCAGUGUGGCAGAUGUGUUGUUACCUACCCUUACCACCUGGGGGCGGCCCGUCAGGAAGUCCAGGAUCCAGUUGCAGAGGGAGGUGUUUAGUCCCAGGAUCCUUAGCUUAGUGAUGAGCUUUGAGGGCACUAUGGUGUUGAAUGCUGAGCUGUAGUCAAUGAAUAGCAUUCUCACGUAGGUGUUCCUCUUGUCCAGGUGGGAAAGGGCAGUGUGGAGUGCGAUAGAGAUUGCAUCAUCUGUGGAUCUGUUGGGGCGGUAUGCAAAUUGGAGUGGGUCUAGGGUUUCUGGGAUUAUGCUGUUGAUGUGAGCCAUGACCAGUCUUUCAAAGCACUUCAUGGCUACAGACGUCAGUGCCACGGGUCGGUAGUCAUUUAGGCAGGUUAUCUUAGAGUUCUUGGGCACGGGGACUAUGGUGGUCUGCUUGAAACAUGUUGGUAUUACAGACUCAGUCAGGGACAUGUUGAAAAUGUCAGUGAAGACACUUGCCAGUUGGUCAGCACAUGCUCGGAGUACACGUCCUGGUAAUCCGUCUGGCCCUGCGGCCUUGUGAAUGUUGACCUGCUUAAAAGUCUUACUCACAUCGGCUACGGAGAGCGUGAUCACAUAGUCGUCCGGAACAGCUGGUGCUCUCAUGCAUGCUUCAGUGUUGCUUGCCUCGAAGCGAGCAUAGAAGUGGUUUAGCUCGUCUGGUAGGCUUGUGUCACUGGGCAGCUCGCGGCUGUGCUUCCCUUUGUAGUCUGUAAUAGUUUUCAAGCCCUGCCACAUCCGACGAGCGUCAGAGCCAGUGUAGUAUGAUUCAAUCUUAGACCUGUAUUGACUCUUUGCCUGUUUGAUGGUUCGUCGGAGGUCAUAGCGGGAUUUCUUAUAAGCGUCCGGGUUAGAGUCCCGUUCCUUGAAAGCGGCAGCUCUACCCUUUAGCUCAGUGCGGAUGUUUCCUGUAAUCCAUGGCUUCUGGUUGGGGUAUGUACGUACGGUCACUGUGGGGACGACAUCAUCGAUGCACUUAUUGAUGAAGCCAGUGACUGAUGUGGUGUACUCCUCAAUGCUGUCUGAAGAAUCCCGGAACAUGUUCCAGUCUGUGCUAGCAAAACAGUCCUGUAGCUUAGCAUCUGCGUCAUCUGACCACUUUUUUAUUAGCCGAAUCACUGGUGCUUCCUGCUUCAGUUUUUGCUUAUAAGCAGGAAUCAGGAGGAUAGAGUUAUGGUCAGAUUUGCCAAAUGGAGGGCGAGGGAGAGCUUUGUAUGCGUCUCUGUGUGUGGAGUAAAGGUGGUCUAGAGUUUUUUCCCCUCUGGUUGCACAUUUAACAUGCUGGUAGAAAUUAGGUAGAACGGAUUUAAGUUUCCCUGCAUUAAAGUCCCCUGCUACUAGGAGCGCUGCAUCUGGAUGAGCGUUUUCCUGUUGAUUAAUGGCCUUGUACAACUCAUUCAGUGCAAUCUUAAUGCCAGCAUUGGUUUGUGGUGGUAAAUAGACAGCUAUGAAAAAUAUAGAUGAAAACUCUCUUGGUAAAUAGUGUGGUCUGCAGCUUAUCAUAAGAUACUCUACCUCAGGCGAGCAAAACCUUGAGACUUCCUUAGUAUUUGAUUUUGUGCACCAGCUGUUGUUUACAAAUAUACAGAGACCGCCACCCCUCGUCUUACCCGAGUCUGCCGUUCUGUCCUGCCGAUGUAGCGUAUAGCCUGCUAGCUGAAUGUUAUCAUUGUCGUCGUUCAGCCACGACUCCGUGAAACAUAAGAUAUUACAGUUUUUAAUGUCCCGUUGGUAGGAUAACCGUAAUCUUAAAUCGUCCAUUUUAUUCUCCAAAGCUUGAACGUUGGCUAAUAGGAUUGAUGGGAGAGGCAGUUUACUCGUUCGCCGUCGGAUCCUUACAAGGCACCCGGAUCUGCGUCCACGAUAUCUCCGUCUCUUCCUCACGCGAAUGACGGGGAUCUGGGCCUUGUCGGGAGUCUGUAGAAUAUCCUUCGCGAACGCCUCGUUGAAGAAAAAGUGUUCGUCCAACGCGAGGUGAGUAAUCGCUGUCCUGAUAUCCAGAAGCUCUCUUUGGUUAUAAGAGACGAUGGCAGAAACAUUAUGUACAAAAUAAAUUACAAAUAACGCGGAAAAACACACAUAAUAGUACAAUUGGUUAGAGGGCUGUAAAACGGCAGCCAUCUUCUUCCGGCGCUGUUCUUCCAUAUUAUUGACCAGAAACGUGUGUGUUAUGGCUUUAUCUAAUAGAACAGAGGGUUUUGUUUAAUGGAAGCUUCUCUAAAGUUAAACAUGUAAAGUGUGGUGUACCGCAGGGCCUGUGUUUCUAUGUAUGCUGAUGAUUCAAUCUUGUACGCGUCGGCAACCACAGCUAGUGAAAACAUCCCUAAGUUCUACACCUCAGCUGAAUCUGGUAAUGAAUGGUGUGGCUGUUGAGCAAGUUGAGGAGACUAAAUUACUUGGUGUUACCUUAGAUUGUAAACUGUCAUGGUCAAAACAUAUUGUAAUGGUUGUAAAGACACCACACACCACAAAGCAAUUCCUGCAGGCUCUAGUUUUAUCUUAUCUUGAUCAUUGUCCAGUCAUAUGGUCAGGUGCUGCAAAGAAUGACCUAGUUAAGCUGCAGCUGUCCCAGAACAUAGAAAAACGUUUUGUUCUUCACUGUAAUCAGAGGGCUAAUAUCAAUACUAGACUGACAGAAUCACUUCUUGUUUUUAUAAGAAACAUUAAUGUGUUGAAAAUUCAAAAUUGUUUGCAUAGUCAACUUACACACAGCACUGACACACACACACUUACCCCACCAGACAUGCCACCAGGGGUCUUUUCAGAACAAAUUCAAGGAAACAUACAGUAUUAUACAGAGCCAUGAUUCUAUCUCAUAUAGCGCAAGUGAACAGCAAACCGGAUUUCAAAACACAAAUAAAGCAACACCUCAUGGCACAACACCUCUCCCCCAUGUGACCUACUUUUUGUGUGCAUGUACUGACAUGUGUGUGUAACUGAUAUAUGCGCACACACACAUGAACACACAUGCGCGCACUCUAACGCAAACUCUACACACACCCACACAUUAUUAUUUAGUUGUAUUGUUGAUUUUAUUAAAUUUGUGUAUUUUUAUUGAAGAUAUAUCUAUCUAUAUGUGUGUGUGUAUAUAUAUGUAUGUAUAUAUAUGUGUGUGUGUGUGUGUGUGUGUGUGUGUGUGUGUGUGUGUGUGUAUGUGUAUAUACAGUGGGGGAAAAAAGUAUUUAGUCAGCCACCAAUUGUGCAAGUUCUCCCACUUAAAAAGAUGAGAGAGGCCUGUAAUUUUCAUCAUAGGUACACGUCAACUAUGACUGACAAAUUGAGAAGAAAAAAAAUCCAGAAAAUCACAUUGUAGGAUUUUUAAUGAAUUAAUUUGCAAAUUAUGGUGGAAAAUAAGUAUUUGGUCACCUACAAACAAGCAAGAUUUCUGGCUCUCACAGACCUGUAACUUCUUCUUUAAGAGGCUCCUCUGUCCUCCACUCAUUACCUGUAUUAAUGGCACCUGUUUGAACUUGUUAUCAGUAUAAAAGACACCUGUCCACAACCUCAAACAGUCACACUCCAAACUCCACUAUGGCCAAGACCAAAGAGCUGUCAAAGGACACCAGAAACAAAAUUGUAGACCUGCACCAGGCUGGGAAGACUGAAUCUGCAAUAGGUAAGCAGCUUGGUUUGAAGAAAUCAACUGUGGGAGCAAUUAUUAGGAAAUGGAAGACAUACAAGACCACUGAUAAUAUCCCUCGAUCUGGGGCUCCACGCAAGAUCUCACCCCGGGGGGUCAAAAUGAUCACAAGAACGGUGAGCAAAAAUCCCAGAACCACACGGGGGGACCUAGUGAAUGACCUGCAGAGAGCUGGGACCAAAGUAACAAAGCCUACCAUCAGUAACACACUACGCCGCCAGGGACUCAAAUCCUGCAGUGCCAGACGUGUCCCCCUGCUUAAGCCAGUACAUGUCCAGGCCCGUCUGAAGUUUGCUAGAGUGCAUUUGGAUGAUCCAGAAGAGGAUUGGGAGAAUGUCAUAUGGUCAGAUGAAACCAAAAUAUAACUUUUUGGUAAAAACUCAACUCGUCGUGUUUGGAGGACAAAGAAUGCUGAGUUGCAUCCAAAGAACACCAUACCUACUGUGAAGCAUGGGGGUGGAAACAUCAUGCUUUGGGGCUGUUUUUCUGCAAAGGGACCAGGACGACUGAUCCGUGUAAAGAAAAGAAUGAAUGGGGCCAUGUAUCGUGAGAUUUUGAGUGAAAACCUCCUUCCAUCAGCAAGGGCAUUGAAGAUGAAACGUGGCUGGGUCUUUCAGCAUGACAAUGAUCCUAAACACACCGCCCGAGCAACGAAGGAGUGGCUUCGUAAGAAGCAUUUCAAGGUCCUGGAGUGGCCUAGUCAGUCUCCAGAUCUCAACCCCAUAGAAAAUCUUUGGAGGGAGUUGAAAGUCCGUGUUGCCCAGCGACAGCCCCAAAACAUCACUGCUCUAGAGGAGAUCUGCAUGGAGGAAUGGGCCAAAAUACCAGCAACAGUGUGUGAAAACCUUGUGAAGACUUACAGAAAACGUUUGACCUGUGUCAUUGCCAACAAAGGGUAUAUAACAAAGUAUUGAGAAACUUUUGUUAUUGACCAAAUACUUAUUUUCCACCAUAAUUUGCACAUAAAUUCAUUUAAAAUCCUACAAUGUGAUUUUCUGGAAAAAAAAUUCUCAUUUUGUCUGUCAUAGUUGACGUGUACCUAUGAUGAAAAUUACAGGCCUCUCUCAUUUUUUUAAGUGGGAGAACUUGCACAAUUGGUGGCUGACUAAAUAAAUUUUUUCCCCACUGUAUAUAUGUAUGUGUGUGUAUAUAUGUGUGUGUAUAUGUAUAUGUGUGCGUGUAUAUAUGUGUGUGUAUAUAUGUAUAUGUGUGUGUAUAUAUAUGUGUAUGUAUAUAUAUAUAUUGUGUGUGUGUAUAUGUGUAUACAUACAUACAUACAUACAUACAUACAUACAUACAUACAUACAUACAUACAUACAUACAUACAUACAUACAUACAUACAUGUGAAAUCCAUAGAUCUAUUGCAAGUGACAGAUUUUCAUUAUAUGAAGUGUAACUCAGUAAAAUUGUUGAAAUUGUUGCAUGUUGCGUUUUUAUAUAUUUUUGUUCAGUAAUAUUUAACCUUGAUUUUGAGUCAAUGCUGACACCAAGGUCUCUUUUACAGAUGAGCCCUGUUUAGCACAACAAUACAAAUCAAAAGACAAUAUACACAUUAAACUACACAUCCAUAUACACAUUAAAAUACACUUUAUUAUACAUAACAAUACAUGAAAAGCAAAACACAAUCAUAAACCAACACAUUCUUCAGUAAAAAGGACCCCUAACAGCCGUUUGAAAUGCCCUAGAGGCAUCAAUUCCUCAAAUGUUUUACGUGCGUUGGAGAUCAUUCCACAUGUAAGGUGCAAAAAAUCAUGUCCAGAGUUAGCGAGACCGGGUCUGGUAUCUUGUACGUCCAUAAGUUAGCAAUUAAGUAAUUUAUGCAGGAGGGUAUAAACUUCACCCUUGUGAUUUCAAUCACUUCAAUGGUUUCUAGAUUCAGACUGUAUGUAGCUACAUGAACAAUCUAAGAGUAUGACUAGAUACAUUGGAAUGUACCACCAUGUCGCGAAGAACACUGGCACAGAGUUAAGAGGAAAGGCUUCCCCCGGGGCCAUGAGAGAGGUAGGUCUGUCCUGGGGCCUCAAAUAGAAUUUGUUUAGUUUUAUACUAAAUUUCUGCGUACGUUCAGUUUUUAAAACGAAGGGAAACACACAUCCUAAAAAGGUAUAUGCAUUAAACACAAGCGUGUGUAAAUCACUUUAUAAGUACGUUUCAUACAUUUCUUACCUACAAAUAAAUUGCCCAUUUUUAGAUUUUCACAUCAAGGUCAAGAGGAAUCAUUUACCACCUUUGUGUGUGGACAACAUCAAUAGCCUAUGACAUCAACGCACAGCACGCACAAUUUAUGGUCAAAUCUGAGCGCAAGACUAUUUUGAUAAAUGAGACCCCAGGGCAGUAACAAGGUGAGGGGCAUUAUGGGCAUUAUCCAGCUGAGUAAAGACUAAUGAGGCACCUCAUUAAUGUCGCAACUGUCCUGUCCGUCUGACAGAAGCUGCCCAGACCUCCAACUGACUGAAUGCUUUUCUCAUUAACUCUGAGCGCUGUGUCCCAAAUGGCACCCUGUUCCCUAUAUAGAGCAAUAUGACCAAAGCCCUAUGGUUCUUGGUCAAAAGUAAUGCACUAUAUAGGGAAUGGGGUUCAUUUGGAGCCUACCUUGGUAUGACACUUUUAGUGUCUGAAUGAAUUGAUCUAUUCUUAUUCUAUUGUUUUUACAGGAGAAACCCUUGACCAAGUCUCUGCAGAGGGGUGAGGAUCAGCAGUUUGACCAGGUAACAUUUUUUACAUUUACAUUUUUAGUCAUUUAGCAGACGCUCUUAUCCAGAGCGACUUACAUUUAGUGAAUACAUAUAUAUAUUUUUUUAUACUGGCCCCCCGUGGGAAGCGAACCCACAACCCUGGCAUUGCAAGCGCCAUGCUCUACCAACUGAGCUACACAGGACUGUUACUCUCUAAUAGACAGAGGAAUCAGUAAGGCAGGGUUGGGUUUGUCAAUACUAUGUUUCCCCGCUGAGCUCAAGCUAAUACAUUUUUGCUAGGGGAGCCAAAGCAGGUUUUCAGGUCUCAGACAACAUUACUCAACAAGUGAUACACAAGCUCGUUGUAUUGAGCAGUCCAUCAACGUUAGUGCUUGUUGGCUGGGUCUGCUCUAGGUGCCUGUAUAGUAGAAGGUCUGGGUGUGUGUGCGUUUGAUGGUAACUCAUUCCAGAGGCCAUUCAACAGUGUACAGAGGCAGGAUUCUUCUCCUGUCCGUGCUGAAUAAAGGCCCGCUGUGUUCCCCUGGUCUCACCAGACUCCCCUCCCUUCCUGUGUGCUAGUAGCCUGGCCCGAGCCGGCCAGACUCCCCUCCCUUCCUGUGUGCUAGUAGCCUGGCCCGAGCCGGCCAGACUCCCCUCCCUUCCUGUGUGCUAAUAGCCUGGUCCGAGCCGGCCAGACCCCUCCCUUCCUGUGUGCUAGUAGCCUGGCCCGAGCCGGCCAGACCUCUCCCUUCCUGUGUGCUAGUAGCCUGGCCUGAGCCGGCCAGACUACCCUCCCUUCCUGUGUGCUAGUAGCCUGGCCUGAGCCGGCCAGACCCCUCCCUUCCUGUGUGCUAGUAGCCUGGCCUAAGCCGGCCAGACCCCUCCCUUCCUGUGUGCUAGUAGCCUGGCCCGAGCCAGCCAGACUCCCCUCCCUUUCUGUGUGCUAGUAGCCUGGCCUGAGCCAGCCAGACUACCCUCCCUUCCUGUGUGCUAGUAGCCUGGCCUGAGCCGGCCAGACUCCCCUCCCUGUCUGUGUGCUAGUAGCCUGGCCCGAGCCGGCCAGACUCCCCUCCCUUCCUGUGUGCUAGUAGCCUGGCCCGAGCCGGCCAGACUCCCCUCCCUUCCUGUGUGCUAGUAGCCUGGCCCGAGCCGGCCAGACUCCCCUCCCUUUCUGUGUGCUAGUAGCCUGGCCUGAGCCGGCCAGACUCCCCUCCCUUCCUGUGUGCUAGUAGCCUGGCCCGAGCCGGCCAGACUCCCCUCCCUUCCUGUGUGCUUUUCCAUUCUCUCUCCUCUCCAGAUUCCUCUCCUCUCUCCUUUUUCCCUUGUCCCUCUCUCUCUUUUAUCUGCUCCCCUCCUCUAAUCCCCUCUCACUGCCUGCAGUUUCUGUCUUGUGGAGGACAUUGAGGGUUAAGACACAGUGAUGUCUGUAGUGCAUCUUCUUUUGAUUCAGCUAUAAAUUAACUGACCAAUAUGUACACACCAUUUGCAUUUAUUUGCUUGUUGUUUCAGGUAAUCACUGCUAUGAGUUCUCUGGCGGAGUACUGCCUCCCGUCCAUCCUGAGGACACUGUUUGACUGGUACAGGAGACAGAAUGGUCUAGAGGACCCAGAGUCACACGAAUACAGACCCAGAGCCAACAUCAAGUCAAGAAAGUAAGACGUAUGCACACACAUACACCUUUUGACUGGUACAGGAGACAGAACAGCCAGGAGGACUCAGAUUUCCAUGAACACCCUGUCACAUUUCAUGACCAGAAAUCAAACACAAAGAAAACACUGCACAGUAAAGUCUAAGACAUUGUGCCUGAAUUGAUUGACAUUAUCAUUGAACUGAAUUAUCAUUGAAUUGAUUGACAUUAUCAUUGAACUUAAUGCAUAACAGAUGGUUAUGGAAGCAUAUAGCUGCCGAAAUUCAAUUAGAAAUGCCAAUUGGUUAUGAUAAAUCAAUAUCAUUUUUGACCUUUCUUUUCCUAUUUACAUGUGCGUAAUCUGUGACAUAAUUGGUAACAGCAAGCUUGGUGCUCUAGUUUGAUAACUGCUCUAACUUGUCCAACCCUGUUGAUGUUUCACAGUGACGAACAGCAGAGAGAUUAUCUACUUGAAAGGAGGGAUCUGGCCAUCGACUUCAUCUUCUCUCUCGUACUUAUAGAAGUUUUAAAACAGGUGACUCAUUUCUAUACUCCACUCUAAAACACUAAACCCAGCUAGCAUAUUAGUUUCCCUCAAUGUUCUGGCAAGAACAAAAACCUUAAUUUCUUAAAGUGCAAGUUUGUGUUGUAUACUAAACACAAGUGCCACUUUGACCAAUGUUAGCAUUCACAUCGUCAUUAGAUAUGGCUCCCCUAAGGGAUACCUGACAGAACAACCGCUUCUUGGAUGCAUCCCAAAUAGCACCCUAUCCCCUAUAUAAUGCACUACUUUUCACCAGAGCCCCAUGGGCUUUUUGGGAAUAUGGUGCAAUUUGGGACGUAACCCUUAAAAGGCUGAUUUAUUCCUUUUGCUCAAUCUCAGACUCAUGACUGGAGUUUUCUGUUUGUAAAAGUGUGUCUUUCACCCUCUCACCCUCUCACUCUCUCACUCUAUGACCAGAUGCCACUCCACCCUGUCCUGGACAGUUUGGUCAGUGAAGUCAUUAACUUGGCCUUUAAGCACUUUAGACACAAAGAAGGGUACGUUUAGCUCUGCUUUCAUGACUUUCUGAGUAUACAGUAGUGUUUCUUUCUUUCCUUGUUUCCUAUUCUUACUCCUGUGUGUUUGUUUGCCAGGUACCAUGGUCCUAACACUGGUAACAUGCACAUUGUAGCAGACCUCUAUGCAGAAGUCAUUGGAGUUUUAGCCCAGGCCAAGUAAGUUCAUCAAGUCAUCUGUAAACAAUAAUCCAUACUGUAUGUAAUUCAUUCGUUUGUUUGUUCGUUCAUUCAUUCAUUCAUUCAUUCAUUCAUUCAUUCAUUCAUUCAUUCAUUCAUUCAUUCAUUCAUUCAUUCAUUCAUUCACUUAUUCAUUCAUAGGCUACUGUAUAGGUAGUGACUGAACAACACAAAUAAAGGCUCCUCGAUAGUAGGCUGUCAUUCUUUGGGCAGUAGUUGAACAUAUUUUAAUUAACCUACACUUGAGGAUACAGGACAGUAAUGUAUGCUGUUCAAAUGCUGUUCGGCUUUGUCCCAAAUGGCACCCUAUUCCCAAUAUAGUGCACUGUUUUUGACCAGGGCCCAUAGUAGUGCACUAUGUAGGGAAUAGGGUGCCACAUGUUUAAUGUUGCCAUUGGAGAUCACUAAUGACUGUUUAGCUUUUGUGGUCUGGUUGAGUUGUCACAAGGCUCUCUCCUGCUUCUCUUCUGUACACAUCUGCAUAAGAAUCUCCCUGGUUCAAAUAGAGAGCUAGACCUGAGUAAAUCACAAGACAUGUUUUGGACAAGUCCUUUGCCCUCCAUACUAGGACUGAAAAUCACUGUGUUUAUUGGAACGUUCCAGAUCAUCGUUACGAAGGAACAAAGCCCUUAAAAUAGAGCUAUGGUUGGGUAGUACUACCAUCUUAGGCCCGAAGAGUAGGAGUGCCUUUUAGAAUAUAAUGAAUGGCCCGGGGAUCCUGGUCCUAGAUCAGCAGUCCUACUCUGAGAAUAUAAUGAAUGGCCUGGGGAUCCUGAUCCUAGAUCAGCACUCCUACUCUGAGAAUAUAAUGAAUGGCCCGGGGAUCCUGAUCCUAGAUCAGCACUCCUACUCUGAGAAUAUAAUGAAUGGCCCGGGGAUCCUGAUCCUAGAUCAGCACUCCUACUCUGAGAAUAUAAUGAAUGGCCCGGGGAUCCUGAUCCUAGAUCAGCACUCCUACUCUAAGUACCUGGCUAAGCUUGUCAGAUGUGACGUGCCACCGUGGAGCUGCUAGGUCGUGUUCAUUAACGACCAAACGGAAGGAAACAGAAUCAGGGAGGGACUACCUCCUCCAAUAAGGAACCCUAAUUUCUGUUUUCCAUUGCAAAAUGUUUCAAAACAUUUGUCUGUUGCGUGCCCUAAUGAACACAGCCCUGUAAUAAAACUGGGACACCAGGUGUGUGCAUCUCCAGCCAAUCUGUAGCAUUCAUUGAUCAAUUAAGUACCAGGUGAGAACCAGAAACCAGUGGGAUGGGGGAAGUAGAGGGCCUGAGUUGUGCACCCCUGGUAUAACCCAACCAGCUUUGCAAGCUUGCAUGUUAGGUGAUGCGAGGAUAUUAGAUGAUUUUAUAGGUGGCAGGUAGCCUAGGGCCUAGCAGUUAAGAGCGCUGGGCCAGUAACCAAAAGGUUGUUGGUUCGAAUCCCCGAGCCGACUAGGUGACAAAUCUGUCUCUCUGGAUAAGAGUGUCUGCUAAAUAAGUAAAAUGUAAAAAUAGCAACCAUAAUUAUCAUAAUGUAAUCCUACCCGUGUAACCUUCUCUGUCUCUGUUCGAAUACUUUAAAAAAAUGCAUAUUUCCUUCCUUACUUCCUUGAAGUAAUCAGAAAUCUGGAUUGGUAAAAGUAAUAGGGCUUUAACCUUUCUUUCAACUUUUCAAUCACUUACUGUAGGGCCCGAUUCAGACUUAGCAAAAACACCUUUCCUAUGCACGCCUUUCCUAAGCACUUCUCAGUAGUUGGUAUUCAGACUUGCCUUAUGCAGGUGUGUAACGUGCUUUGCAGGCUCCCUUGUGUAUUAUUCAACUGCUGAAAACCCUCCCACUUGCUGGCCAACAGAUGUUUUAUUCAAUAGGGUUUUCUGUACAUUUAUCUAAAGCCAUCCCUUUAAAUUUGAUGUACCUUUUUUAAUUAUACUUUUCUCCACUGACUCACUAGAAUAUAUGGAGAGAACGGUUCAGAAUAUUAGGGAUCAAUGAAAGAAAGCAAAUAAAUAAAUACACGCAUAUCUGUCUUCUUUUCAGCACCAGUUGGUAGAUUUUAAAAUACUCUGAUCUUGUAUAUUAUUUAGGGUUAGGAAAGUAUUCAUAAAAACAAAAAAACUGGGUUGGAGAGCAAAAUAUAUUGGUGAAUCAAAAAUAGUGGUUUGAUUCAUCCUGAAAAUUGCCAUAUUCAAUUGUUCAUCCAUGAAAUAUUGGAAAGUGAGAAAACUGUGCAAUAGGGGUUGAAGAGAAGUCCUAUAAAUGUACCUUAAUAAUCCUCACUAAUGGAACUGUGACGACAAUGGUCCAGUCAUUGGGAACCGUGCGCCAAGCUCCAGGUUUAAAUUGCUAAGUAUGGUCUGCAUUCCAUAAUGAUUCAAAUAGGCUACAUGUCCCAAAUUAUUGCACAACUUGUAAAACGUUAGCCUAAUAUGAUCCACUAUUGCUAGCGAUCCUCAGGAACAACCACACAAAUGUGACAGAAAUAAAAUAUAUACUAAUAAUAUAAUGGAAUGAUGCAAAAUGUAAGGAAACUAACACAGUUCUAAAUAUAUGUGGGUAUAACUGAUGGUGGCUACCCCUAAUAUUUAACAAGAUACAAAUUGUUUUUAAAAAAUACUGUGAAAAGUCUGGGCAUUUAAUUAAAACAUUCUAGAAAUCAUAAAUCAACUCGGUACUGUAGGUUUGGCGCUAUACUGUCAUUUGCGCAUGGUCUCCUUCAAAUUUCAUCCCUGCAAGUUAUAAGGCCAGCAUUUCCUAAAGGUGACAUGUUGAUAUGCUUCAGUUUGCUGCCAUAUGACUGGUUUCACAUUUGUCUCCAGCGAUCAUACUGUAAAAAUCUAAAACAAUUGUCAUUUAUAUUUACAAUCCAAACAGUUUACUCAUUAACCACUUAUCAAUAGCUGUUAUCAAUUUGUAAACGAUAGUCUAUAGAGUGGUGUUAUUUCUAUAGAAAAAAUAAAGUAGAUGUUGUUCCACUUGGAAUGGACAGGUUGCUCGACCUUCAUCGUUUCAUUGUGCGUAAAGGUGGUGGAAUAAUGAGGGAAUUAAGUCAAGGUCAGAAUACGGUGUAUCUGUAGACACACCCCCGCCACACCUUCAUUUCUUUGAUCUCCACCCCAAACAAAUAGCGGGUGAAUAUCAUGCUAUUCUCAUGCUUAAAUUCAAGGUCAGAAUACGCAUAGAGAGAACAGUGGAUAAAAAGGGAAUUAUGUUCCAUUCACGCGCUUAACUAGGGUUGGAAGUCCCCCCCCCCCCAUAUAGAUCUGUUUUUACCUCAAUGAAACAAGGAAGGACUGAUGCAUUUCUAAAGUCUUCAAAAAAGGCUUUGUCUAUGUCUGGUGUUGUCCCAAAUGGCACCCUAUUCCCUACAAAGUGCAUUACUUUUGACCAGAACCCUGGUCAAAAGUAGUGUACCGUAUUUCCAACCCUCUGUCUCCUCCUCUCCUUCUCAGGUUUCCUGCUGUGAAGAAAAUGUUUCUGUCUGAGCUGAAGGAGCUGAGACAGAAGGAGCAGAGUCCCUACGUGGUCCAGAGCACCAUCAGCCUUAUCAUGGGUGUCAAGUUCUUCCGCAUCAAGAUGUAUCCAGUGGAGGACUUUGAAGCCUCCUUUCAGUUCAUGCAGGUACAGAAGUGAGCAGUGAGCUCUACAGUACAGACGUGAUGAUUAUAGGCCCACCUGUAUGCACUGUCUCAAACAAGUGUGUAAUCCUGCAUGGCUGAAAAGGAACAGUGAAUGCUAUAUGGGAUAGGAAUCAGUAUUUUCUGACCACUCACCUUUUCAUGUUGAAAUGGUCCUGAAAUGUUUAUUUCUAUAUUGGUCAAUUUCGAAGGACCCGGAUGCAUGACCUGUAUUGAGGCCAUAUAAUCUUCUUAGUAAACAAAUGAACUUGACUCAUGUCUCUGCCUUAUCCAUGUAGCUAACAAUGUAAUAAGUGUCAGAAGUGGGAUCUGAACCCACGAGUGAGAAUGGUCAUCUUUAACAGCAUUAAAAUCAGUCUAGAAUCACUUGAUUCCUCUUAUCUUUAGCUUGAAUUCCCCACUUUUGCAUUCUGUGUACUUUUCUCAUCCUAUGCCUCUAGUUUGGCUGAGUCCCAAUUCACCACCUUUUCCAGAAAUUCCCAUCAUGCAUUUAAAAGCAUAUGAUUGGUGUAAGCAUUGGCAGGAGUGAGUUUCCAUCAUUAUAAAAUCCAUGUGAGAAAGUGUGCAUGUGUACACUUUGUGAGAAGAGUGUAGUAUCGGGACUUAGUGUUGACCACCAUGUGACCUGACCUCAGUGGCCUGAAUGUAUGGUUUACAAUAUGUAAUCCUUAUGAUGAAAGGGCUGCUCUCCGUUACAGGACUGUGCCCAGUACUUCCUGGAAGUGAAGGACAAGGACAUUAAGCAUGCCUUGGCCGGCCUCUUCGUGGAGAUCCUAGUUCCUGUAGCGGCAGUAAGUUGGUUAUCUGACCAGAUGACAACCAGAAUAUGACGUCUUUUCCUUGACAUCUUGAUGUUGUCAUGAAAACGAUACCUUGUUGUUAAAGAGACCAGUUGGUUGUAACCAAAUAUGUAUAUAAACCCUGGAAUGCUGAUGCUAUGUACAGUUGAAGUCAGAGGUUUACAUACACCUUAGCCAAAUACAUUUAAACUCAGUUUUUCACAAUUCCUGACUUUUAAUCCUAGUAAAAAUUCCCUGUCUUAGGUCAGUUAGGAUCACCACUUUAUUUUAAGAAUGUGAAAUGUCAGAAUAAUAGUAGAGAGAAUGAUUUAUUUCAGCUUUUAUUUAUUUAAUCAUAUUCCCAGUGGGUCAGAAGUUUACAUACACUCAAUUACUAUUUGGUAGCAUUGCCUUUAAAUUGUUUAACUUGGGUCAAACAUUUCGGGUAGCCUUCCACAAGCUUCACACAAUAAGUUGGGUGAAUUUUGGCCCAUUCCUCCUGACAGAGCUGGUGUAACUGAGUCAGGUUUGUAGGCUUCCUUGCUCGCACAUGCUUUUUCAGUUCUGCCCACAAAUGUUCUAUAGGAUUGAGGUCAGGGCUUUGUGAUGGCCACUCCAAUACCUUGACUUUGUUGUCCUUAAGCCAUUUUGCCACAACUUUGGAAGUAUGCUUGGGGUCAUUGUCCAUUUGGAAGACCCAUUUGCGACCAAGCUUUAACUUCCUGACUGAUGUCUUGAGAUGUUGCUUCAAUAUAUCCACAUAAUUUUCCUUCCUCAUGAUGCUAUCUAUUUUGUGAAGUGCACCAGUGCCUCCUGCAGCAAAGCACCCCCACAGCAUGAUGCUGCCACCCCCGUGCUUCGCGGUUGGGAUGGUGUUCUUCAGCUUAAAAGCCUGCCCCGUUUUCCUCCAAACAUAACGAUGGUCAUUAUGGCCAAACAGUUAUAUUUUUGUUUCAUCAGACCAGAGGAAAUUUCUCCAAAAAGUACGAUCUUUGUCCCCAUGUGCAGUUGCAAACCGUAAUCUGGCUUUUUUAUGGCGGUUUUGGAGCAGUGGCUUCUUCCUUGCUGAGCGGCCUUUCAGGUUAUGUCGAUAUAGGACUCGUUUUACUGUGGAUAUAGAUACUUUUGUACCUGUUCACUCCAGCAUCUUCACAAGGUCCUUUGCUGUUGUUCUGGGAUUGAUUUGCACUUUUCGCACCAAAGUACGUUCAUCUCUAGGAGACAGAACGCGUCUCCUUCCUGAGCGGUAUGACAGCUGCGUGGUCCCAUGGUGUUUAUACUUGCGUACUAUUGUUUGUACAGAUGAACGUGGUACCUUCAGGCGUUUGGAAAUUGCUCCCAAGGAUGAACCAGACUUGUGGAGGUCUACCAUUUUUUUCUGAGGUCUUGGCUGAUUUCUUUUGAUUUUCCCAUGAUGUCAAGCAAAGAGGCACUGAGUUUGAAGGUAGGCCUUGAAAUACAUCCACAGGUACACCUCAAUUGACUCAAAUGAUGUCAAUUAAUCUAUCAGAAGCUUCUAAAGCCAUGACAUCAUUUUCUGGAAUUGUCCAAGCUGUUUAAAGGCACAGUCAACUUAGUGUAUGUAAACUUCUGACCCACUGGAAUUGUGAUACAGUGAAUUAUAAGUGAAAUAAUCUGUCUGUAAACAAUUGUUGGAAAAAUUACAGUGGGGAAAAAAAGUAUUUAGUCAGCCACCAAUUGUGCAUGUUCUCCCACUUAAAAAGAUGAGAGAGGCCUGUAAUUUUCAUCAUAGGUACACGUCAACUAUGACAGACAAAAUGAGGAAAAAAAAUCCAGAAAAUCACAUUGUAGUAUUUUUAAUGAAUUUAUUUGCAAAUUAUGGUGGAAAAUAAGUAUUUGGUCAAUAACAAAAGUUUCUCAAUACUUUGUUAUAUACCCUUUGUUAGCAAUGACACAGGUCAAACGUUUUCUGUAAGUCUUCACAAGGUUUUCACACACUGUUGCUGGUAUUUUGGCCCAUUCCUCCAUGCAGAUCUCCUCUAGAGCAGUGAUGUUUUGGGGCUGUCGCUGGGCAACACGGACUUUCAACUCCCUCCAAAGAUGUUCUAUGGGGUUGAGAUCUGGAGACUGGCUAGGCCACUCCAGGACCUUGAAAUGCUUCUUAUGAAUCCACUCCUUCGUUGCCCGGGCGGUGUGUUUGGGAUCAUUGUCAUGCUGAAAGACCCAGCCACGUUUCAUCUUCAAUGCCCUUGCUGAUGGAAGGAGGUUUUCACUCAAAAUCUCACGAUACAUGGCCCCAUUCAUUCUUUCCUUUACACGGAUCAGUCGUCCUGGUCCCUUUGCAGAAAAACAGCCCCAAAGCAUGAUGUUUCCACCCCCAUGCUUCACAGUAGGUAUGGUGUUCUUUGGAUGCAACUCAGCAUUCUUUGUCCUCCAAACACGACGAGUUGAGUUUUUACAAAAAAGUUCUAUUUUGGUUUCAUCUGACCAUAUGACAUUCUCCCAAUCCUCUUCUGGAUCAUCCAAAUGCACUCUAGCAAACUUCAGACGGGCCUGGACAUGUACUGGCUUAAGCAGGGGGACACGUCUGGCACUGCAGGAUUUGAGUCCCUGGAGGCGUAGUGUGUUACUGAUGGUAGGCUUUGUUACUUUGGUCCCAGCUCUCUGCAGGUCAUUCACUAGGUCCCUCCGUGUGGUUCUGGGAUUUUUGCUCACCGUUCUUGUGAUCAUUUUGACCCCACGGGGUGAGAUCUUGCGUGGAGCCCCAGAUCGAGGGAGAUUAUCAGUGGUCUUGUAUGUCUUCCAUUUCCUAAUAAUUGCUCCCACAGUUGAUUUCUUCAAACCAAGCUGCUUACCUAUUGCAUAUUCAGUCUUCCCAGCCUGGUGCAGGUCUACAAUUUUGUUUCUGGUGUCCUUUGACAGCUCUUUGGUCUUGGCCAUAGUGGAGUUUGGAGUGUGACUGUUUGAGGUUGUGGACAGGUGUCUUUUAUACUGAUAACAAGUUCAAACAGGUGCCAUUAAUACAGGUAACGAGUGGAGGACAGAGGAGCCUCUUAAAGAAGAAGUUACAGGUCUGUGAGAGCCAGAAAUCUUGCUUGUUUGUAGGUGACCAAAUACUUAUUUUCCACCAUAAUUUGCAAAUAAAUUCAUUAAAAAUCCUACAAUGUGAUUUUCUGGAUAUUUUUUCCUCAAUUUGUCUGUCAUAGUUGACGUGUACCUAUGAUGAAAAUUACAGGCCUCUCUUAUUUUUUUUUAAGUGGGAGAACAUGCACAAUUGGUGGCUGACUAAAUACUUUUUUCCCCACUGUACUUUACAUUGUUUGCAAGAUCAGACAUAAUAUCACUGUAAUCCGAGUUUUCCUUUUCGGAAGUUGCUUUCAUUUCAACGCAUCUAAUUUGUAAACAUUUCAGCUGUAUUAAAUCAUAACUUUUUUCAAUUACACAAAAAAAUCAACACCCACCAAAAUAAAGUUAUAUUUCUUUUUUGUGAUGUACAUGUCGAUACGGUGCGUUAAAUCCCCGACCAAGAUUUACCGUUCUUAUAGAUGCAACAGAAAGCCAAUGUAGUCCAUUGAGCCCAUUUCAGCCAAUACUAGAGCAAGUUUGACAGGUCAUUAAAGACGUUUCCACUGUCGAUACGUUAACGGGAAAAAAACGAAUGGCAGAAGCAUGAGUAGGAAAGAGUCACCAGAGUCAAAUGAAAUAAAUAAAUCCAGAGAGAUUUAAGUGACGAGUGGAUUUUGCACCCCUCAAACACAGGAAAUAGAUGGCUGAAAAGGAGAGAUCCUCAGGUGGGUGGGGCAUUCACGUUGCUAAUUAUGUUUAAGUGUGUGUGUGUGUGUGUGAUGCGUGUGAUGCUGAGUAUGUGUUCUCCGUUUCCAGGCUGUUAAGAACGAGGUGAACGUGCCGUGUCUAAGGAACUUUGUGGAGAGCCUGUAUGACACAACACUGGACCUCUCCUCCAGGAAAAAACACUCUCUGGUUAGUCACACACACACACACACACACACACACACACACACACACACACACACACACACACCCACACACACACACACACACACACACACACACACCAGAGUUGUUGAUGUUCUUCUCCCAAAGCCACAGUGACAGGCCAGUAUAAAACUGGUGCAUAGUGUACAUGGCUGUGGUUUCUGUCAAGCCUGACAGCAUUUCAAGGUCAAUCUUGUACAGUGGCUCUCUCCUUGUUGCUCUUCUAACUAACGAUGCACAAGGGAGGACAGGCAACCUCUUCAAAUCAAAGAGUAAACACUCAAUCGGAUUAUUGUGGACAGUAAAUGUGUGUAAGAUUUACAGUUCCUCGGUGUCCACAUCACUGAGGACUUAACACGGUCCUCUCACACCAGAACAGUCAGCACAGCAAUGCCUCUUCUCCCUCAGUAGGCUGAAAUGAUUUGGCAUGGCCCCUCAUAUCCUUUUACAGCUGCACCAUUGAGAGCCUCCUGACUGGUUGUAAUGCAACUGCACCGCCCACGACCGGAAGGCCUUACAGAAGGUGAUGCGGAUAGCCCAGCGCGUCACUGUGGGCAAGCUUGCAGCCGUCCAGGACAUACAUGCCAGGCGGUGUCUGAGAAAGGCCCGAGAAAAUUGCCAUAGACUGUUCUCCAUGCUCCCAUCCAGCAUCAAGGCUCAGACAAACAGACUCCUUAAACAGCUUCUAUCCCCUGGUCAUGGGACUGUUAAAUGGCUAACAACUACUGCUCUCCCUCUCCCACAGACUCUCCACACUGGCUCUAUGCCCAUCCACAGGUCUCCACCCACUCAGACACAACUUACGCUGCUGCUAAAAUUAUUAUUGAUUAGAUGCAUUACGCUGUUGUCCAUUGGUUAUUGAUUGCCAUUACCAUUAGUAUCUAUCUAUUUAUUCUGCUAUUGGUCACUUUUACUCCUGUUUACAUGUGUAUAUAUUUCCAUUAGUAUUUUACCAUAAGUAUUUAUGUUGUUGCUACCCGUCACUUUUCAGCCCUGUUUACAUGUAUAUCCUACUACCUGUCAUUUUUUAUGUCUAAACCCACCUCAACCACUCCAGUACCCCUGCACAUUGAAUAAGAUACUGACACUGACCUGUAUAUACAACCACUCCAGUACCCCUGCACAUUGAAUAAGGUACUGACACUGACCUGUAUAUACAACCACUCCAGUACCCCUCUACAUUGAAUAAGGUACUGACACUGACCUGUAUAUACAACCACUCCAGUACCCCUGCACAUUGAAUAAGGUACUGACACUGACCUGUAUAUACAACCACUCCAGUACCCCUGCACAUUUAAUAAGGUACUGACACUGACCUGUAUAUACAACCACUCCAGUACCCCUGCACAUUGAAUAAGGUACUGACACUGACCUGUAUAUACAACCACUCCAGUACCCCUGCACAUUGAAUAAGGUACUGACACUGACCUGUAUAUACAACCACUCCAGUACCCCUGCACAUUGAAUAAGGUACUGACACUGACCUGUAUAUACAACCACUCCAGUACCCCUGCACAUUGAAUAAGGUACUGACACUGACCUGUAUAUACAACCACUCCAGUACCACUGCACAUUGAAUACGGUACUGACCUGUAUAUACAACCACUCCAGUACCCCUGCACAUUGAAUAAGGUACUGACACUGACCUGUAUAUUCUUGCAUUCUCGUUUUCUUUAACUCUCAUCGUACUUCUUGUGUGGGUUUUAUUCCUACUUUAAUUUUAUAUUCUAUUUUCUAUUAUUAUCUAUAUUAUUAUAAGUGCAUUGUUGGGAAAAAGCUCUCAAGGUAAGAAUUUCACUUUACUGUUUUACACCUGUUGUAUCCUGUGCAUGUGGCGAAUAAACUUGAAACACACACCUCACUGAAGCAUAGGAAUGUUCUAUCUGAAGGUUUCAUAGACCUAAACACCUUGCAGGCUCUGUAUCCCUUAGUGACAUGUCUACUGUGUGUGUGUGUCCUAGGCUCUCUACCCGUUGGUGACCUGUCUGCUGUGUGUCAGCCAGAAGCAGUUCUUCCUCAACAAAUGGGCCGUCUUCCUCAACAACUGCCUCUCCAACGUCAAGGUACUGUACUGCAACCAGCGGGAAUCGAACCAACGAUCCUAAUGUUGCAAGCGCCAUGCUCUACCAACUGAGCCACACAGGACCAACCAGUAAUAACAUCAGUCUGUCUGUCUGUGUCUGCAGAGUAAGGACCCCAAGAUGGUGCGCGUAGCCCUGGAGUCUCUUUACCGCCUGCUGUGGGUCUACAUGAUCAGGAUCAAGUGUGAGAGCAACACUGCUACGCAAGGGUAAAUGUUUCUACGGCUGUGUUUACACAGGCAGACACAUUCUGAUAUUUGUUCCACUAAUUGGUCUUUUCAUCAUUCAGAUCAGCUCUGAAAAAUAUCUGAUGUGAAAAGUUUUUAUGUGAUUGGUCAAAAGACCAAUUAGUGAGGAAAAAAUCUGAAUUGGGCUGCCUGUGUAAACGCAGACAAUUUCACACAGCAAUUGCAAUGUUCGUGUUUUGUGGCACGCAAUUUCUUUUUCCACAAAAUACAGCUUGUUGCAUACAGCGCCACAUACACAUUGCAACUCAGGUGUACAUAUCUUGAUAAUGUUCAUCACUGCAACAACACAAGGGUAAAUGUCCUCAUUCAACCAUUCACUGCCCAGCUACGUGCCACAUAAUAUAGCCUACCAUGGCCACUCCUCUCCUCCAUGUUGAAGCCACAAGGGCUACGUUCCGAAUGGCAUCUUAAUCCCUACGUAGUGCACUACUUUUGACCAGGGCUCAUAGGGCCAGAGUAGUGCACUACUUUUGACCAGGGCUCAUAGGGCCAAAGUAGUGCUCUACUUUUGACCAGGUGUCAUAGGGCCAAAGUAGUGCUCUACUUUUGACCAGGGCUCAUAGGGCCAAAGUAGUGCUCUACUUUUGACCAGGGCUCAUAGGGCCAAAGUAGUGCACUAAAUAGUGCAUUUUAGGACACAGACAAGGACAAGGAGAAGAGGUGCUUGGCAGCACCCACAGGAAGCAAAGGCACGACCAUAGGAAGCUGUGUACAUAAUCUAGCCUGCUCAUGAAUAGUAUCUUUCUCUUGGUAGAACUUGAGAGCCAAAAACAUGUUUUUCUAUAUUGCAUUCCUCUCCAAAACACUUACACACACACACUUAUGCCUGCAGGCAUGCAAACACACACACACACGUGCAUGCACGAGCACACGUAUGCAUGCACAUACACACAAACAUACACACACACACACACUAACACACACAGUCGCCUCCCCUUCCUUGAUAUUGGGAGACUUGGCUGACUUGGCUCUUUACCUGUCAGAGUAGCAAGCACAGUCUGUAAACAGGCAGCCUGUUACACCAGGAGGGAUGGAGGAUGGUGGAAGUAGAAAAAAGGAGAGUGGGUGGGUGGGGGAGAGGGGAGGAAGUGGGUGGGUGGGGGAGAUGAGGUAGCUAGGUCAUCACACUAUAGGGAGUUGAAGCUCUUUCUCAUUGGAUGGGGGACUUUACUAUCAGAGCCAUACACACACACACACUAGUGUAGCAGGCAGUGGAUUAGGGCUCGACUCGUAGGUUAAGAUGAUACGCAUUACCAGGGCAGCGUCCCAAAUGCCACCCUAUUCCCUUUAUAGUGCACUACUUUUGACCAGGGCCCAUAGGGUGAAUAUGGUGCCAUUUGGGACGUAGCCCAGGCCACAGGAGGAAUCACAAACAGGUCAAGCCUUUAACACGUCGUAAUUAGCCCAGAAAUAAACCAGGCUUAAAAUAAAACACUUGUUAAGAAAUGGGACAACGGCAUACAGGCCAGCUAGCGUAAAGCAAUCUAAUUUUACAUUUUUAUCUAUGUCAGUUCUGAGUAACUGUGUGUACAUUUUUAUUAUCGGAAUGUGAUCCCUGUGUAUCUCAUUUGUUGAAUUCCCUGAAGCAUCCAUCCUUAAUGUCUCUCUCUCUCUCUCUCUGUCUCUCUCUCUGUCUCGCUCUCUCUCUCUCUCUCUGUCUCUGUCUCUCUGUCUCUCUCUCUGUCUCUCUCUCUCUCUGUCUCUGUCUCUGUCUCUGUCUCUGUCUCUCUCUCUCUCUCUCUCUCUCUCUCCUCUCUGUCUCUCUCUCCUCUGGUCUCUCUCUCCUCUGUCUCUCUCUCUCUGUCUCUCUCUCCUUCUCUCUCUCUCUCUCUUCUCUCUCUCUCUCUCGUCUCUCUCUCUCUCCUCUCUCUCUCUCUCUUCUCCUCUCUCUCUCUCUCUCUCUCUCUCUCUCUCUCUCUCUCUCUCUCUCUCUCCUGUUCUCCUGUUCUCCUGCAGGCGUCUCAACACCAUCAUUACAACACUGUUCCCCAAGGGCUCUCGCAGUGUGGUGCCCAGAGAUAUGCCCCUCAACAUCUUCGUCAAAAUCAUCCAGUUUAUUGCACAGGUAAACAGGAAGUUGCAUGCAAUCCGCUGUCAACAACAUUUUAAUACAAACAAGACAUGUUCUGGAAAAAACCUACAGUGUAUCCCCAGAGUCAAUGUUGAACUUUCAGUGUUGAACUUUCAAAUUAGCUCACUGACUACAGUAUUGACAAAUACUAUUGUAUUAAAGUAAUGUUAAUUGUUCCUGAAGCGUGCACAAUAAAAAAACAUGUAUAUAUUUUUUAUUUUUGUCAUUUAGCAGACUCUCUUAUCCAGAGCGACUUACAGUUAGUGCAUUCAUCUUAAGAUAGAUAGGUGGGACAACCAUAUAUCACAAUCAUAGUAAGUACAUUUUUCCUCAAUAAAGUAGCUAUCAGCAAAGUUAGAGCUAGUAAAGGGGGUGGGGGGGGAUUAUGUAAGAUACUAUUUGAAGAGGUAGGGUUUCAGAUGUUUUCGGAAGAUGGGCAGGGACUCUGCUGUCCUAGCUUCAGGGGGUGGGAGGGCCAAGAGACCAGAGGUGGCAGAACAGAAUGCUCGAGUUGGGGUGUAGGGUGUCGUGACGUGACUUACUUUAAUGUAUGACUGUUAUUUAUCGAAUCACCUAUCUAUGUUUAAUUGUCACUCGAUUUAAUUAAUCAUGUAACAAUUAACUCAUUAGGAAUUUGGGGCACCACGGAAGAAGUUGUUUAACGAGUUACCAUCUUAGAAGAACCAUCUUGGAGGUUCACUUAUUAAAUAAUUACCUCUUAUCAGUCUCAUUCUGAACGUCGCAUAAUCCUUGAACCUCCAAGAACCCUAACCUUAUUGAUGAAUCAGCAAUACACAAAUUGGCUUAAUUAUUUAUUUACUCACUAACUAAAUAAUAACACAAUACAAACAUACAUACACAUAGGUUAUUGAUUACUAACGUACUAAUGAAAACAGGUCCCUAGUGGACUGUACUAACAAUAGUGUGACUGCUUGGUUAGGGGAAGGAGGGUUGAGUAUGGAAGGGAGAGACAAAGAUUCAAACUAUCGUAGUUACUUUGGAGACUAUGCUCACAGUAAUCAUAAUACUUAUGCACCCUAAUAACGCUCAUUCGGAUUAGAAAUACAACAUGUAUUUACGUGUUGCUGUCCUCGAUAGUUGAGUUGAUGAUGUAGGACGUUGGUUUGCCCACCAGAGAUUCCAAUGUCCUUGGUAGAGUUUCUGGUCGUAGUAGUGGUUAGAAUGGAUACUUCAGAUGUACCAGCAGUUGUCUGAGAGGGAUUGUACUUCCCACUUCCUGUCUUUAGUGAAAGUUCUCUAGACGACUAUACAUGCCAGCUGCAGACUAAAAAUGAUAAGGUCUAGUGCAUUGUCUUCUUCUUCACCUCGUGUAGAGGUUGAGAGUUUCAGAGUUUCUCAACUUCAAACGUGUGGACUAACGUCUAACGUUUUCUGGUCUUUCUAGUCUAACCAUUUUGUAAUGUGUAGCUUCAGCUUCACGCUUCUUGGUGUUGUAGAGUGUCAACCAUUUGCAACAUUAGGCUCACGCUUCACGUCUGCUGGUCUAAAGGUUGGUUUGUUUUUCAAGGCUUUUUAUGCACUCGGGGUGAAAGGGGCGUUCCAUCAAGUUUGUGCUCAUCUGGGCGUGGCCACUGACUGAGAACAAAUCAAUAUUGAAAACAAUCAUCUCAUCUAGAAUGCUAAAAUCACAUUGUUAUCUUCACAAAAGUAUUAUUAUACUUAAUCAUUCGUUUUAUACAACAAAUAGAUGCAAACCUCAUUACUGGGAAGUGUCCCCCCCCAAGAGAUACAGUUAUGUUGUUCCACCGUCUUUAAUGACAUCACAACAUAGUAACGAAUUUGACAUGAUUGUUCUUUAAGUCCCCACCAACCAUUUCCCACAUACUUUUAAGUAGGAAUGUUGUUUCAUUAUCCACUUUUGGAUGUUGGAGUUUUGGCGGGAAGACUUCCUUUGUUAACAAAGGGGUCCUUUCUCCCAAUACUUCAUGGCAAGGAAGAGAAAGUCUCUGCAAGGAAUUUAUGACCGGUCAUAAAACUGGCCCCCAGGAAAGGGGGUGUUCAAACCUUUGCCUAGCAGGAAUCUUUGAUCCUCAGCCCAAGAGGGCAAGUCAUGACAAGGGUUUGAGCAUAGCCUGAAAGUAGGGAGGGGCAGUUCCUCUUGCUGCUCCAUAGGCAAGUAACGUGGUCUUGUAGUGGAUGCGAACUUCAACUGGAAGCCAGUGGUAUGUGCAGAGGAGCGGGAAGGUUGAACACCAGGGGGUCUGCAGCAUUAUGGAUAAGUUGCAGGGGUUUGAUGGCACAAGCGGAGUGCCCAGCCAACAGCAAGUUGCAGUAGUCCAGACAGGAGGUGACAAGUGCCUGGAUUAGGACCUGCGCCGCUUCCUGUGGGAGGUAGGGUCGUACUCCUAACGAGUCACUGCUUGCACAGAAUGACAGGGUGUUGUCCAGGUUCACACCAAGGUUCUUUGCACUCUGAGAGGGGGACACUGUGGAGUUCUCAACCAUGAUGGAGAGGUCUUGGAGCGGGCAAGCCUUCCCCGGGAGGAAGAGCAGCUCUGUCUUAUCAAUGCUGAGCUUGAGGUGGUGGGCCGACAUCCAAACUGAGAUAUCUGCCAGGCAUGCAGAGAUGCGUGUCGCCAUCUGGAAGUCAGAAGUGGUGAAGGAGAAAAGUAGUUGAGUGUCAUCCGUAUAGCAACGAUAGGAGAGACCAUGUGAGGAUGUGACAGAGCAGAGUGACUUGGUGUAUAGACAGAAGAGGAGAGGGUCUAGAAUUGAGUCCUGGGGGACACCAGUAGUGAGAGUAUGUGGUGCAGACACAGAUCCUCUCCACGUCACCUGGUAGGAGUGGCCUGCCAGGUAGGAUGCAAUCCAAGUGUGUUUAGAGCCUGAGACGCAGGACCAGCCCUUAGAAAGUGGAGAGGAGGAUUUGAUGGUUCAUGGUGUCGAAGGCAGCGGAUAGAUGUAGGAGGAUGAGAAACUCAGCUUUUGAGAGCCUCUGUGACAGAGAUGAGCAGUCUCGGUUGAGUGACCCAUCUUGUAGCCUGACUGGUUAGGGUCAAGAAGAUCGUUCUGAGAGCGAUAAUGAGAGAGUUGGUCAGAGACUGCAUACCGGUCUGUAGUUUUUGUUGUCAGAGGAGUCGAGUGUUGGUUUCUUGAGGAGGGGCGCGACUUGGGCCAUUGUGAAGUCAGAGGGUACUCAGCCAGUGGUCAGGGAUGAGCUGAUGAGGUAAGUGGGGAAUGGGAGAAGGGGAUAGUGUCAGGCAGCUGGACCUCUCUAGUCGCAGGAUUUCAUCUUGAGAGAGAGGAGAAAGAGGUCAAGGCGUUGGGUAGUUCUGUUUGUGUGGGACCAGUGGACUCAAUAGGCUGAGUGAAUGAGGAGCGGAUGUCGUCAACCUUAUUUUCAAAGUGGUUGACAGUGUCAUCCGCAGAGAGGGAGGGGGAGGGGUGGAGGAUUAAGGAGAGAGGAGAAGGUGGAAAAGAGAUUCUUAGGGUUAGAGGCAGAAACUUGAAAUGUAGAAUGAUAGAAAAGUGGCUUUAGCAGUGGAUACAGAGGAAGAGAAGGUAGAGAGGAGGGAGUGAAAGGAUGAUAGGUCCUCUGGAAGUUUAGUUUUCCUCCGUUUUCGCUCAGCUGCCUGCAGCCCUGUUCUAUUAGCUCGCAAGGAGUCACUCAGCCACGGAGCAGGAGGGGAGGGCCGAGCCAGCCAGGAGGAAAGGGGACAGUGUAAGUCAUAGGAAAGGGAGGAGAGUAGGGUGGAAGAGGCAGAAUGAGGAGACAGGUGGGAGAAGGAUUUAGUGGAAGGGAGAGAUGAUAUGAAGAGAAUAGUAGGAGAGAGAGAGCGAAGCUUGCGACGGCGCAUCAGCAUCUGGGUAGGGGCUGAGUGGCUAGGGUUCGAGGAAAGGGAGACAGAAAGGGAAACAAAUUAGUGAUCAGAGACCUAGAGGGGGGUUGCAGUGAGAUUAGUAGGCGUACAGCCUCUAGUAAAGAUGAGGUCAAGCGUAUUGCCUGCUUUGUGAGUAGAAUGGGACUGGGAAAUGGUGAGGUCAAAAGAGGCAAGGAGGGGAAAGAGAGAGUUGGAAAGAAAUGAAUCGAAGGCAGACGUCGGGAGGUUGAAGUCACCAAGUACGAAGAGCGGUGAGCCAUCGACAGGAAAUUAGCUUAUCAAGGUGUCAAGUUCAUUGAGGAACUCUCUAAGGGCACCUGGUGGGCGAUAGAUGACAACAAUAUUAAGCUUGACUGGGCAAGUGACAGUGACAGCAUGGAAUUCAAAUGAGGAGAUGGACAGGUGAGAGAUGGUGAAAAGAGAAAAUCUUCACUUAGGAGAAAUGAGUAGCCCUGUGCCACCACCUCGACGACCAGAUGCUCUCGGACUAUGAGAGAACGUAGUCAGAUGAAGAGAGAGCAGCUGGAGUUGCAGUGUUCUCUGGGGUGAUCCAUGUCUCCGUCAGGGCCAAAAAGUAAAGGGACUGAAGUGCAGCAUAGGAUGAGAUAAACUCUGCGUUCUUGGCCGCAGAAAGGCAGUUCCAAACGCUGCCGGAGACCAGGAAUUUCACAUGGGUUGUGCGCACAGGGUACACUAAAUUAGAAGGGUUGCAGCCAAGGGGUGGGGAGCGUCUACAGGGAGAGGAGCGAACAGGUAUAGAAAACACACACAUAGUUACAAAAGAGCAAAAUUAUAUCUGAAAAUAACUAGGAAAGAUACUCAAGUGAGAGAGUGGUGUGGAUCCUUCCUCUCUGAUGUGAAUGUGACGAUGUGAAAACAGCAACAAUAUUACAAAUCUGUUCUAAACCCUCUUCUUCCACCACAGGAACGACUGGACUUUGCCAUGAAAGAGAUCAUCUUUGACCUUCUGUGUGUUGGAAAACCAGCCAAAGCCUUUAGUCUUAACCCAGAGGUACAGUACACAAUUGGCUUUGAAUUCCAUAAUUCUUCAAUAUUCAUUAUAUAAAAUUCAACAACCUUAUUUAAUGUCACUAGAGACAUAUUCAUGCAGACAUGCCUUUGCAGUAAUCAUUUGGGGUUCACAGCAAAGCUGUGAAACCUAAUGUUUUUGUCUGAAUUCUUAUUAUUUAAAUGUUCCUUGACUUGGUCAAAUAGCUCAAGCAUAGAUUGGCCUAUAGGGGGCACUCUUAUAAGAAGUCUCACUUAAACCCUCACAUCUGUCGCCCCGUUUGACCUAGAGACUUGGAACUUUGUAUGUAGUUGUCUUUCCUCAUGCUGAACAAAUUUGCCUCAAGGACCUAUAAUGUCCGUCAGGAUAGAUUUUCCUCAAUUUUGGAAAUUAUUUACAUUUACAUUUACGUCAUUUAGCAGACGCUCUUAUCCAGAGCGACUUACAAAUUGGUGCAUUCACCCUAUAGCCAGUGGGUUAACCACUUUAAAAAAAAAAAAAUUUGUGGAAAACCUUUGAAAAAAGUAUUCUCAUUAACCAUACGAUCCAAAUAACAUUUGGUAUGUAGGCCCAUGGUACAUCUCUUAACUUAGUUUGAGAAAAGUUAAGGGAUUGGUUAAGAGAUGGUUGAGUUAUUGAGAAAUCAGGAAAUCAGAUUUUAGGUGUCCAUUUAAAUCCUUGUAAAUGCACUCCACAAUGACCUAUCAACUUGAAACGUUGUGGGGUUACCAAAGACAUUACCAUGAUGAAUGUCUUAAAAAAUAAGGAAACUAUUAACAAUUCACUUUUUUAUUAUGCAACACUAAUGCUUAAAAUAAUAAUACAAAGUCAGAUUCACUCCAGAUGUGGUCUUUGCACUCAUCACAAAAAUAAGGCUGAUGCAUUCAAAGGUGGCCACACUAUACCAGUAAAUGCAUUUUAACACAUACGCUAAUAUGCCAAAAUAUGCAAAAAAAUACUUAUUCUCAUGAAGCAUAAGACCAAAUUACACCAAUUCGGAAUGUAGGCCCAUGGUACAUCUCUUCACUUAGUUUUGAGAAAAGCUAAGGGAUUGGUCAAAAGAUGGCUGAGUUAUUGACGAGUCAAGAAUCUGAUUUUACGUGUCCAUUUAAACCAAGCCUAUCAACUUGGAACUUGUCAUUGCUGUCAUGGACGUCCCUAAAAUGAACCACACUGAAUUUCGUAUUGAUAUAAAAAAAAACAAGGAAACUAUUAACAACUUAUUCUUGGCAUAUAACGCUAAUGCUCAAAAUCAUCUGCAAUUAUCUUCUCCUAAUGAACCAUAUGUCAGAAUGUGUAUUUACAUCAGUCUAAUGGUUGUUGCAUUCAAAUAUGGCCGCUCUGUUCCAAUAGAUACUAAAUAAAUCUUCUUCUCAAGAACCAUCAGUCAGAUUGACACCAGAUGUAGUAUAUAGACUCAAUUAAUUAGUCUCUAAUGAAUUUGAGAAUGAUUAGUUGCUGCAUUCAAAGUCUGCCACACUACACCGCUAGAUUGCACCAUAUCACACCAGGGCUAUAAGAACUGAACCGAUGGACAUGGGCCCAUGGAAAUUGGUAUGUAAACCUUAGUAUACAAAACAUUAAGAACACCAGCACUUUCCAUGACAUAGACUGACUAGGUGAAUCCCAGUGAAAGCUAUGAUCCCUUAUUAAUGUCACUUGUUAAAGCCACAUCAAUCAGUGUAGAUGAAGGGGAGGAGACAGGUUAAAGAAGGAUUUUUAAGCCUUGAGACUAUUGAGACAUGGAUUGUGUAUGUGUGCCAUUCAGAGGUUGACUGGGCAAACAAAAUAUUUAAGUGCCUUUGAACGGGGUAUGGUAGUAGGUGCCAGGUGCACCAGUUUGGGUCAAGAACUGCAACGCUACUGGGUUUUUCACGCUCAUCAGUUUCCCGUGUGUACUAAAAAUGGUCCACCACCCAAAGGACAUCCAGCCAACUUGACAACUGUGGGAUAUUGGAGUCAACAUGGGCCAGCAUCCCGGGGGAAUGCUUUUGAAACCUUGUAGAGUCCAUGCCCUGACUAAUUGAGGCUGUUCUGAGGGCAAAAUGUGUGGGGUGGGGGGGGGGGGGGGGGGCACCACUCAAUAUUUGGAGGGUGUCCCUAAUGUUUGGUAUACUCAGUGUAUAUGUCCUUGUGUGAACAUCAUAAAGUCAUUGCAACCUUAGAUGGCUGCACCAGACCAGUUGGUGGUUCUAUAGAUGCCAUUGGCACCAGUGGCAUAGGGUACUAGAGCAAUAACUAUUGAUCAAGUGGACUUUGUCUCAUGCAAAUUAAUGUUAGAUUUAAAUUAUAUAGAUGAACAAUGUUAAAUAUUGUGAAAAUAACGCUGUAAAUAUUUCACAAAUCUUAACAUAAACCAUUGGUCCAAUUAACCUCAGAAUUGGUAUACUGUAUAAACUCAAUACAUGAACACUAUAAAAGCCUGACUCGUUGGACCCCCCUUUGUGCCAAUGACACGUCUUUUGGACGUCAACAUUCUAACAGUCUAAUACAUACAGUAUAUUUAAUACGCUAUUGGAAAAAUAAUAAUUUGGUUGUGUUUAUGAAGGUCCUAGGAAACAAAAAACUAACAAUUUUUUUUUUGAAAGAACAUAUUAACAUUUUCAUUCGUUUUUGUGGCUGUAGGCUAUAUAAUCCAUGAGCCAGACCCACAAAUGUGGGCCAUCGGGCUCACUUGGGCCGACGAUGUCUCAUAGUGAUUUAUUUUAAUUUUACAUUUUAGUCAUUUAGCAGACGCUCUUAUCCAGAGCGACUUACAGUUAGUGAGUGCAUACAUUUUCAUACUGGUCCCUGUGGGAAUCGAACCCACAAGCCUGGCGUUGCAAGCGCCAUGCUCUACCAACUGAGCUACACGGGACUAUAAGGAUUUUAUGUCCCUAGAGUUGUGAAAAUGUGUUAUACAGGAAUGGUAGCUUGGUAGCUUUCUGUGUGUUAUCACCAGCGGCGCCACUUUGGUUUUAGAAGUGGCGGGACAUUACCUGGGGUCCUUUCUGUCACCCUGUGAACAGAUCCCUGUUCAUUUCUGCUUGCAGCUAUAUUUUCUAAAUUGCACUGCCAUUUUUUUAAAGCAGAACUGCAUUGAACACACUGAACAACAUAACAGCUUCAGAAUAACAAGAAAUGUAAAAAUAAUUUCCUGUAAAAGGACAAUACAUGUAAUCAAUCAAUCAAAUCAGCCAUGAUAUCAUGACAAUUAACACAGCAUUCCAGUGUGUGUCUUUUGUCCAGAGAAUGAAUAUAGGCCUGAGAGCGUUCCUGGUGAUAGCUGACAAGCUGCAGCAGAAGGAUGAGGAGCCGCCCAUGCCCAACACAGGAACCACGCUGCCCUCGGGCAACACACUCAGGGUAAAGAAGACUUACCUGAGCAAAACCCUGACCGAUGACGAAGCCAAGGUCAUAGGUGGGUCACCAGGUGGACUAUCUACUUUUCUUAUAUGUUGUGGAUGUGUGGAUGGAUGUGUGGGUUGGUGGAUAGAUAAAUGGAUGGAUGGAUGAUGGAUGGAUGUGUGGGUUGGUGGAUAGAUAAAUGGAUGGAUGGAUGGAUGAUGGAUGGAUGUGUGGGUUGGUGGAUAGAUAAAUGGAUGGAUGGAUGGAUGAUGGAUGGAUGUGUGGGUUGGUGGAUAGAUAAAUUGAUGGAUGGAUGGAUGGAUGGAUGAUGGAUGGAUGUGUGGGUUGGUGGAUAGAUAAAUGGAUGGAUGGAUGGAUGGAUGGAUGGAUGGAUGGAUGGAUGAUGGAUGGAUGUGUGGGUUGGUGGAUAGAUAAAUGGAUGGAUGAUGGAUGGAUGGAUGGAUGGAUGGAUGGAUGGAUGGAUGGAUGGAUGGAUGGAUGGAUGGCUGAAUGGCAGAAUUAAUUACUAGAAUUGUUGUACUGGAAUAAAAGCUUGUGAUGUUCACCAUGCACCUUCCCAUGUAAGUAUGUCCCUAUAUGAAUAGAUCCUGAAACGUAAUGAUGUGUUCUUCCCCUGUGCUGUAGGUAUGUCCCUGUACUACUCCCAGGUGAGGAAGGCCAUAGACAACAGCCUGAGACACCUGGACAAGGAGGUGGGCCGAUGCUUGAUGAUGACCAACGUCCAGAUGCUCAACAAAGAGCCUGAGGACAUGAUCACGUACGUGUGCUACUCAGUUAGGGUUUAAAUUUACAGAAACUUUCCCAAAGUUCCCAGCUCUCCAGAGUCCUAAGACUGGGAAUCCUCCAAGUUUCAACCUGGAUUGGCCAGGAAAAAGGUUUCCCAUUUAGAUCAUGUGGUCAGGAAAAAGUAAAACUAAAGGCCCUACUCUUGAUGUACCUUGAUUUAGCAGUUGUCACAAAUGUUUUUGUUUUUCUGUAUGUCAUUAUUUGGGGGCAUUUCACAUUGCAUACCUAAUGACAAACUGAAAGCCAGGCAGUUGUGCUGUUGACCUGAUCUUGACGUUGUCUCGUUUGUCAGAGGAGAGAGGAAGCCGAAGAUCGACUUGUUCAGGACGUGUGUGGCUGCCAUCCCUCGCGUCCUGCCGGACGGCAUGUCCAAGCCCGAACUCAUAGACCUGCUGUCUCGGUGAAUGUGUGUGUGUGUCGUGCGUGUGUGUGUGCAUGCAUGUAUGUGUGUGUUUAUCUGCCUGUGUGUGUGUGUGUGUGUGUGUGCAUAUGUGCAGGAAAACCAUUGUAAUUAAUGGGCCAAUCCAUCAGGUUUCCCGAAACCUCAGUAACACGAUCCUGCAGAGGCCUGCUGUUGGAUAUUUGACCAGGGCAUUCAGAUAAUUAGGUGACAUUUCUCAUGCUGAACCCACUUAAGACCAGAAACCAUUCCUAUCUUACCUGACUUGAAAAACUACCAUAAACCUCAUUAUAUUCUGGCAGCGUGAUUUCAUUUGAAACUUUUCUUCAACAAUGUGUUAUAAGGAGGCAAUUAUUUAAAGCUAGAAUCCUUAAUUGAAACAGUAACAAAGUGUUCACCCCACCUGUGUUUUGGUAAAAAGCUGAGGGAUGGGCCUGGAGAAAUGUAAUCACUCUCAAAUUCAUAGACAGAGCUAUGGAUGCAAGGACUGACCAUCCAUUAUAAUCAAAAUCAUAGUUUAAACCAUGUUUUGAGGCUAUAUAGUGUUUGUUUACAUUGUUUACAAACAUCAAAAUAAACAAGCUUAUAUUUUGGGUUCUGAUGGGGUACGACAGUUGAACUAAGCUCAUUAGGCAUUUAUAAGUUAUAUUAUUCAAGAAUCAAUGGGUAUAUGUCAUUUAUUUAUACAGUGCCUUCGGAAAGUACUCAGACCCCUUGACUUUUUCCACAUUAUUGUAAAAUUGAUUUUUUUUUUACCCUCAGUAAUCUACACACAAUAACCCAUAAUGACGAAGCAAAAACAGGUUUUAGAUUUUUUUGCAAAUGUAUUAAAAAUAAAAAACAGAUAUCUUAUUUACAUAAGUAUUCAGACCCUUUGCUAUGAGACUCGACAAUUGAGCUCAGGUGCAUCCUGUUUCCAUUGAUCAUCCUUGAUGUUUCUACAACUAGAUUAGAGUCCACCUGUGGUAAAUUCAAUUGAUUGGACAUGAUUUGGAAAGGCACACACCUGUCUAUAUAAGGUCCCACAGUUGAUAGUGCAUGUCAGAGCAAAAGUUCGAAGGAAUUGUCCGUAGAGCUCCGAGACAGGAUUGUGUCGAUGCACAGAUCUGGGGAAGGGUGGCAAAAUAUUUCUGCAGCAUUGAAAGUCCCCAAGAACACAGUGGCCUCCAUCAUUCUUAAAUGGAAAAAGUUUAGAACCACCAAGACUCUUCUUAGAGCUGGCCGCCCAGACAAACUGAGCCGGGGGAGAAGGACCUUUGUCAGGGAGGUGACCAAGAACCCGAUGGUCACGCUGACAGAGCUCUGUAGAGAUGUGAGAACCUACCAGAAGGACAACCAUCUCUGCAGCACUCCACCAAUCAGGCCUUUAUGGUAGUGGCCUGACGGAAGCCACUCCUCAGUAAAAGGCACAUGACCGCCCACUUGGAGUUUGCCAAAAGGCACCUAAAGACUCUCAGACCAUGAGAAACAAGAUUCUCUGGUCUGAUGAAACCAAGAUUGAACUCUUUGGCCUGAAUGCAAAGCGUCACGUCUGGAGGAAACCUUGCACCAUCCAUACGAUGAAGAAUGGUGGUGGCAGCAUCAUGCUGGGGGGGAUUUUUUUUCAGCAGCAGGGACUGGGAGACUAGUCAGGAUCGAGGCAAAGAUGAAUGGAGCAAAGUACAGAGAGAUCCUUGAUGAAAACCUGCUCCAGAGCUAACAGGACCUCAACAGGACAAUGAACCCUCAGCACACAGCCAAGACAACGCAGGAGUGGCUUUGGGACAAGUCUCUUGAAUGUCCUUGAGUGGCCCAGCCAGAGCCCGGAGUUGAACCCGAUCGAACAUCUCUGGAGAGACCUGAAAAGAGCUGUGCAGCAACGCUCCCCAUCCAACCUGACAGAGCUUGAGAGGAUCUGCAGAGAAGAAUAGGAGAAACUCCCCAGAUACAGGUGUGCCAAGCUUGUAGCGUCAUACCCAAAAAGACUCAAGGCUGUAAUCGCUGCCAAAGGUGCUUCAACAAAGUUCUGAGUAAAGGUUCUGAAUACUUAUGUAAAUGUGAUAUUUCCGUUUUUUAUUUUUAAUACAUUUGCAAAUAUUUCUACAAACCUGUUUUUGUUUGUCCAAAUAUUGAUGUAGCAAUUAAGGAUUUCAGCUUUAAGUACAGUUUAGUAAACUUUAAAAACGCACCUUGUGUGUGUUAUUUUUCUCCCAGGUUGACCAUUCACAUGGACGACGAGCUACGCCUCAUAGCCCAGAACUCCCUCCAGAGUUUACUGGUGGACUUCCCUGAGUGGCGUGAUGACGUCCUGUUUGGCUUCAUCAACUUCCUGUUGCGGGAGGUUCAGGACAGCCACCAGGUACAGAUGGAUGGAUGGAUGGACGGAUGGAUGGGUUAAUGUAUAGACGGCUGGAUGGAACUAUGAUGAGUUGAUUGUUGGCUUGAUGAGUUGAUUUCUUGAUUGAUGGAUGGAUUGAUUGACUAAUUGAUUGAUUGCAGGCCCUACUGGACACCUCCCUCAGGCUGCUGCUCCAGCUGUUGACCCAGUGGAGACAGGCUCUGUCAGCCCCAGAGAAGGGCUGCGACACGGCCAAGAUACGCACUGCAGAGGUACAGUAAACAGAGAUAGGCUGUCUAACAUUUCCUUAUUACUCUUACAGUGGAGAUAUAGGCUGUGAUGUGUAAUGCGUAGCUACAUUAGGUGCCUGUAUGUUUUAUGUAGUUUUGAGCAAUUCGGUUUUUAAACAACACAUUUACCGAUGUCGGUUCAAUUAUUUGAAUUCCAUUUUAUUUCGUUUUUUUCUGUGAGCUCGAUGUGCAGUUUAUGUAGAGAUAAAUCAGAUUAAGCCUGUACUGUGCAUUGUAGUAGGGAGUUGUAGUUUCCAACAGGACAAUAUUCUACACAGUUUAGCACAGAAAAUGUAGUACUUAAUUACAAUGACCAUAAUCCAUUGCAUGCCCGCUUAAACUUGUCCAGUCUGUGCGGAGCUGACACAGAUGCCACGUUCAAAACAACUGGGAACUCUGAAAAAGAUUAGAUCAAAUCAUGACGUCAGUGAUCUUCAGGUCGGAAGGUCGGAGCUCUAGAAAUAGGCCCGAGUUCCCAAGUUGGAAUUCCGAGUUGGAUGACCGUUCAAAUCGAUUUUUCCCAGUCGGAGCUCAAUGUUUUCAGAGUUCCCAGUUUUGAACGCACUGAAGUUGGAAGUCGGAGAGUUGCCAGUUCCCAGUUGUUUUGAAUGCAGCAAGAGACUGACAGAAGAUUACAUGGGGAUAGAAAACAGUGGCUUCACAAGCCUGAAAAUACCUGAUCUAAGUGAUUGAUAGUUGGUAUUCAGCAGUCAUAAAAGUCUGCCUUAUUUACUUUGAAGAACUACUAAAAUAGUGAUGUUGUCAGACAGCAUAGGCAGCUGCUCUAUAGAGAUGAGAUGAUGACUUGGAAUUAAAUAAUAAAGUCAUCAAAUAAAACAAAUAUUUUAUUAAUGUAAUGUGAAUAAAUGAUGGUUAAUAAGUGAUAAGCAGUAAUGGGCAGUCACUACCAUCAUGGGACUUUUAUUAAUUGUUUUAUUCUGUGUUAGGGACAGAUUGAAAUGUACUGUGGGGGAGGGGUUGUCCCAAAUAGGGGAGGGUUGUCAAACUUUUUUUGUUGUUGCUUUGGGGAGGGUUGUGUGUUUUAUGGGGGAGGGGCCUAUGAUAUGAGGGCAGUGCGCCUCGGCGCUACAACUGACUCCGACAGUUGAACUUGAGGUGAGGAAGACUAUUUCAGGCCUACCAGAGUUACUCCUAUAAUCGAACAAUAUAAUGCUUAUCUUUAUACAAAAUAUUCGGAUCAACUUCCUUCUGUCCGUCUGUAUAGCAGAUGCAGUAGCCAUCUGACAUAAAGAAAUGCAUGUCGGUGUCGUAGCAUGCCACCGGCAUAUCUCUAUCUCUCUGGGGUUAGGCCUAAGCUUCUCUUCCUUUUAUUUAGGCUAUACAGUGCUUUCAGAAAGUAUUCAGACCCCUUGACUUUUUCCACCUUGUUGUUGUUACAGCCUUAUUCUAAAAUGGAUUAAUAAAUUUUUUCCCUCAUCAAUCUACACACAAUAUCCCAUAAUGACAAUGUGAAAACUGGUUUUUAGAAAUGUUUGCAAAUGUAUAAAAAAUAAAAUACAGAAAUACCUUAUUUACAUAAGUAUUCAGACCCUUUGCUAUGAGACUCGAAAUUGAGUUCAGGUGCAUCCUGUUUCCAUUAAGCAUCCUUCUACAACUUGAUUGAAGUCCACCUGUGGUAAAUUCAAUUGAUUUGACAUGAUUUGGAAAGGCACACACCUGUCUAUAUAAAGUCCCACAGUUGACAGUGCACGUCAGAGCAAAAACCAAGCCAUGAGGUCGAAGGAAUUGUCCAUAGAGCUCCGAGACCGGAUUGUGUCGAGGCACAGAUCUGGGGAAAGGUACCAAAAAAUUGCUGCAGCAUUGAAGGUCUCCAAGAACACAGUGGCCUCCAUCAUUCUUAAAUGAAAGAAGUUUGGAAUCACCAAGACGCUUCCUAGAGCUUGCCGACCGGCCAAACUGAGCAAUCGGGGGAGAAGGGCCUUGUUUAUUUUAUUAAUUUUUUAUACAUUUGCAAAACAAUCUAAAAACUUGUUUUUGCUUUGUCAUUAUGGGGUAUUGUGUGUAGAUUGAGGGGAAAAAACAAUUUAAUCAAUUUUAGAAUAAGGCUGUAACGUAACAAAAUGUGGGAAAAGUCAAGGGGUCUGAAUACAUUCCGAAUGCACUGUAAAUAUAUAUUCAUUAAAAUAUUAAUAUCAUUCAGUGGACGCCUAAGACUUUGCUUGCUAUGCCAUGAUAAAUGUAGUGCUAAAAUCUCUGACAGCUGAACUGUGAUUUGGACAGUUAUUGUUUUAGGAAAGUAGCCUAAAAACCCCCAAAAUAGGCUAUAAAGUUUUGAAUAUGCUACACAUCGAAACACAAGGAAUAGUGUUUUUGUAAUUUGUAAUAGGCUGUUUGUUUUUAAGGACAUGUAAAUGUGGCUCAUUUGUCCAACAUCCCUCGUUUAUUGAUGGUGCUGGCUGAGCCAGGUUGGAUUUGAAUGCAUAUGGAUGACGUUACAUUUCUCAAAUGUCCGAUAAUUGAAAAAUCUUCCCUGUCCGGCCCCAGAUUUUCCUAAAGGAAACUCUGAAAUGGCAUAUUGUUUUUAUGAAGAUUUUAGAAUAGUCACAUGAAAAUCUGUCCCAAUUGGAUGGAAACCUAGCUAUAGACACCCUAAAGGCAAGUGAGCUAGUCCAGUGUCACUUUGAUUAUGCCUGCACAUCAUGGUUCACCGGCAGCCCCAAAUAUCUAAAGAAUAAGCUACCAGACAAACAAGCUUGUAAGAAUUGUACUUAAACUCCCCCCUCAAACUCAUCUGGAGGUUGAGCAUUGUUUCGUCUCUAUCUAUGUAAUGUGUCUGUAUCUAUGUAAUUGUAUUUGAAUUUAUGUUUUUAAAACAUAGGGACCACAAUGGAAAUAAGUCCCCGACUUUAUUGUGCAAUCCCGGUCACUUAAAAAAAUCUUUGUGUAUAUACAGUACCAGUAAAAAGUUUGGACACACCUACUCGCUCAAGGAUUUUUCUUUAUUUUUACUAUUUUCUACAUUGUAGAAUAAUAGUGAAGACAUCAAAACUAUGAAAUAACACAUAUGGAAUCAUGUAGUAACCAAAAAAGUGUUAAACAAAUCAAAAUAUAUUUUAUAUUUGAGAUUCUUCAAAGUAGCCACCCUUUGCCUUGAUGACAUCUGUGGUAAACAAGACCGAGCUUUUGCUGGUAAUGCCGUAGUGAUAAGAAGAUCCGCCGACACUGUACUCUGUUUUCAAAGGUUUAUUAUAACAAAGGUUCCAGCAUCGGAAUUUGACAGAUUCUGCAGAUAUCUGUGAGACAGCACAGCCAAUCAGUAAUUUGCUAUUCUCCCCUUCUAUUGUUCAAGACAUGAUUUUAUAUAAUUUAUGACGUAAUAUGGUGUGAUCCUAAAAACCAAUCCCUGGUCUUUUCUACCUUACUCCCCAUAUCAUAUUUCCAUAAGUAAUGAUUUCCAGAUGUUUCCAGCACUGUAGAAUAGAGUUACAUCAUUUUGCCACAUCAGCAAAAUCUUAGAGCCAAGUUCCCUCUAUCACACUUAAGACACUACACAUCUUUGCACACUCUUGUGCAAAGAAAACGAAAUCGAAAACCAUGAUUAUUUUUUUUAAUGAAUGAACCGAAACCGAACCGACCUUAAAAAUUGUUCAGCACCAGUUUUACAUAAGGGCAUGGUUUCUGUUUUUUCAGAAAGGAAUCAAAAGGAGUGUCUAGUUUUGUUGUGAGUACGCCAUACUCUUCUAUUGAGGUGUUGUUGUUUGAGCCUGUGUCCUCUGUGUUGAUGUUGCAGUCGGGCUCCAGCCACCGCAUGUUGGUGGAUCACGGUACCCACUCCAUGGUGCUGCACGCCGUCGAGGGGCUGGCCUUGCUGCUGCUCUGCUCCUGUCAGCUCGCCACGCGCAAACUGGCCGUGGCCAUCCUCAGGGAGAUCCGCUGCCUGUUCUUCGCCAUCGGACAGGCUGAGGUAAGGGGGAGGGUGAGAUUGGGUUAAAAUCGCCGGGCUGUUAUUGUAAAAGAUGGAGAACCAUAGAAACCACCACAACACAUCCAAAAGGCUAUUUUCUAACCUUUGAUGCAGUGUGGUUCUGAUUAACCUACCUGGUUGACUUACAGGCUACACUGGACGCGUAACUUUUGCAGAGCAUGAGACACUCCCAUUCAUUUCACGAGAGGUUUGCACUGCUCACCAUAAAAUGUCAAGCUAUGUUUUUUUUUCUCAAGAAUUCAAUGCACGGCUCACACCCCAGAGCACUUGAUAAAGUGGAUGCUCUCUGCUCAGGCCUGCAACAAGUUACAGGUCUAAUGUAGGCUAACAGCUAAAAACCGACUGUUUUCCCGAAGCCCCAGUGUAGCUCCCCAGUCAAGCUGACUAACUGGAAAGUUAACCAGUAAAUUGUAUGCUGGUUACAGAGUAUUGGACCAGAGUUGAUUGAACAUGGUGGAUUCUGUGUUACCUUACAGGAUGAUGACAAACCCAUGAUAGAGGUCAUGGACCAGCUGAGCCUGGUGGUUCUGGACAGUUUUGUCCAUGUGGCAGUGUCGGACACGGUGAGCGUUUCUCUCUGUUGCACUCUGUGUGUGUGUAUGUGUGAGGGAGAACGGAGGCGGAGGGUUUGGGUGGAGGGAGAGAGGGGAGACUGAAGGCGUCAGUGUGUACUCAGACAGUAUAGCUUCUGUGCAAGUCUGGCUGCAUUCCGCUCGCCUAAGUAAUCCACUUAUUUUAGGUUCAAUUUCUGGCAUUUCAUAACUUUGUAAUCACUGUGCCAUGACUCAAUCUCCAGACAUUCAGGAUGGGUAUUGCAGCCCUGUCUGCUCCACAUACUGUCAUCAAGUGAUCUGGUUAGCUUCCAUUGAUCACCGUGGUCCUCUGUAGCUCAGCUGGUAGAGCACGGCGCUUAUAACGCCAAGGUAGUGGGUUCGAUCCCCGGGACCACCCAUACACAAAAAAAAAAUGUAUGCACGCAUGACUGUAAGUCGCUUUGGAUAAAAGCGUCUGCUAAAUGGCAUAUUAUUAUUACCUUAGUUAUCUGUAUGAAGAAUCUGCUUCACUGAUCAUAUAAUUGUGGAUGGCAGUACUAGCCUGGUUCUAGAACUGCAAUUGUAAUUCUAAUUGAACAACCCCCAAAAAAUUGCAUUCAUUUUUUAUGAUUUCUCAAUAAACAGUCCAUAGCCUUUAAUUGUAAUUGAAGAUAAUUUCCUGAAUUGACUGAAACCUCUAACCCUUGAACUCUAACCCCUGACCCUACUGUCUCCCAAUCCCAAAACUCCUUUUUAGGCCACUCUUCCGUUGACCCACCAAGUAGACCUGCAAUGGCUGGUGGAGUGGAACUCCAUUCUGGUCAACAGCCACUAUGACAUCCGGAGCCCGUCCCACGUGUGGAUCUUUGCCCAGUCGGUCAAGGACCCCUGGGUCCUUUGUCUCUACAGCCUGCUGCAUCAGGACCACCUGCCCAAACACUGCCCCACCGCCCUUAGCUACACCUGGUCCUACGCCUUCACGCGCAUGCAGCUGCUCAUGCCCCUGGUGGACCCCACGUGAGUACUGAUGAAUUCUAUUGCUGAUUGAAUCUUGAUCUUUAUUGUUUCCAACCCAAGCCAACCUGACACAACCCCAUGUUGGAUUUGAUUUAUUGUACAGAUUGAGUACAGUACAGCCCCAGAGGAUGACAAGUCAGAGUAUUGUACAAAAGUGUAUUUUACAAUGUGUAUCUUGAUGUAAGAUAAUCCAUAAAAAUAAAAUGGACAGCACUCUAAGGGGCGGUUUCCUAGAAACAGAGUAGGCCUAGUCCUGGGCCCUUAUCCACAAAGCAUCUCAGAAAAGGUUCUUAAAACCUGUUUUUAGAUUUUAAAAAACUUUUAGGAGGAUGUGAAGACAUUGCCCAGACAAUCCUUGAGCCAGGAGUAAAAUAAACGGAUAAAAGUUUAUCUCAGCUGGUAAUCACGACAGUUUGAGGUACUGCAAAGGAAAGGUGGGGAUGACGCUCAUUGACAUUGUUGCAAAUUAUGGGGAAUAACCAAUCGUUAUGAGGCAUCGGCAGCUGUGAACUCUAUAUCACUCUUCAGACAACCACGGUGAAUGUGACUACAUCAAAUGUUGCCAUGGUAAAACUUUUGAUUUAACUUUGCCAACUCUUAAUUCUUGCCGAAUAUGUUGGAAGCAUAACCCUUUUUUUUGUACAAAUUCAGAUAAAAAAAUAAUAAUGUGAUAGGCAUAUUGCACUGAAUCAUACAGUAUGAUGGUUGUUAAACACAGAAUUUUGAUAAAUUACCGUUAUAUCAACACAUUUGCAUUAGGCGAGAAUGGUCAAUAUCAGGGGAUAUCUUUAUCUACACUAUAAAUACAAAAGUAUGUGGACACCCCUUCAAAUUAGUAUAUUCGGCUAUUUCAGCCACACCUGUUACUGACAGGUGUAUAAAAUUGAGCACACAGCCAUGCAAUCUCCAUAGACAAACUUUGGCAGUAGAAUAGCCUUACUGAAGAGCUCAGUGACUUUCAACGUGGCACCAUCAUAGGAUGCAAUCUUUCCAAAAAGUCAGUUCAUCAAAUUUCUGCCCUGCUAGAGCUGCCCCGGUCAACUGUAAGUGCUGUUAUUGUGAAGUAGAAAGUCUAGGAGCAACAACGGCUCAGCCACAAAGUGGUAGGACACACAAGCUCAAAGAAUGGGACCGCCGAGUGCUGAAGCACUUGGCACGUAAAAAUAAUCUGUCCUCGGUUGCAACACUCACUACCGAGUUGGAAGCAACGUCAGCACAAGAACUGUUCGAGUGCUGAAACGCGUACAGUGCCUUGCAAAAGUAUUCAUCCCCCUUGGCGUUUUUCCUAUUUUGUUGCAUUACAACCUGUGAUUUAAAUGUAUUUCUAUUUGCAUUUCAUGUAAUGGACAUACACAACAUAGUCCAAAUUGGUGAAGUGAAAUGAAAAAAAUAACUUGUUUCAAAAAAAUUAAUGACGGAAAAGUGGUGCGUGCAUAUGUAUUCACCCCCUUUGCUAUGAAGCCCCUAAAUAAGAUCUGGUGCAACCAAUUACCUUAAGAAGUCACAUAAUUAGUUAAAUAAAGUCCACCUGUGUGCAAUCUAAGUGUCACAUGAUCUCAGUAUAUAUAUACCUGUUCUGAAAGGCCCCCCAGAGUCUGCAACUCCACUAAGCAAGGGACACCACCAAGCAAGCGGCACCAUGAAGAGCAAGGAGCUCUCCAAAUAGGUCAGGGACAAAGUUGUGGAGAAGUACAGAUCAGGGUUGGGUUAUAAAAAAAUAUCAGAAACUUUGAACAUCCCUUUUAAAUCCAUUCAAAAAAUGUUUUGAAAGAAUAUGGCACCACAACAAACCUGCCAAGAGAGUGCCGCCCACCAAAACUCACGGACCAGGCAAGGAGGGCAUUAAUCAGAGAGGCAACAAAGAGACCAAAGAUAACCCUGAAGGAGCUGCAAAGCUCCACAGCGGAGAUUGGAGCAUCUGUCCAUAGGACCACUUUAAUCCGUGCACUCCACAGAGCUGGGCUUUAUGGAAGAGUGGCCAGAAAAAAGCCAUUGCUUAAAGAAAAAAAUAAGCAAACACGUUUGGUGUUCGCCAAAAGGCAUGUGGGAGACUCCCCAAACAUAUGGAAGAAGGUACUCUGGUCAGAUGAGACUAAAAUCUAGCUUUUUGGCCAUCAAGGAAAACGCUUUGUCUGGCACAAAUCCAACACCUCUCAUCACCCCGAGAACACCAUCCCCACAGUGAAGCAUGGUGGUGGCAGCAUCAUGCUGUGGGGAUGUUUUUCAUCGGCAGGGACUGGGAAACUGGUCAGAAUUGAAGGAAUGAUGGAUGGCGCUAAAUACAGGGAAAUUCUUGAGGGAAACCUGUUUCAGUCUUCCAGAGAUUUGAGACUGGGAAGGAGGUACACCUUCCAGCAGGACAAUGAUCCUAAGCAUACUGCUAAAGCAACACUCGAGUGGUUUAAGGGGAAAUAUUUAAAUGUCUUGGAAUGGCCUAGUCAAGCCCAGACCUCAAUCCAAUUGAGAAUCUGUGGUAUGACUUAAACAUUGCUGUACACCAGUGGAACCCAUCCAACUUGAAGGAACUGGAGCAGUUUUGCCUUGAAGAAUGGACGAAAAUCCCAGUGGCUAGAUGUGCCAAGCUUAUAGAGACAUACUCCAAGAGACUUGCAGCUGUAAUUGCUGCAAAAGGUGGCUCUACAAAGUAUUGUUUUUUUGUCUUAUUUCUUGUUUGUUUCACAAUAAAACAUAUUUUACAUCUUCAAAGUGGUAGGCAUGUUGUGUAAAUCAAAUGAUACAAACCCCCCCAAAAUCCAUUUUAAUUCCAGGUUGUAAGGCAAAAAAAAAUGAAAAAUGCCAAGGGGGGUGAAUACUUUCGCAAGCCACUGUAUAUGCGUGGAGGCCUGGAGAUGCUAAACGUGUUUGUUAAUUAACGGUAAAUUACCGUGAGACCGACAGUCUUUUGCAUGACAAUAACCGGCUGACCAAAUUUCAUGACCACCCCACAGCACUAGGGGUUUCCAUAAUAACUUGUGUGAUAGUUACAUGCCUCCCAUUCCACACACACUCUCUCUCUCAUUUUUAAGUAAUUAAUUUGCAUUUUAUUGCAUGACAUAAGUUUUUGAUACAUCAGAAAAGCAGAACUUAAUAUUUGGAACAGAAACCUUUGUUUGCAAUUACAGAGAUCAUACAUUUCCUGUAGGUCUUGACCAGGUUUGCAUACACUGCAGCAGGGAUUUUGGCCCACUCCUCCAUACAGACCUUCUCCAGAUCCUUCAGGUUUCGGGGCUGUCGCUGGGCAAUACGGACUUUCAGCUCCCUCCAAAGAUGUUCUAUUGGGUUCAGGUCUGGAGACUGGCUAGGCCACUCCAGGACCUUGAGAUGCUUCUUACGGAGCCACUCCUUAGUUGCCCUGGCUGUGUGUUUCGGGUCGUUGUCAUGCUGGAAGACCCAGCCACGACCCAUCUUCAAUGCUCUUACUGAGGGAAGGAAGUUGUUGGCCAAGAUCUCGCGAUACAUGGCCCCAUCCAGCCUCUCCUCAAUACGGUGCAGUCGUCCUGUCCCCUUUGCAGAAAAGCAUCCCCAAAAAUGAUGUUUCCACCUCCAUGCUUCACGGUUGGGAUGAUGUUCUUUGGGUUGUACUCAUCCUUCUUCUUCCUCCAAAAACGGCGAGUGGAGUUUAGACCAAAAAGCUCUAUUUUUGUCUCAUCAGACCACAUUACCUUCUCCCAUUCCUCCUCUGGAUCAUCCAGAUGGUCAUUGGCAAACUUCAGACGGGCCUGGACAUGCGCUGGCUUGAGCAGGGGGACCUUGCGUGCGCUGCAGGAUUUUAAUCCAUGACGGCGUAGUGUGUUACUAACGGUUUUCUUUGAGACUGUGGUCCCAGCUCUCUUCAGGUCAUUGACCAGGUCCUGCCGUGUAGUUCUGGGCUGAUCCCUCACCUUCCUCAUGAUCAUUGAUGCCCCACGAGGUGAGAUCUUGCAUGGAGCCCCAGACCGAGGGUGAUUGACCGUCACCUUGAACUUCUUCCAUUUUCUAAUAAUUGCGCCAACAGUUGUUGCCUUCUCACCAAGCUGCUUGCCUAUUGUCCUGUAGCCCAUCCCAGCCUUGUGCAGGUCUACAAUUUUAUCCCUGAUGUCCUUACACAGCUCUCUGGUCUUGGCCAUUGUGGAGAGGUUGGAGUCUGUUUGAUUGAGUGUGUGGACAGGUGUCUUUUAUACAGGUAACGAGUUCAAACAGGUGCAGUUAAUACAGGUAAUGAGUGGAGAACAGGAGGGCUUCUUAAAGAAAAACGAACAGGUCUGUGAGAGCCGGAAUUCUUACUGGUUGGUAGGUGAUCAAAUACUUAUGUCAUGCAAUAAAAUGCAAAUUAAUUACUUAAAAAUCAUACAAUGUGAUUUUCUGGAUUUUUGUUUUAGAUUCCGUCUCUGAUAGUUGAAGUGUACAUAUGAUAAAAAUUACAGACCUCUACAUGCUUUGUAAGUAGGAAAACCUGCAAAAUCGGCAGUGUAUCAAACACUUGUUCUCCCCACUGUACACACAUACAUACACACACACACACACACACACACAAUCAAAAUCAUAAUCAUUUAAUGAAGCCCUUAGUGGCCAGAUUGUUUCUCUUUUCAUUGUGUGCAUAUACAGUGGGGGAAAAAAGUAUUUAGUCAGCCACAAAUUGUGCAAGUUCUCCCACUUAAAAAGAUGAGAGAGGCCUGUAAUUUUCAUCAUAGGUACACGUCAACUAUGACAGACAAAAUGAGGAAAAAAAAUCCAGAAAAUCACAUUGUAGGAUUUUUUAUGAAUAUAUUUGCAAAUUAUGGUGGAAAAUAAGUAUUUGGUCAAUAUCAAAAGUACAGUUCGUAGAACUGGUGCAGGAUAUGCGGGACCGAGGAGGCGUACUGGAGACCAGGAGCGUUGAGCCGGCACACCCCGUCCUGACUGGAUGCCCAUCUUCGCACGGCACGUGCGUGGUGUAAGCACAGGACGUACAGGACUGUGCCGGCGCACUGGCGACACAGUACUUAGCUCCGCAUAACACGGAGCCUGCCCAGUCAUACGCUUCCUCGCGUGAGUACGGGGAGUUGGCUCUGCUCUGACACUAGGCUCCGCCAACCACCCCGUGUGCCCCCCCCUACAUUUUGUUGGGGCUGCUUCUCGGGCUUCCUCCUCGACCGGCCUCCUCCGCGUUGCCGUUGCUCCUCUCCUGCCUGGGCAUCUACCUUAGCCCAUGGUCCUCUCCCCGGAAAUAUCUCUUCCCAUGACCACAAAUUGCCCACCUGUGACAUGGCUACUCGCGCCGCCUGGGCACGCUGCUUGGUCCUCGUUUGGUGGGAUCUUCUGUCACGUUCGUUGAAGGACGGGUCAGACCAAGGCGCAGUGUGAAAUGUGUAUUAAACUAAAUAAACACACGACAAAACAAUAAACCAACGACACGUGAAGUCCUAAGGUAACACACAACAAACCUUACACGGAACAAGAUCCCACAACUAGACAGUGCCAAUAGGCUGCCUAAGUAUGGUCCCCAAUCAGAGACAACAAGCGACAGCUGCCUCUGAUUGGGAACCACACUGGCCAACAUAGAACUAUACAUACUAGAUUCCCCACAUAGAAAAAGCACAACAAGGAAUAUACACACCCUGACUCAACAUAUAAGCGUCCCCUGAGUCAGGGCGUGACAGUAACUCUUAACUGGUUAGGACAGCUCAUGAGGUCUCCUAAAUAUCUGUCAACUAGGUGGGACUGAAGAGGCUUCGUGCACAGCUUUUAUUGUUACCCAUCAGAGUAGGAGGAAAAUGUCUCUAUUCUCAGCGCUUACAGUACGACAAAUGUUCUACUCUGAGAAGCUUUGUGGAUACGGGCCCAGGACUAGGCUUAACCUGUGUCAGGAAACCCCCCCACCCCUAAAGGUUCAAUUUGACUUACCAUACACUUUCAAUGCACUGUGUGUGUGUUUACCAUGGGUCUCUCCAGUAACCCGAUAUACGCUAAGAAGGCCAGCAGCACGUCGGGUGGUGGGGACAGCUACGUGACCCUAUGGAGGAACUACCUGAUCCUGUGUUUUGGACUGGCCAAGCCCAGUAUCAUGAGCCCCGGCCACCUGAGAGCCUCCACCCCUGAGAUCACUACACCUGACGGCAGUAUCAGCUACGACAACAAGGUACAGUAUUCAGACCAAUUGACUUUAUCCACAUUUUGUUAUCUUACAGCCUUAUUCUAAAAUGGAUGAAGUUGUUUUUUCCCCCUCAUCAAUCUACACACAAUACCCCAUAAUGACAAAGCAAAAACAGGUUUUUAGAUUUAAAAAAUAGUAAAAUAAAUAAAAUAUUACAUCUACAUACGUUUUCAGAACCUUUACUCAGUACUUUGUUGAAGCACCUUUGGCAGCGAUUACAGCCUGGAGUCUUCUUGGGUAUGACGCUACUGUCAGGACCCGAUGCGAGAAACAGUCACUAAUAAUUGUCAGAACCCAGAAGAUGAGGCAGACACAGCAGUACUAGAGAUGGUGGUUUAAUAAAGAACAAAAAUCCUCAGGCAAAGAAACUAAAUCCACAAUGUCCAAAAAUAAAGCCAAGAGGCACAAAGAGGAAAACCUCCAAAAAACAAAGAAACUCCACAAAGUGGUAAAAAUCCCACCAGAGAAAUAUCCAUAUAACACAAGGCUUGGGCUGGGGCUGGGUGCUAACUUACAAACACUGAGCAAGGAACUGAGGAACACACAGGGUUUAAAUACUAACAGGGGAAUGACCUACAGGUGCAAACAAUAAUUAGAUCAAGAAAAAACAAAAGGUACAAAAAAGGUGCAAUGGGGACAUCUAGUGACCAAAACCCGAACAGUCAUGGCCAAAACCUGACAGAAUCCCCCUCCUAGGAACGGCUCCUGACGUUCCUACCAGCCUUCUCAGGGUGGAGGGCCCUGAACUGACGAAUGAGGUCAGGGUCCAGUAUGUCCUUGGCAGGAACCCAGGAGCGCUCCUCGGGACCGUAGCCUUCCCAGUCCACCAGAUACUGCCAGGACCGCUGCACCCGGCGGGAAUCCAGUAUCCGGUGGACGGUAUAAGCCGACUGGCCACCGAUGACACGGGGCGGAGGGGGAGGUCUGCCUGCCGGAAUAAGGGGAGAAAAAACAACAGGUUUUAAUAAAGAAAUGUGAAAUGUUGGAUUGAUCUUAAGGGAUCUGGGUAAGUGCAGGCGAAAAGUAACGGGAUUGACUCUCCUGGCAAUCUUAAAGGGACCGAUGAACCUCUGGGACAGCUUGCGAGACUCCACCCGUAGCGGUAGGUUCUUAGUUGAGAGCCAUACUCUCUGGCCGGGGUACAGGGUAGGACCGGGACGGCGACCUCUGUUGGCUUGUCGUUGGUACUGCUGAGAGGAACGCAGAAGAUUAAGACGUGCCUUCUUCCACGUAAGCCGACAGCGUCUGAUGAACCUCGAGGCUGAAGGCACUCUGACUUCUGCCUCCUGGUCCGGGAACAGUAGAGGUGCAUAGCCAAACUGACACUCAUGCGGGGACAUACCAGUGGAGGAGGAGCACAAGGUGUUGUGCGCGUACUCGGCCCAAACAAUGAAGGAUGACCAAGUGGACGGGUUGUUGGAAACCAUGCAUCUGAGGGUGGUUUCCAGCUCCUGAUUCAUCCUCUCAGUUUGGCCAUUGGACUCCGGAUGGUACCCGGAAGAUAAACUGGCCGUGGCCCCUAUGAGUUGGCAGAAGGCCUUCCAAAACCUUGAGGCGAACUGGGGACCUCUGUCGGAAACCAUAUCUUGCGGGAUCCCAAAGACUCGGAACACAUGGUUAAUCACCAACUCAGCUGUUUCCUUGGCAGAAGGUAAUUUGGUCAAAGGAACAAACCUGGCCGCCUUAGAAAACCUGUCGAUGAUGACUAGGAUCGUAGUAUUACCAUGGGACGGAGGAAGGCCAGUAAUAAAGUCCAAUGAGAUAUGGGACCAGGGUCGGUGGGGAAUAGAUAGAGGGUGAAGGAGUCCUUGAGGGCGAAGGUGAGAAGAUUUGCCCUGGCAGCACACGGAACAGGCCUUGAUGAAAGUGGCAACGUCUUCCUUCAUGGUGGGCCACCAGAACUUACGCUGGAUGAACUCCAAGGUGCGGCCUAUGCCCGGGUGACAGGUGAGGCGAGAGGAGUGCCCCCACCGAAGGACUUGGGACCUUGCUGCCUUGGGAACAAACAACCGAUUAGCAGGACCUCCACCAGGGCCCGGUUCGAUGGCUUGAGCUUGUUUCACGGUAUCCUCCACUUGCCACGAGAUCGGAGCCACGAUCUUAGCGGCCGGAAGGACAGUCAUGUCAGUAUCUUCUCGAAUGGCAGGAGAGUAGAUUCGUGACAAGGCGUCCGGUUUGAGAUUCUUCGACCCGGGUCUAUAGGUGAGGAUAAACUGAAAUCGGCUGAAGAAAAGAGACCAUCGAGCUUGUCUGGCGUUCAACCGCUUCGCCUGCUGGAUAUACUCCAGAUUCUUGUGGUCCGUAAGCACUUGAAACGGUUGAGAAGCCCCCUCGAGCCAGUGUCUCCAUUCCUUCAAUGCCAUCUUAACCGCUAGGAGUUCACGGUCCCCCACAUCGUAAUUCCUCUCGGCCGGGGUAAGCCGGUGAGAGAAGAAGGCGCAAGGAUGAAGCUUCUUGUCUCCACCCCUCUGAGACAGGACAGCUCCAACCCCAACCUCUGAUGCGUCUACCUCCACCACAAAAGGUUCCUCCGCCGUUGGUAGUGUCAGGAUGGGAGCAGAGAGGAUGCGCUGCUUGAGUCCUUGGAAGGCCGUCUCAGCUUCUCUUCCCCACAGAAACCUUGUGUUGCCACCCUUGGUUACCGCCGAGAGAGGGGCUGCCACCGAGCUGAAGUUCUUGAUGAACUUGCGGUAAAAGUUGGUGAAGCCCAGGAAACGUUGAACUUCCUUAACGGACUUGGGGGUGGGCCAAUCCGCUACCGCCUCUACCUUCUUGGGGUCCAUCUGGACUCGUCCGGGUUCCACUAUAAAUCCCAGGAAUUGUACUCGAGAGGAAUGGAAUUCACACUUCUCCGGCUUAACGUACAAAUGGCUGUCUAGGAGGCGUUUGAGCACUUGUCUGACAUGCUUAGUGUGUUCUUGAAGGGAGCUCGAAAAGAUGAGGAUGUCAUCCAAGUACACAAACACGAAGAUGUUAAGCAUAUCCCUAAGCACAUCGUUUAUGAGCGCUUGGAACACAGCCGGAGCGUUGGUCAGGCCGAAGGGCAUCACCGAGUAUUCGUAGUGCCAGUAGGCGUGUUGAAAGCGGUCUUCCACUCGUCCCCGGGUUUGAUCCGCACAAGAUGGUAUGCGUUCCGAAGGUCAAGCUUAGUGAAGACAACUGCUUCCUGGAGCAGCUCAAAGGCUGUGGCCAUAAGAUGUAGCGGGUAGCGGUUACGGACAGUUAUGGCAUUGAGUCCCCGGUAGUCGAUGCAAGGUCGUAAUCCGCCGUCUUUCUUGGCCACAAAGAAAAACCCUGCUCCCGCCGGCGAGGUAGAUGGACGCAUGAGGCCUGCUGUCAGAGCGUCCUUGAUGUAGGUAUCCAUAGCAGCUCGUUCGGGUGGAGAAAGGGAAAAGAUCCGACCCCUGGGAGGGCAGGUCCCCGGCAACAGGUCGAUGGUGCAAUCGUAAGGUCUAUGGGGUGGUAGUUUGGUGGCCCUCUGUUUGCUAAAUACCAGUUUGAGGUCAUGGUAACACUCGGGAACUCGGGACAAGUCGAUGGAUUCUAGAGACUCGGAAGGAGAACUCUGGGAACUCGGGAAGAUACAAGUGGCUUGGCACGUGGGACCCCACUGCUUGAUAGUGCCCACAGACCAGUCGAUGUGAGGGUUAUGGCUGUGAAGCCAGGGAUAGCCAAGGACGAGAGGAAACUCGGAACAGGCGAUCAGAUGAAAGUUCAUCACUUCCUUGUGUUGGGAAACUGAAAGUCGUAAGGGGGUAGUGGCACGAGUGACAAGUCCAGAUCCCAAAGGACUUCUAUCCAACGUAGUAACCCUUAUGGGGUCACUUAGAGGUUCAGACGGAACGCCAUUCUCCUUCGCCCAGAUCCCAUCCAUGAAGUUACCUGCGGCUCCAGAGUCUACCAAGGCUUGAAGAGAAACCUCGUGGUCGUCAAAGGAAAGGGUAACAGGAAUGAGCAGGCGGGAGUUGGAUGGAUGGGAGGAGGUUAUGUUUCCCGUUACAGUCCUCCCAGGCCUGCACGGGAGAGUGCGUUUCCCUGGAGCCCGGGACACGUGGAGCGGAAAUGGCCCGGUUUGCCGCAAUAUAGACAGCAUCGCUCCCUCAUUCGGCGGUCUCUCUCAGCCUGGGAGAUGCGUCCAACCUGCAUGGGUUCUGGUGGAGCCAGCGAGGAUAAAGGUGGAGACUCGGAGUUGGAACCGAUAGGAACUAGGGUGAGCGGUCUAUGGUUUUGUUCUCUCUCUCUCAGACGCUGGUCUAUGCGUGAAGCCAACUUGAUAAGGGACUCGAGGUUGUCCGGUGGUUCCCGAGUGGCCAGUUCAUCUUGGAUGGUGUCAGAAAGACCCUUCAAAAAACACACUGUGAGCGCCUCGUCGUUCCAGCCACUUGCUGCUGCCACAGUGCGGAACUGGAUGGCAUAGUCCGUCACGCUGCGCCGACCUUGGCGGAGAGUCAGGAGCUGUUUGGCUGAGUCAGGGCCGUUGGUAGGACCUUGAAACACUCGCUUGAAUUCUUCAGCAAAGGUAGAGUAGCUGGCACAGCAGGGACUUUGGGCAUCCCACACAGCAGUAGCCCAGGCUAGAGCCUUUUCCGACAGCAGGGUGAUGAUAUAUGCUAUCUUGGACCGGUCGGUGGGAAACGACGAUGGUUGCAGCUAAAAGGAGAGAGAACAUUGGGUGAAAAACCCCUUACAAACACUUGGGUCCCCUGAGAACCGUUGAGGAGGCGGCAGACGAGGUUCCGCCAGGGGAUUAACUGCCAGGAGCCCUUGAAUCGGAUGAACUGGAGCAGAAGCGGUUGCCGGGGAAAGUCGAUCCGAAAUCUGCUUUAUGGAAGUCAGCAUCUCUGACAGAAGUUGAGAAUGUCUAGCCAUUAAGGCCUCUUGCUGAACCAGAGCAGCUUCGUGGCGUUGGACAGUCCCCUCAUGGUGGGACAGCAUGGAAAAAAAAUCCUGGGUACUGGCUGCCUCUGGGUUCAUAAUAAGGGCUCAGUGUUUCUGUCAGGACCCGAUGCGAGAAACAGUCACUAAUAAUUGUCAGAACCCAGAAGAUGAGGCAGACACAGCAGUACUAGAGAUGGUGGUUUAAUAAAGAACAAAAAUCCUCAGGCAAAGAAACUAAAUCCACAAUGUCCAAAAAUAAAGCCAAGAGGCACAAAGAGGAAAACCUCCAAAAAACAAAGAAACUCCACAAAGUGGUAAAAAUCCCACCAGAGAAAUAUCCAUAUAACACAAGGCUUGGGCUGGGGCUGGGUGCUAACUUACAAACACUGAGCAAGGAACUGAGGAACACACAGGGUUUAAAUACUAACAGGGGAAUGACCUACAGGUGCAAACAAUAAUUAGAUCAAGAAAAAACAAAAGGUACAAAAAAGGUGCAAUGGGGACAUCUAGUGACCAAAACCCGAACAGUCAUGGCCAAAACCUGACAGCUACAAGCUUGGCACACCUUUAUUUGGGGAGUUUCUCCCAUUCUUCUCUGCAGAUCCUCUCAAGCUCUGUCAGGUUGGAUGGGGAGCGUCGGUGCGCUGCUAUUUUCAAGUCUCUCCAGAGAUGUUUGAUCAGGUUCAAGUCCGGGCUCUGGCUAGGCCACUCAAGGACAUUUAGAGACUUGUCCUGAAGCCACUCCUGCGUUGUCUUGGCUGUGUGCUUAGGGUCGUUGUCCUGUUGGAAGGUGAACCUUCGCCCCAGUCUGAGGUCCUGAGCGCUCUGAUUUCAGGUUUUCAUCAAGGAUUUCUCUGUACUUUGCUCCGUUCAUCUUUCCCUUGGUCCUUACUAGUCUCCUAGUCCCUGCCAUCCCCACAGCAUGAUGCUGCCACCACCAUGCUUCACCGUAGGGAUGGUUCCAGGUUUCCUCCAGACGUGACGCUUGUCAUUCAGGCCAAAGAGUUCAAUCUUGGUUUCAUCAGACCAGACAAUCUUGUUUCUCAUGGUCUGAGAGACCUUUAGGUGCCUUUUGGCAAACUCCAAGUGGGCUGUAAUGUGCCUUUUACUGAGGAGUGGCUUCCGUCUGGCCACUCUACCAUAAAGGCCUGAUUGGUGGAGUGCUGCAGAGAUGGUUGUCCUUCUGGAAGGUUCUCCCAUCUCCACAGAAGAACUCUGGAGCUCUGUCAGAGUGACCAUCGGGUUCUUGGUCACCUCCCUGACCAAGGCCUUUCUCCCCCGAUUGCUCAGUUUGGCCGGGCGGCCAGCUCUAGGAAGAGUCUCGGUGGUUCCAGACUUCUUCCAUUUAAGAAUGAUGGAGGCCACUGUGUUCUUGGGGACCUUCAAUACUGCAGAAACUUUUUGGCACCCUUCCCCAGAUCUGUGCCUCAACACAAUCCUGUCUCGGAGCUCUACGGACAAUUCCUUCAACCUCAUGGCUUGGUUUUUGCUCUGACAUGCACUGUCAACUGUGGGACCUUAUAUAGACAGGUUUGUGCCUUUCCAAAUCAUGUCCAAUCAAUAGAAUUUACCACAGGUGAACUUCAGUCAAGUUAUAGAAACAUCUCAAGGAUGAUCACUGGAAACAGGAUGCACCUCAGCUCAAUUUCGAGUCUCAUAGCAAAGGGUCUGAAUACUUAUGCAAAUAAGGUAUUUCUGUUUUUUAUUUUUAAUACAUUUGAAAAGAAAACAAAACCUGUUUUUGCUUUGUCAUUAUGGGGUAUUGUGUGUAGAUUGAUGAUAAUUGUUUUAUUUAAUCCAUUUUAGAGUAAGGCUGUAACGUAACGAAAUGUGGAAAAAGGGAAGGGGUCUGAAUACUUUCUGAAUGCACUGUAGAUAUCUCCCCCUCUCACAGGUAGAUUUUCCCAACUAGGGACCUAGGGACUAACUAACUCCCCACAGGGACUAACUAACACCCCAUAGGAACUAGCUAACUCCCCUCAAAGUUUGUAAAGUGACAUGGUUAUCCUUUCUACUGUGGUUUGCUCUGGUUUGGAAAACCAUGUGAAUAAGUUGUGUUGUCAUUUGGAAAGACGUCUGAGUUGUGUGUGUGUGUGUACCAGGUGAUUGGAACUGAAUUGUGUGUGAUGCACAAUGUUUUGUGUGUGUACUAACUGUAAGUCGCUCUGGAUAAGAGCGUCUGCUAAAUGACUAAAAUGUAAAUGUAAAAAUGUGCAUUCAAAAAGUAAAAUAGUAUGUGAACGUUAGUUAAGGUUAGCUAACAUAUCCAUUCGUUUUGUGUUAACCGUAAACAUUUGUUAUCUCAAAGUCUGAGAUGGUAGUGUGCAGCGAACGUAAGUGUCUAUUUCGGGUCUAAACUGCCACUACAAAUAAUAAUGUGGCCAUGUAGGCUUAUGUACAGUACCAGUCAAAAUUUUGGACACACCUACUCAUUCAAGGGUUUUUCUUUAUUUUUACUAUUUUUUACAUUGUAGAAUAAUAGUGAAGACAUCAAAACUAUGAAAUAACACAUAUGGAAUCAUGUAGUAACCCAAAAAGUGUUAAACAAAUCAAAAUAUAUUUUAUAUUUGAGAUUCUUCAAAUAGCCACCCUUUGCCUUGAUGACAGCUUUGCACACUCUUGGCAUUCUCUCAACCAGCUUCACCUGGAAUGCUUUUCCAACAGUCUUGAAGGAGUUCCCACAUAUGCUUAGCACUUGUUGGCUGCUUUUCUUUCACUCUGCUGUCCGACUCAUCCCAAGCCAUCUCAAUUGGGUUGAGGUCGGAGGAUUUUGGAGGCCAGGUCAUCUGAUGCAGCACUCCAUCACGCUCCUUCUUGGUCAAAUAGCCCUUACACAGCCUGGAGGUGUGUUGGGUCAUUGUCCUGUUGAAAAACAAAUGAUAGUCCCACUAAGCCCAAACCAGAUGGGAUGGCGUAUCGCUGCAGAAUGCUGUGGUAGCCAUGCUGGUUAAGUGUGCCUUGAAUUCUAAAUAAAUCACAGACAGUGUCACCAGCAAAGCACGCCGACACCAUAACACCUCCUCCUCCAUGCUUUACGGUGGUAAAUACACACGUGGAGAUCAUCCGUUCACCCACACCGCAUCUCACGAAGACACGGCGGUUGGAACCAAAAAUCUUGAAUUUGGAGUCCAGACCAAAGGACACAUUUCCACAUCUAAUGUCCAUUGCCCGUGUUUCUUGGCCCAAGCAGGUCUCUUCUUCUUAUUGGUGUCCUUUAGUAGUGGUAUCUUUGCAGCAAUUAGACCAUGAAGGCCUGAUUCACACAGUCCCCUCUGAACAGUUGAUGUUGAGAUGUGUCUGUGACUUGAACUCAGUGAAGCAUUUAUUUGGGCUGCCAUUUCUGAAGCUGGUAACUCUAGUGAACUUAUCCUCUGCAGCAGAGAUAACUCUGGGUCUUCCAUUCCUGUGGUGGUCCUCAUGAGAGCCAGUUUCAUCAUAGCGCUUGAUGGUUUUUGCGACUGCACUUGAAGAAGCUUUCAAAGUUCUUGAAAUGUUCCGUAUUGACUGACCUUCAUGUCUUAAAGUAAUGAUGGACUGUCGUUUCUCUUUGCUUAUUUGAGCAGUUUUUGCCUUAAUAUGGACUUGGUCUUUUACCAAAUACGGCUAUCUUCUGUAUACCCCCCCUACCUUGUCACAACACAACUGAUUGGCUCAAAUGCAUUAAGAAGGAAAGACAUUUCACAAAUUAACUUUUAAGAAGGCACACCUGUUAAUUGAAAUGCAUUCCAGGUGACUACCUCAUGAAGCUUGUUGAGAGAAUGCCAAGAGUGUGCAAAGCUGUCAUCAAUGCAAAGGGUGGCUACUUUGAACAAUCUCAAAUAUAAAAUAUAUUUUGAUUUGUUUAACACUUUUUGGGUUACUACAUGAUUCCAUAUGUGUUAUUUCAUAGUUUUGAUGUCUUCACUAUUAUUCUACAAUGUAAAAAAUAGUAAAAAUAAAGAAAAACCCUUGAAUGAGUAGGUGUUUCCAAACUUUUGACUGGUAGUGUAUAUUAAAUGUAAUAGGAAUAGCAAAUGAGUCAUUUGCAGUUUGAUUAUUGGCACUAAAAUGCCUCACAAAAAUUAGCUGUUCGAUUUUUCACCGUAACAUUUUGGAAUAUUCAUUCAAAUCGUCCAACUGAAAUUGUGACUAGGUAACAUGUUCUGCCGCAAACAGAAGCCUGGUUGAACGCUCCUCAAGUGAUUGGCACUGGGUUGUACAAUGUUUUGUGUGUGUACCAGGUGAACGUGACUGAGUUGUCUGUGAUGUACAAUGUUUUGUGUGUGUGUGUACCAGGUGAUUGGGACCCCCUCAGUGGCGUGGCUCCUGAAGCAGCUGGUCCCUCUAAUGAGAGCAGAGAGCAUCGAGUUGACAGAGUCCUUGGUGCUGGGCUUUGGACGCACCAACUCCCUGGUCUUCAGGUACAACACGCUCGCACACACACAUACACACUAAAGUUGCCCCUGAUCAGUGUAGGAGUUAGCUAAGCAAAGGCUAUUUGUUUUAAGAAUUUCCUCAGUACGUGAUUAUGGCAAUAAUCAUUCCAGUUAUAUUUGACAUGUAGCAGCACACCUGGGUGAUUUAUCAGUGUCUUACCUCCACUCCAGGGAGAAGUUUCCCCUAGGUACAGAUCAAGGAUCAGCUUCCCCUCCCCCGUUCCGAACCGUAACCAUAAAUGGGGAAAUUGCUAAACUGACCCAAGAUACGCAGCUAGAGGAAACUUCACCCUACACCCUUUUAUUCAGUCAAACAGAAACUUGAGAUAUUAAUUGGUUUAAUGUGAGGGAUUGAACACAGAGUGGUACAUUCCAGUCUUUUUCAGUUUGGACAUAUCCCCUUCUCUUUGUUCCGGGUAGACUUAAUUUUUGCCCAAAUACCCUUUUCUUGGAAAUCAAUUUAAUCAGUGCAAAACACUGCAAGCCUCAAUCUACUGUGCUUUUUUGUGAAUGUUUGUGAAAUUGUUUUUCAUCACAUUUCAGAACAUAUAAUAUAGUACUUUGGUAUAGUAGAUAAUUUAUGUAAUCACAGAGAUCCUAUUAAAUUACUAACUAGCUAACAUACAUACAGUGAUAUAUGAUAUUAUACCACAUAUAUGAUAUUAUACCACAUUUGAUCCUUUUCUAGAAUGAAAGGUUUCCUGAGCAAGAUGGAUGUUUUUUAGGCAUGUUGCUAGGAUCCAAAUGUCCAUUCUAGAGUUCUAUAUGUAAUUCUGUGUGUGUCUAGAGAGCUGUUAGAGGAGCUGCAUCCUUUAAUGAAGGAGACUUUGGAGAGAAGACCAGAGGUGAGCUAUGGGCAUAAUCAUCAUAACGCACCCCAUUGUUCUUACAUACACAACUACUACUUUGCAACAUAUUGCAAGUCAUUGAAUAUAGAGGGGAGGUCAUUGCCUGAUGACACAUUGUAGAUGAAACAGCUAUUUGAAGAAGUGCCUAUCUGAUGGAUCUCUCGUCUCUCUUUUCCUCCCAUUCUAUCUCUUUAUCUCUCUCGCUCCUCCCCCUCUCUCUGUCUUUCUGUCUCAGAACAAGAAGCGUCGUGAGCGGAGAGACCUCCUGAGGCUGCAGCUGCUGAGGAUAUUUGAGCUGCUGGCUGACUCUGGUGUCAUCAGUGAUAGGUUAGAGUCCCAUUCACUGACCAAUCACUGUACAGGAGGCUGCUGAGGGGAGGACGACUCAUAAUAAUGGCCGGAACGGAGCAAAUGGAAUGGGAUCAAACACAUGGAAACAAUGUGCUGGGUGUAUUUGAUACCAUUCCACCCAUUCUGCUCCAGCCAUUACCAUGAGCCCAUCCUCCCCAAUUAAGGUGCCACCAACCUCCUGUGAAUCCCUGACACGCUCACUGACACGCUCUCUGACAUAACCCACACUCUCUGACACACUCUCUGACACACAAUCCACACUCACUGACAUGCUCACUGGCACACUCACGGUCAUGCUGGAGACACUGCCCAGCACACUGGGCAGCACAGGACCCACAGAAUACCUCUGUCCUCUCUUGGAUGUGAAAGCAACAGUAUGGUUUCGAAAAUGUAAAUAAAGUAAAUGAACUGUUGUCUUGACUGAUAUUCUCUUCUAUCUGUCCAUCUGUCUGUGUGUCUGUCUGGUGUCCACAGCACCAAUGGGGCUCUGGAGCGGGACACGUUGGCCCUGGGAGCUCUGUUCCUGGAGUACGUGGACCUGACGCGGAUGCUUCUGGAGGCGGAGAACGACAAAGAGCUGGAGAUCCUCAAGGACAUCCGAGCUCACUUCAGUGCCAUGAUGGCCAACCUUAUCCAGUCUGUUCCCGGUAAAUGCCCAAAUUACUUUUUGGCCGACAUUUUAGGUUGUGUCCCAAACGGCACCCUCUUCCCUAUAUAGUGCACUACUUUUGAACAGAGCCUUAUGGAUCCAAAAUAACUGUGUUUCAACAGAAUGUGUGUGUUUUCAGGUCCCCCUAGAUGCGCACUGUCACCAAAAAUAUCCUACUUUUUGGUAGCUUAUGAUUGAUGAAAACAGACCUCCAUGUGGCAAGGGUUGGUGCAGGCCUAGGGAAUGCAGGGACAUUGAUCUUGAUUUGGCCAUAUUCCAAGGGACACCAGUCCUAAAAUAGUGCAGCUUAAAUGGGGAAGGCAAGGGCAGAUGAUGACUCAUUGGCAGCCAGACUUCAGACUUCCUGACUGCCUGAUGAAUGAGAGAUGAGAGACGGAGGUGGAACACGACUGUAGUCCAUCGGUGAAUCCCAAACUAGCCCAUAGAGUGGCGAGGGGAUCAAUAAACCCAUCAACCUCGGGACACACUUAUGACUUGGAUGAUGCAAUUCAUGUUACACAUUUAAAUAAUAAAAAGAGCAUGAAAUUCAAAUGAACAAAUUCCCUGUGGCGUUUUACAAGAUAUAAAUCUCAUUAACAGUUAAACAUUUCAUUUAGAUGUAUUUCAUUGAUUUUAUGUGUCAAGCCUCGCAAUCAGACACAAAUGCAUGUGUCAGAAAAAAGGCACGCCUCAAUUCCUUUGUAUGAAAUGGCGCAAACUCCAAACAUAUUGAAGUGCGUGAUGAGAUAGCACUUCGCUCUGGAGCCUGCAGCCUUGCUGGCUUGGUCGAAGUGGCUAUCUGACGGUGUAAUUAGCCCCUACACCCUCAAUCAUUUUCACUACCUCAACUUUGGGACACUUGUGCAUAUGGCGGAGGCACACGUGAAUGGGCAAAUGGAGGGCCGAGGGGAAGGGAAAGGGGAAGAACCGGUUUGGGAUUCAGCAUAGGCUCUCUCUCAGGAAACACUUAGUCACUCAGCCCAUACAGUAGAAGUUUGUAAUGCCCCAGUGAUUUCAUAGGCUCUCUCUCAGGAAACGCUUAGUCACUCAGCCCAUACAGUAGCGGUUUGUAAUGCCCCAGUGAUUUCAUAGGCUCUCUCUCAGGAAAUGCUUAGUCACUCAGCCCAUACAGUAGCAGUUUGUAAUGUCCCAGUGAUUUCAUCGGCUCUCUGUCAGGAAACGCUUAGUCACUCAGCUCAUACAGUAGCAGUUUGUAAUUCCCCAGUGAUUUCAUCGGCUCUCUCUCAGGAAACGUUUAGUCACUCAGCCCAUACAGUAGCAGUUUGUAAUGCCCCAGUGAUUUCAUCGGCUCUCUCUCAGGAAACACUUAGUCACUCAGCCCAUACAGUAGAAGUUUGUAAUGCCCCAGUGAUUUCAUAGGCUCUCUCUCAGGAAACGCUUAGUCACUCAGCCCAUACAGUAGAAGUUUGUAAUGCCCCAGUGAUUUCAUCGGCUCUCUCUCAGGAAACGCUUAGUCACUCAGCCCAUACAGUAGCAGUUUGUAAUGCCCCAGUGAUUUCAUCGGCUCUCUCUCAGGAAACACUUAGUCACUCAGCCCAUACAGUAGAAGUUUGUAAUGCCCCAGUGAUUUCAUAGGCUCUCUCUCAGGAAACGCUUAGUCACUCAGCCCAUACAGUAGAAGUUUGUAAUGCCCCAGUGAUUUCAUCGGCUCUCUCUCAGGAAACGCUUAGUCACUCAGCCCAUAAAGUAGCAGUUUGUAAUGCCCCAGUGAUUUCAUUGGCUCUCUCUCAGGAAACGCUUAGUCACUCAGCCCAUACAGUAGCAGUUUGUAAUGCCCCAGUGAUUUCAUAGGCGCUCUCUCAGGAAAUGCUUAGUCACUCAGCCUAUACAGUAGAAGUUUGUAAUGCCCCAGUGAUUUCAUAGGCUCUCUCUCAGGAAAUGCUUAGUCACUCAGCCCAUACAGUAGCAGUUUGUAAUGCCCCAGUGAUUUCAUCGGCUCUCUCUCAGGAAAUGCUUAGUCACUCAGCCCAUACAGUAGCAGUUUGUAAUGUCCCAGUGAUUGUGAUGCCCAGAGACUGUUCUGUGAAGGGGACUAACUGGGACAUUUUACUGUCCUUCUCCUCUUCCUCUCCUCCUCUUCUCCUCCAGUACACCACCGACGCUUCCUGUUCCCGCAGCAGAGCCUAAGGCACCACCUCUUCAUCCUGUUCAGCCAAUGGGCCGGUCCCUUCAGCGUCAUGUUCACGCCUCUUGAUCGGUACAGUGACAGGAACCACCAGAUCACCAGAUACCAGUACUGCGCCCUCAAGGUACAUCAGUCAAUCACAUGUGUUAUUUGUAUAGUGCUUUUACUAAACCAUUUGUCACAAAGUGCUUAACAGUUUUAUCUGUUUUUUAUUUCAUUUAACUGUACUGUAUAUACACUGAGUGUACAACACAUUAUGAACACCUGCUCUUUCCAUGACAUAGACUGACCAGGUGAAUCCAGGUGAAAGCUAUGAUCCCUUAUUGAUGUCACUUGCUAAAUCCACUUCAAUCAGUGUAGAUGAAGGGAGGAGACACGUUAAAGAAUAAUUUUUAAGCCUUAAGACAAUUGAGACAUGGAUUGUGUAUGUGUGCCAUUCAGAGGCUGACUGGGAAAGACAAAAGAUUGAAGUGUCUUUGAACGGGGCCAGGCGCACCAGUUUGUGUCACGAACUGCAACGCUGCUGGGUUUUACACACUCAUCAGUUCCCCGUGUGUCUCAAGAAUGGUCCACCACCCAAAGGACAUCCAGCCAACUUGACAACUGUGGGAAGCAUUGGAGUCAACAUGGGCCAGCAUCCUGUGAAACGCUUUCGACACCUUGUAGAAGGUUUUCUUAAUGUUUUGUACACUCAGUGUAUGAAUAGUGUGUAAAUAGUAUUUUUGGUGUCUUUCCUCUAUAUAACUGUUAUUUCAUAUUUUUAUUUAAUGUAAUAUCUUAUGAUGUUCUUGUCUAUAACUGUUCUGUACUUUGCCAUGUAUUAGUAUGUUUUAUGUGGACCCCAGGAAGAGUAGCUGCUGAAUGUGCAGUCCUAAUAAACUAAACUAAACAGUAACCUUGCCUAGUCCCGGGAAGACCAAGCAGUAGCACAACAGCAAUGGAAAACUCCCAGAAAUAAAUCCUCAUUUGGCUGUACCCAGUGGGCAAAGUGGUUGAAAUGUCAGGCUGACAUUUUGAUAUUUUUAUGUGAUGUUAUGGUCAGGUUGUGUUCUAUUGAAAAAGGACAGAAGUAUUUUUAGUGACCAAAAAAACGUGUCUUUACCUGGUUGUAAUCUGACGUCACUACAACCAGAUUACAAAAUAUGACGUUUCGCAGACAUUUUGAUGACAUCAGUUAAAGUGUUUUUAUCUGGUUGUAAUCUGGCCUUCUGGGUAUCGGGUAUUAGUUCAGAGUUGACCGUCUAGGCCAGACAGUUGUCCACUUACAUGCCGUGGUACAUCAACUCUCCAUCCCACUUCCUCUGAACUCCAGAACCUCUUAUUCACAUUAACACCUUUCUGUCUGUGUUAAGGGUUAAAGUACAUAUUGUUCCUCAUGGGAGAUUUCCCUGGUUCUACAGCACUACUUGUAAAACCUGUGCUUUGGAAAUGAUAAGGAAACAAAGUGCUGCAUGUGGUUUUAAGUUACCGUACAAUGCGGCAAUGUCAAUUCGCAGUUUAGCCAGUGCUAAAUUUAAACUUUUCCCAGCUGCCGCUAAUUUUGACUCCAGUCCAGACAAACCGUGGAGUCACCCAUUUUCUAACUUUAUCCCUCAACUCCACAUAUAUAUUUAAAAGCCAUACCUUAUGGACCAGGGGAAAUGUAUAGCUGGAAUCCAAACCAUGUCAAGACAACAUAGAAUCCGAUGUCUCUAAGAAAUGUUAGGUUAUAAAUGAGAUGUGAUGAUGCUGACCAAGCAAGCCUAUGUUGGAGACAUUCCAGUCCAGUUGACUGACUGUUUGCAGUCCAGUUGACUGACUGUUUGCAGUCCAGUUGACUGACUGUUUGCAGUCCAGUUGACUGACUGUUUGCGGUGUGUCUUGGCGCAAAGGGGGACACACCCUUUAAAAUGAUGUCAGCGUUGUUGAUUGAUCUACUGCAAACAAAGACCGUGACAGGGAGACCAUCUACUUUGCAUGGAGAACUGCUGGACAUUUCAAUCAGCUUCUGUACCAGUGGUUCACCCCAUUGUCCCAACAGGCUUUGAAACACUAUCACUGUGUUGUUGGGAGGUACACUCUUAGAAAAAUAGGUGCUAUCUAGAACCUGAAACUGUUCUUCAGCUGUCCCCAUAGGAAAACCAUUUGAAGAACCCUUUUGGUUCCAAGUAUAACCAUUUUGGGUUCCAUAUAGAACCCUUUCCACAGAGGGUUCUACAUGGAACCCAAAAGGGUUCUACCUGAAUACAACGUGUUAAGUGCGUUUGUCACAUUUUUAGCAGUAUUAAUUUAGUGCCUUAUUGCAAACAGGAUGCCUGUUUUGGAAUAUUUUUAUUCUGUACAGGCUUCCUUUUCACUCUGUCAAUUAGGUUAGUAUUGUGGAGUAACUACAUUAAACUCUAACUGUUUUAAAGUCACCAUUGACCUCAUGGUGAAAUCCCUGAGCGGUUUCCUUCCUCUCUGGCAACUGAGUUAGGAAGGAUGCCUGUAUCUUUGUAGUGACUGGGUGUAUUGAUACACCAUCCAAAGUGUAAUUAAUAACUGUUGAAUGCUUAUUGACUCAAGACAUUUCAGCUUUUCAUUUUUUAUUAAUUUGUAAACAUUUUGAAAAACACAAUUCCACUUUGACAUUAUGGGGUAUUGUGUGUAAACAUCUAAAUGUAAUCAAUUUUAAAUUCAGGCUGUAACACAACAAAAUGUGGAAAAAGUCAAGGAGUGUGAAUACUUUCUGAAGGCACUGUAUAUGCAGCACUACCCAACCUUUAUGGUUAGUGCUGGAAGCCACAGCGUGAUGGUACAGAAGCUAUACAGCACCCAACCUUUAUUAGGGACGAGGUGUCUGAAGUCAUCCUGAGCAGGGGGUUGGUCCUUCUGCCAUGUCCUACUGUUUCUAGAGUGGGUGUGUUUGUUUCUCUAGGCCAUGUCUGCUGUGUUGUGCUGUGGACCUGUGUUCGACAACGUUGGACUGUCCCCAGAAGGAUACCUCUAUAAGUGGCUGGAUAACAUACUAGCCUGCCAGGACAUACGGGUAUGUGAUGUGGCCACACACACCCAUGUUUUGUUCUUCUAUCCUCGUGGGGAUCUAAAAUUAAUUUCCAUUCAAAAUCCUAUUUACCCUAUCACCUAACCCUAAACCUUACCCUUACCCUAACCUGUAACUCUAACCCAAACCCUAAACAUAACUCCUAAUCCUAAUUCUAACCCUAAUCCUAACCCAUAAAAUUAAAAUAGCUGCGCGCGCACACACACACACAAUGACCCAAAUAGCCCUCUGAUAGUUUGCUUAGUUUCCUCGCAGUAAAACAUGCCAACUGUUCCCUGUUGUUUUGAUCAGGUGCGGGGAGGCAGUGAAUGUUGUCCUUUGUCUCAGUGUAAUUUGCUCAAUUAUUUGUCAAUUUACCAUGACUGGCUGGAUUAAGCACCUGUCCCUCUCUGUAUAUGUCUCCCUCAUUCUUUCUCCGGGGCAAAGUUGACUUUAAUAUUGUGUCCUGUUUACAUAUCCUGGUCCCAGAUCUGUUUGUGCUGUCUUGCCAACUCGUAUGGUCAAUGUCAGCUAUACAACACAAACAGAUCUGGGACCAGGCUAGUGUUUACAUUCUUUAACCUUAGAAUGAACAGUAAAAACUGGGCAUGUAGCCCAGAAAAUGUGAUUAAUCCUGCUAUGACAGAUGACAUAUAGCUUCUACUAUCCUUUCAGACUAGUCUUACUCAAGGCUUUUAAAACGAGGAAACCUUUUACACCCCAUAUUUCUAAAUGGAUAUACUGUAGUAUGGAAUAUUUUUGUCUGAGGCUUUCCCUCCCCCAUUCGGUAUUGCACAGCAACAUCCCUAGUGAUUUUAAUCAAGUUCAACUUUGCUCGCAUCGCCAACAGUCAAAUCGUCAUUGAAGAUGCAUGAUUUAUCCGGUAGUUUGGUUGCUCAAAUUAGUUGAUGGUGGUCGCACACACACUCGCACUGACCACCUGUCAUUGACCUCUAGGUUCACCAGCUGGGCUGUGAGGUAGUUAUUCUGCUGCUGGAGUUGAAUGCUGACCAGGUCAACCUGUUUAACUGGGCGGUCGACCGCUGCUUCACCGGCUCCUACCAACUGGCCUCUGGCUGUUUCAAGGCCAUCGCCACCAUCUGUGGCAGCAGGUAGGAACUACAGACAUCACUGGUAAGAUCCCUUCUAAUUCCACCGUCUCUGGCACAAGUAGAAAGUUAAUAACCAUAGGAUAUUAAUGGUAGCAAGUAGGAACUACUCAGUCACCUUCCGUGGCAGCAGGUACUAACUAAGUUAAGAACCAUAGAGAUCACUGAUAGUAACCGCUCUACCAUAGGGCUCCCGAGUGGCGCAGCGGUCUAAGGCACUGCAUCUCAGUGCUUGAGGCGUCACUACAGACCCCCUGGUUCGAUUCCAGGCUGUAUCACAACCGGCCGUGAUUAGGAGUCCCAUAGGGCGGCGCACAAUUGGCCCAGUGUCGUCCGGGUUUGGCCGGUGUAGGCCGUCAUUGUAAAUAAGAAUUUGUUCUUCACUGACUUGCCUAGUUAAAUAAAGGUAAAAUAAAAUAAAAAAUAAAUAAAUAAAAUAGACAUAAUUGGUAGGAACUGCUCUACCAUAGACAUCAUUGGUAGGAACCUCUCUACCAUAUACAUCAUGAGUAGGAACUGAUCUAAUGCACCUCUCUGUAACAUAACUCAACGUUACACUACAAAUACUGAACUGAAGCAUCACUAUUUGGUUAAAUAUUCUGUAAUACUUCAACCUGCUGGUAUAAUGCUUUAUACUAGGGGUCCGAUCAAAAACUCAAAUUUUGACCAAUGGGUAAAAUAAUAUGUUAAUAAAAUAAUAUGUAGAUAAUCCUCUAAGAAAACCAAUGGUCCAAACCUCAAGUCUCUAUCAUAAUCCGUUCAAAAGUUAUUGAAGUUUUUACCCUUGAUGGCCAGAAUUAGGUUGACUAAAUCAACGGAGGCCAGAGGAAAAAAAGUGGUCAAAAAUCUGGAAAAUUGCAUCACGUCAGCUAGGCUUGAUUCUGUGCAAGAAUUAAGGCUACUGGCUACCUAGGUUCAAAAUAUACAUAGCUGGCUACCUAGGUUCAAAAUAUACAUAGCUGGCUACCUAGGUUCAAAAUAUACAUAGCUGGCUACCUAGGUUCAAAAUAUACAUAGCUGGCUACCUGACAGGCUACUUUCCUGUUGAAUUCGUAAUCUUUCUUCUCGAAAUCCGCAGGACAAAAAAACAAUAUAGAGGUAAGAUGGAUAUUGAUUUUGACAGUAUCAUAUUUUAGUAUACACUUUUCAUAUUCAUUCGAAAUUCCUGUUCUUUUUCUAAGAUUUCUCACCAAAAAAAGCUUAUCUCUGUGAAUUGUCAACGGAGCACUGAGCGUAUACCAAGCCUUUUAUUUUCAGUCUUUUACAUUUCAUUCAGCUCGUGUCAUGCUAAUUUUGCUUUUUGCGACCCGUGGAAACAACUUUGAAGAUGACGACCACAAAAUGUAAAAUCCUCAAAAGUUGUUACGAGAAACCUGAACCGCUAUGUCAGCAGAGCUUGGUGCUUAUUAUCGGAUGUAUUCGCUUACGAAAUCCGAUUUUUUGAAUAUAAUGUUAAUGAUAUGUUAGAGAAGACCCCACUGAACGAUUCAGAACAUGAAUAAUCAUAUUUGUCUUGGAAAAGUGCAAUUAUAUCACCACUGGGCAGAGUGGACACCUUAUUUAUACCUUAACAUAGGUUAUGUCUAUGUUAUUUCAACUGACUUUUUUGUCAGGAUCAUUGUGAGAUGAUUGAAGACAUUAUGAUAUACCUGUCCAUGACAUGUCUUAUGAUGCAUUAUAACUUCAUCAUAAUGAUUUAGACCUACAAGGUUUAUUAAGUACUGUAAAGUCUUAUUAAAUAUUCAUAUUGAUUAUUUCACUUGCAGAAACUACCCCUGUGACAUCGUGACUUUGAUGAAUUUGGUGCUCUUCAAGACAUCAGAUACCAGCAGGGAAAUUUAUGAAAUCUCAAUGCAGCUAAUGCAGGUAAGGACCAAUACCACAGAGUCUAUAGAUGCUCAACAAACCAAUAGACUCAAUCAGUAGCAUGUACAUAGAUGACUAUCCAAAUAAAGUUUUACUGACCAAUGUAAUGCAUGACAUCCUUCCAUUGAAACACUGAUAACAGGGUUUUUUCAGUUUACUUCCCGUAUUGACUGAAAUUAAUGCAGGUUAAAGUUUUUUUGUCAUGAAUCUUGUUCUGGAGGCAGCGUUGCAGAGUGGUCACUAGCUGGCACAGCCAAAGUCAUUAAAUUUAACCUAACCUUAACCCUAACCACACUGCUAACCCUAAUGCCUAACCCAAACCUUAAAUUAAGACCAAAAAGCAAAUUUUUGUUAUCAUACAUUUUUACAAUAUAGACAAUUUUUACUUUGCAGCUGGCCCAUCUAGCGGUAAUCGCUCAGUUCUGCCUCAAGGACAAGACUUAUCCCAAUAAACAUCAACCUGUGAAUUGAAUUAGAAUUGACCCCAAACCUGACUGAUAAUAUCCUGGACUAAGAGUGUGUGUGUUUUCUUCCUUGAUAACCAGAUUCUGGAGGCAAAGCUGUCCGUGUGUUCCAAGAGGAUAGCAGACCAGAAGCCCAGUAGCAUCCUGUGUAGGACCCAUGGACCUCUGCCUCCCCUCUAUAGCGUCUCUCUAGCCCAGCUCUCACAGCAACUGGCUAGGAUAUACCCUGAACUCACUCUGCCUCUCUUCUCAGGUAAGCUGUGUCUGUGUGUGUGUGUGUGUGUGUGUGUGUCUGUAUGGUACUCACAUAGUACUCACAAGCAGGUCAUCUUCAUUUGGCUUCCUGCUAAAUGUGUUGUUCUUGUGUUAGGAUGGCUCCUCCCACUCAAAAAGGCUCGUUGUCAGUUAGCUAUAGAAGCUCCCACUGCUCUUUGCCAUAGCAACAGUGAAGUGGGUUGUGAGUCAGAAGGAUUUUGUCAGUAUAAAGUGGACCAAAUAAAUACACAGAUCAUCAGUUAUUAUCAAAUGAUGGAGACUCAGUAUUCAGUUAUCAAAAACACGGGUGAAAACAGACAACGACGAGGAUCGACGACGUUGAUUCAAUAAAAUAAGUAUUGAUCGGCAGUCGUUUCCUCAACUGUGCCGUUUUUCAACUGUGUCUCUCCGUCUUCCUGCCAUUACCAGCACCUUGUAGAAGGUGCACUGCUGUGCACAGGUCUUUACCUCAUUGUUAUUCAACUAUAAAAUGUAUAUUAGCUUUAAACCCUUUUAAGCAACAGGGCCUGUAUUUAUCAAGCGUUUCGGAGUAGGAGUGCUGAUUUAGGAUCAGGUCCUCCCUGUCCAUAAUAAUAUGAUUAAUUAUGAUCUAAAGGGCAAAACUGAUUCUAGAUCAGCACAUAUGACAUAAUGAGCCUGUUUGUUUUUAAAAUGCUACUACCCCCACCUCUGCAGAGGACAACUGUAUAGGCCCUCCAGGAUUGAGCAAUUCUGCAAAAACAUUUUUUUUAGCAAAAUCUAUAAUUUCCCGUAUGUGAAGCGAGGUCUUGCAAAUUUGACCAUUCACUGCACUAUUACCAUAUGUAACAGUCAAAUCACCGCAAUAUUACCGCAUAAAACUGUCCGAUCACGCACUGCAAAAAAGGGCUCUCCAUUUUAACCAAUCACCACUUUUACAAAUCAAUCACUUUUACCACAUAACAUUGUUAAAUCAAGCCACACAUCAACAAAUGUUUCCCCCAUCACUGCAUUUUCAUCAUGCAAAAUGUCAUAAUUGCCACACCAAAAUCAAGUAUUUGUAUCUACAAAUACCACAAACAAAUGCAGCGAAAUCCUGGAGGGACUGACUUUGUAACAAUUAUUUAUGACUUUGUAUAAAUUCAUAAACUUACGGUUUCUGCUCGGUUGUGUUUCUCUCUCCUGUCCCAGAGGUUAGCCAGCGUUUCCCUACGACCCAUCCAAAUGGCCGUCAGAUCAUGCUGACCUACCUGCUGCCCUGGCUCUCUAACAUCGAGUUGAUGGACAGCUGCCUGCUGCCACCAGUCUCCAGUCCCUGCAGCCCUGAGGAGGAGACCCCGGGCCGGACAGGCACCACCGUGGGACAGGUCCCCCAACACACCCUAAGAGGACUGGGCUGGGGCUCGCUGCAGGCCACCUCGCUGGUCCUCAACAACCUCAUGUUCAUGACCGCCAAGGUGAGGAGGGUCUGUACAUUGCUCGUUGAAAGGCAGACAACAUACAGGAAACAUGGGAGAAAUAACACUUAGCACAUUAGCACUUACAAUACAAAUAUGACCACAUAUAUGUUUUGCUCAGUGAAAGUUGUCAUUCUAUUGUUAAUAUUACUAAUCGCUGAUGCUCUGCCUUGUCCUGUCAGUACGGUGAUGACGUCCCAGGACCAGAGAUGGAGAAUGUCUGGAACGCUCUGGUCAGUAAUGACACGUGGCCCAACAAUCUGAGGACCACCCUGCAGUUCCUCGUCAGUCUGUGUGGAGUGAGCAGCGACACUUCUCUGCUGCCUUAUGUGAGUCUGCUGCAUUAGAACCCCUCUAAUUCCAUUACUGUCUGAAUAAAUUGUAAGUAAAACCACCAAGAAUAUACAAAAAGAUAAUUAAGCUCAACCCCGCAGCCUUAGAACAAUACAGAGAAAACGAAUCCUGAUACCUUAGAACCCUACAGAGAAAUAACUUGAAUCCCGCUGCCUUAGAACCAUACAGAAAACGAAUCCUAUCUCUAAUCCUAACCCUUGGUUUGUGUGUGUGUGUGUGUGUGUGUGUGUGUGUGUGUGUGUGUGCACGCGUGUAUGCGUGUGUUCCUACUUCCGUGUGUUUUCCAGAUCAAGAAGGUGGUGAUCUACCUGUGUCGUAACAACACCAUUCAGACCAUGGAGGAGCUGUUGUUUGAGCUGCAGCAGACAGACCCGGUCAACCCUGUGGUACAGCACUGUGACAACCCACCUUUCUACCGCUUUGCUGCCACCUGCACGGCCUCCACCGCCGCCUCAGGUAUAGGUACAGAAACGCACACAGACAUACGAACACACAAACACGAACAUGAACGAACACACUACCACACACACGAACGAACACACCAACAGUCAGACUGGACAUAUAAACCUCCACUGGCACCUUUGGUAGUAACAUAAUGUUACACACAGGAAGGUAACCAGAUCAGAUUUUUUAUCACAAGUUUGACAUUUUUCAAAACUUUCACAAUAUGUAUGUUUGAAUUAUUUGUGUCUAUAAACACUUAAUUAUGUCUGUUACUUUUUUAGGUACAACAUCCAGUAGCAACACUAUAGUUGCUGGCCAAGAGAGUUUCCCUGACGCAGAUGACACUAAAGCAGCCAAGGAGAAUGAAGAGAGGUAUAGUAUCACAGUAGAGUACUUGGACUGGGGCUUGGUCUCACAUUUCUUUCUGCUGUUUUGCCAACUCCUAUAGGUCGUUUGGUAUGUCAACAACCAUGGAAGUUGACUAAACAGCACAAAGGGAUCUGGGACCAGAUCUGUUUGUGUUAUCAUGUCAACUCCUUCAUUGUCACAUCUGGGACCAGGUUAGGUGAAAUGUGAUGUAAUAUAAGAUCAGCAGUAGCAGAGAGGAAGAGGCGAAGCGAGGGGGUUUACUCCGCCCAAAAUCUGUCCAUGAAAAUAAGACCACGACGUGAGGAAUGUUUAUAUAGAGGUACAAUGAGUGUUGAAUUUGGUCAACAAAAAAUGUAAUUGCUAAUUUGCUAUGUAAGGCUUAUUUGAUCAAAUAUACAUUUCCUAAUGGUUUGGAUGGCAUUUCGGCAACUUUGAAAAAAACGACUUUAUAUCAAAGUUUUGCCUGUUGUUGACACGCGUAUCUGCCCUUUCAUUGGCUAGAAUGGUCCCACCUGAUCUCGCCUCCUCCCACCUGCCUUCCAUCUUUGAGGACAUGUAUUUCCAUUGUUAGAGCGGUCACUCGACUAUCUUGUCAAUAUAAUAGAUAAUCUGUGGCAGUAGUCUUGGCGACAACCUCUGACCUCUGACCUUUGUGAUCCAGGCUGAGUAACAUAAUGCGUAACCACAACCGCCUGGAGUCCCGAUACAGCAACAGUUCUGGAGGCUCCUACGACGAGGAGAAGAGUGAGUAAAGAGAUUAUAGAUAUACUCUAUGUACAGUGUGUGAAUAUAGUGCCUUAUUCACCUGCUUAAAGUGGGGGGUGCUGCUAGCCUGGGAAACAGACCAUAUGUUACAUAGCUUGGCUGCUGCUAGCCUGGGAACCAGACCAUAUGGUACAUAGCUUGGCUGCUGCUAGUCUGGGAACCAGACCAUAUGGUACAUAGUUUGACUGCUGCUAGCCUGGGGAACAGACCAUAUGUUACAAUGUAACUACAUUUAAUCAAAAAUGUAAUCUACGUAAUCCUCAAAAUAAAUGAUUUAUCAUGAGAUGGCCAUAAACAAUAACUAGUAAUGCUGUUAAAAUCUUACCUUUCUGGUAAAAAUGGUUAUAAAUUGCCAAAGUGUAGUCACUUUUGAGGACACAAGCUCAAGUACACAGUACAAACAUGAUGAAAAUAUGAACUAUUUUGUAUGAUGUAUUUCCUAUUCAACAAAACUGUAUGAAUAAGGCUUGAAAUGACUUAUAUGCUUUCUAAAUAUAGUAUAAUCAAAUUAUAAAACAACUAACUAUAAGAUUUCACCUUCCUUAUAACUGUAAAAUACAUACUGAAUUUGAAUGUUUUGUGUUAGAGAAAAUGUGCAGAUUUUCUAAAGGGCUCUCUUGAUCAAAACGUCUGCCUCCAUCGCUGUGAACAUCUCACAGAGCUCUAGCUUGGCUUCCUAGCUUGGAAUUUGCCUUUCAUCUCAUAUUAAUCUUGCCCAUCUAUAACAAACAGAACGUUUUUUGUUUAAAAUCUAGGAAUUAUUUAAGAUGAAUGGCUAUAGCUCAAUCUCUGAAUGUGCUACAGUGAUGAAACUCUCCUGCUGCGCUACGAUGUAAGGAUUGCAGGCAUGUGCUUUGUCAGUGGAUGUGACAUAGGAUUCAGCCAGGAGUUGAUGGACAGUCGGAAGAGCGAAUGAAAUGGUAGGAGGGACAUCCCAACUUCAAGUGGUUUCAGAUUUCACAUCCUACGUCACACAGGCUCAGAAAAUAUACUACUGUGUCCGUGGGAACCAGGGUUAUCUCUCAAUGCAAGCCAUUUCGAUCUACGGUGUCCACAGGUCAAUCUAUACGUGGAAAUAUCGGUCGGAACCGGUACCAGAACCAUGCAGGUCCCCUAGACUUUACAUCUAAGGGGUAAGAUGGCUGCCUAGGUCAGUGCCAUUGAUAAUGCAUGAUAGGCCUGGAGCGCUGAGAAGAUCCUUUGUAAGAACUGGAAGUGAAACACACAAGCAGCUCCGUGACAGGGCCUCUCAGAUACUACCAGUAAACAGCCAGUGAUCCCAAAACUCAUUUGUUCUACUCAUUGGUUCUACUCUCUGGAACAGAGGUAGCCUGGGUCAGUGUCCAAUGAGAAACAUUGGUUUUCGUUUUCCGUUGGAAAACGUUUUGCCCAAGUGUGCCCCACUGAACACGACCCUGGAGAGGGUCUGGCCUGGCGAGUGCUGCCGUGCUUUGUCAUGAGUUUAACUUCCUGUGUGACCCCUAGGUGAACCCCUUCCACCGUACACUGGUUGGUUGAUGAGCGUUGUGGAGACCAAUCAGCCACUCCCUUUGCCCAUGCCUGUCAACGGAGGCUGCUGGGCUCCCCUGGUGGACUACCUCCCUGAAACCAUCACUCCUAGGGGACCUCUACACAGGUACACACACACACAUGUUUCCUGGUGGACUACCUCCCUGAAACCAUCACUCCUAGGGGACCUCUACACAGGUACACACACACACAUGUUUCCUGGUGGACUACCUCUCUGAAACCAUCACUCCUAGGGGACCUCUACACAGGUACACACACACACGUUUCCUGGUGGACUACCUCCCUGAAACCAUCACUCCUAGGGGACCUCUACACAGGUACACACAUACACACGUUUCCUGGUGGACUACCUAACAGGAACCAUCACUCCUAGGGGACCUCUACACAGGUACACACACACACGUUUCCUGGUGGACUACCUCCCUGAAACCAUCACUCCUAGGGGACCUCUACACAGGUACACACACACACACGUUUCCUGGUGGACUACCUAACAGGAACCAUCAACCAUACCUCUACACAGGUACACACAGGUUAACACACACAGGCGCACACACACCAUUUGUGUAUGAAAUACCAAGCAGUGUGUGUGAUGCAUGUGAGAUACAAUUGAAGUCGGAAGUUUACAUACACUUAGGUUGGAGUCAUUAAAACUCGUUUUUCAACCACUCCACAAAUUUCUUGUUAACAAACUAUAGUUUUGGCAAGUCGGUUAGGACAUCUACUUUGUGCGUGACACCAGUAAUUGUUUACAGACAGAUCAUUUCACUUAUAAUUCACUGUAUCACAAUUCCAGUGGGUCAGAAGUUUACAUACACUAAGUUGACUGUGCCUUUAAACAGCUUGGAAAAUUCCAGAAAAUGAUGUCAUGGCUUUAGAAGCUUCUGAUAGGCUAAUUGACAUCAUUUGAGUCAAUUGGAGGUGUACCUCAAGGCCUACCUUUAAACUCAGUGCCUCUUUGAUUGACAUCAUGGGAAAAUCAAAAGAAAUCAGCCAAGACCUCAGAAACAAAAUUGUAGACCUCCACUAGUCUGGUUCAUUCUUGGGAGCAAUUUCCAAACGCCUGAAGGUACCACGUUCAUCUGUACAAACAAUAGUACGUAAGUAUAAACACCAUGGGACCACGCAGCUGUCAUACCGCUCAGGAAGGAGACGCGUUCUGUCUCCUAGAGAUGAACGUACUUUGGUGCGAAAAGUGCAAAUCAAUCCCAGAACAACAGCAAAGGACCUUGUAAAGAUGCUGGAGGAAACAGGUACAAAAGUAUCUAUAUCCACAGUAAAACGUGUCCUAUAUCGACAUAACCUGAAAGGCCGCUCAGCAAGGAAGAAGCCACUGCUCCAAAACCGCCAUAAAAAAGCCAGACUACGGUUUGCAACUGCACAUGGGGACAAAGAUCGUACUUUUUGGAGAAAUGUCCUCUGGUCUGAUGAAACAAAAAUAGAACUGUUUGGCCAUAAUGACCAUCAUUAUGUUUGGAGGAAAAAGGGGGUCGCUUGCAAGCCGAAGAACACCAACCCAACCGUGAAGAACGGGGUUGGCAGCAUCAUGCUGUGGGGGUGCUUUGCUGCAGGAGGGACUGGUGCACUUCACAAAAUAGAUGGCAUCAUGAGGAAGAAAAAUGAUGUGGAUAUAUUGAAGCAACAUCUCAACAGAUCAGUCAGGAAGUUAAAGCUUUGUCGCAAAUGGGUCUUCCAAAUGAACAAUGACCCCAAGCAUACUUCCAAAGUUGUGGCAAAAUGGCUUAAGGACAACAAAGUCAAGGUAUUGGAGUGGCCAUCACAAAGCCCUGACCUCAAUCCUAUAGAACAUUUGUGGGCAGAACUGAAAAAGUGUGUGCGAGCAAGGAGGCCUACAAACCUGACUCAGUUACACCAGCUCUGUCAGGAGGAAUGGGCCAAAAUUCACCCGACUUCUUGUGGAAAGCUUGUGGAAGGCUACCUGAAACGUUUGACCCAAGUUAAACAAUUUAAAGGCAAUGCUACCAAAUACUAAUUGAGUGUAUGUAAACUUCUGACCCACUGGGAAUGUGAUGAAAGAAAUAAAAGCUGAAAUAAAUCAUUCUCUCUACUAUUAUUCUGACAUUUCACAUUUGUGAAAAACUGAGUUUAAAUAUAUUUGGCUAAUGUGUAUGUAAACUUCCAACUUCAACUGUAUGUAGGACAUCUGCAGAGGGCUAUUGUUAGAGGUCAGACCUACGCUACCCUGUCUCUCACACCUGGUCCCUGUAACUCUUAUCAAAACCAUUAUCUAAGAUGAUGUCAUCCUUCAUGGUAGCAGAGGGAAAGAACAUGACCCAGCACAUAGGUUUAAACAGGGUGGAUGAGCUUUAUCGUUUGACAAAAUAAGUUCUGAUACAAUGUCCUCCUCAUUUCCCAGUGAUAAACCCCAAGCAGUCAUAAUAUAUAUUCCAUUGCAUCCCUGAGCAUUGAAAACAGAGGGAGAGAGAGAGGCCAUAGAUGCGUCUCAAAUGGAACCCUAUUCCCUAUUUAGGGCACUACUUUUGUGCACUAUACUAUGUAGGGAAUAGGGUAACAUUUGGGAUGGAGACAAUGUAUAGAGUAUAUUUGAUGUGCUGUUGUAUGCAGUAUGUUGGUGUAACAUAGUAGUUGAUGUAUAUACAAUAUGUAUAUUGUUGAUGUGUCUGUAGGUGUAACAUCGCAGUGAUCUUCAUGACCGAGAUGGUGGUUGACCACAGUGUGAGAGAAGACUGGGCCCUGCACCUGCCACUGCUGCUCCACGCCCUCUUUCUGGGUAUGACACACACCAGCGCAUACUUUUCAAUGAGGAAUUACUGAGUUAACUGAUUCUGAACUCGCUCCAACUUGGACACGCCAGGAAGUAGCUGGCAAUUGCUGCCAAUCGUUUUGCCUCUUUUACAGCUGGAGACCAUAGGGAGCAAUAAUAUUAACCCCAACCCUGUGUAGUAUCAGUUAUUACACCAGUAGAGACACUGUAUGUAAGGAUGUUAUUAUUGACACCCUUGAUAAAGAUUAACAAUAAUGACUGUAUAAAAUAAAUAAUUCAUACUGAGCUAUAUUGUAUGCUCCCAAAAUGUGGGAAAUUAUAUUAUUUUAUACUAAUACCAUUGCUCAGAGAAAUAAAAAAAAUUUAACAAAUAAAAAGGUAGGGGUCAAAAUGAUUACCACCCCUAAAGAUUGUUAUAAAUAAAGCAGUCAAAAGUGUAGUAUUUGGUCCCAUAUCCUAGCAUGCAAUGAUUACAUCAAGCUUGUGACGCUACGAACUUGUUGGAUGCAUUUGCUGCUCGUUUUGUUACAGAUUAUUUGGUACCCCAAUAGGAAUGAAUAGUCAAUUAUGUAUUGUGUCAUUUUAGAGUCGCUUUUAUUGUAAACAAGAAUAUAAUAUGUUUCUAAACACUUGUACAUUAUUGUGGAUGCUACUAUGAUUACGGAUAAUUCUGAAUGAAUCGUGAAUAAUGAUGAGUGAGAAAGUUACAGAGGGUCAAAGAUCAUACCCCAAGACAUCCUAACCUCCCAUGUUAUUGGUGAAGAGGUUAGCAUGUCUUGGGGGUAUGGUCUUUGACCCUCUGUAACUUUCUCACUCAUCAGUAAUGUCCCGUGUAGCUCAGUUGGUAGAGCAUGGUGUUUGCAACGCCAGGGUUGUGGGUUCGAUUCCCACGGGAGACCAGUAUGAAAAAGAAAAAGCACUCACUAACUGUAAGUCGCUCUGGAUAAGAGCGUCUGCUAUAUGACUAAAGAUUUAAAAAAUUUAAAUGAAAUCAUUAUCCACGAUUCGUUCAGGUAGCAUCCACAUGAAUGUAGAAGUGUUCAGAAACAUAUUCUAUUCUUACAUUGUACAGUUGAAGUCGGAAGUUUACAUACUUCUUAGCGAAAUACAUUUAAACUCAGUUUUUCACAAUUCCUGACAUUUAAUCCUAGUAAAAAGUCCCUGUCUUAGGUCAGUUAGGAUCACCACUUUAUUUUAAGAAUGUGAAAUGUCAGAAUAAUAGUAGAGAGAAAGAUUUAUUUCAGCUUUUAUUUCUUUCAUAACAUUCCCAGUGGGUCAGAAGUUUACAUACACUCAAUUAGUAUUUGGUAGCAUUGCCUUUAAAUUGUUUAAUUUGGGUCAAAUGUUUCGGGUAGCCUUCCACAAGCAUUCCACAAUAAGUCGGGUGAAUUUUGGCCCAUUCCUCCUGACAGAGCUGGUGUAACUGAAUCAGGUUUGUAGGCCUCCUUGCUCGCACACACUUUUUCAGUUCUGCCCACAAAUGUUCUAUAGGAUUGAGGUCAGGGCUUUGUGAUGGCCACUCCAAUACCUUGACUUUGUUGUCCUUAAGCCAUUUUGCCACAACUUUGGAAGUAUGCUUGGGGUCAUUGUUCAUUUGGAAGACCCAUUUGCGACCAAGCUUUAACUUCCUGACUGAUGUCUUGAGAUGUUAAUUCAAUAUAUCCACAUAAUUUUCCUUCCUCGUGAUGCCAUCUAUUUUGUGAAGUGCACCAGUCCCUCCUGCAGCAGAGCACCCCCACAGCAUGAUGCUGCCACCCCCGUGCUUCACGGUUGGGUUGGUGUUCUUCGGCUUGCAAGCGACCCCCUUUUUCCUCCAAACAUAACGAUGGUCAUUAUGGCCAAACAGUUCUAUUUUUGUUUCAUCAGACCAGAGGACAUUUCUCCAAAAAGUACGAUCUUUGUCCCAUGUGCAGUUGUAAACCGUAGUCUGGCUUUUUUAUGGCGGUUUUGGAGCAAAGGAUAUAGAUAAUUUUGUACCUGUUUCCUCCAUCAUCUUCACAAGGUCCUUUGCUGUUGUUCUGGGAUUGAUUUGCACUUUUCGCACCAAAGUACAUUCAUCUCUAGGAGACAGAACGCGUCUCCUUCCUGAGCGGUAUGACGGCUGCGUGGUCCCAUGGUGUUUAUACUUGCGUAAUAUUGUUUGUACAGAUGAACGUGGUACCUUCAGGCGUUUGGAAAUUGCUCCCAAGGAUGAACCAGACUUGUGGAGGUCUACAAUUUUGUUUCUGAGGUCUUGGCUGAUUUCUUUUGAUUUUCCCAUGAUGUCAAGCAAAGAGGCACUGAGUUUGAAGGUAGGCCUUGAAAUACAUCCUCAGGUACAUCUCCAAUUGACUGAAAUGAUGUCAAUUAGCCUAUCAGAAGCUUCUAAAGCCAUUACAUCAUUUUCUGGAAUUUUCCAAGCUGUUUAAAGGCACAGUCAACUUAGUGUAUGUAAACUUCUGACCCACUGGAAUUGUGAUAAAGUGAAUUAUAAGUGAAAUAAUCUGUCUGUAAACAAUUGUUGGAAAUAUUACUUGUGUCAUGCACAAAGUAGAUGUCCUAACCGACUUGCCAAAACUAUAGUUUGUUAACAAGACAUUUGUGGAGUGGUUGAAAAAGGAGUUUUAAUGACUCCAACCUACUGUAAGUGUAUGUAAACUUCCAACUUCAACUGUAUAUAAUAAAAGGUACUCCAAAAUGACAGAAUACAUUAUUUACCAUUCAUUCUAUUGGGGACAAAUUACAAAUCUGAAACACAACUAAAACGAACUGCAAAUGCAUCCAAUGAGUUUGUAGAGUCACAAUCUUGAUAUGGUAAUUGCAUGCUUGGAAUAUGGGACCAAAUACAAAACUUUUGACUACUUUAUUUAUACGAAUCUUUAGGGGUGUCAAUAACUCUCUUUCUCUCAGCAAUUGUAUUAGUACAAAAUAAUUUCCCAAUUUCUUUGAGCAUACAACAUAGCUCAGCAUUUGAAUUAUUUAUUUUAUUCAGUAAUUAUUGCUCAUCUUUAUCAAGGCUGUCAAAAAUGUUGGACCCCACUGUAUCUGCUGUCUCUGUAUUAUGAUGUCACUGUAUCUGCUGUCACUGUAUUAUGAUGUCACAGUAUCUGCUGUCACUGUAUUAUGAUGUCACUGUAUCUGCUGUCACUGUAUUAUGAUGUAUUUGUUUCACCACCAGGCAUGGAUCACUGCCGUCCUGAGGUGUUUGAGCACAGCAAGCGUCUCCUCCUGCACCUGCUCAUUACUCUGUCCUGCAAUGGCAACUUCCAGACCAUCGCCUCCGUCCUGCUGCAGACACAAGAGGUCAAUGGCAACAAAACCUUGACCAGCGAGUCAGGCUACCUGCCUGAAUACUUCACUACUACAGGUAUUACACAGUACAGUAUUGACUCCUGGGCAGUGUUCACUAGGGCAUGCAACAGAUAAAAAACAAAAAACCUUUUGUCUUAAUCAUUAUCGUAACUUGUGUGGUCCAAGUCGGAGUUGUUGUUUUAAAACUAUAUAAAUGCACCAUGUAAAGUGGUGGUCCCAUGUUUCAUGAGCUGAAAUAAAAGAUCCCAGAAAUGUUCCAUAUGCACAAAAAUAUUAUUUCUCUAAAAUGUGCACAAAUGUGUUUACAUCCCUGUUAGUGAGCAUUUCUCCUUUGCCAAGAUAAUCUAUCCACCUGAAAGGUGUGACAUAUCAAGAAGCUAAUUAAACAGCAUGAUCAUUACACAGGUGUACCUUGUGCUGGGGACAAUAAAGGGCCACUCUAAAAUGUGCAGUUUUGUCACACAACACAAUGCUACAGAUGUCUCCAGUUUUGAGGGACCGUGCAAUUGACAUGCAUGCAAUUGGCAUGCUGACUGCAGGAAUGUCCACCAGAGCUGUUGCCAAAGAAUUGAAUGUUCAUUUCUCUACCAUGAGCCGCCUCCAACAUUGUUUUAUAGAAUUUGGCAGUAUGUCCAACCGGUCUCACAACCGCAGACCACAUGUAACCAUGCCAGCCCUGCUUCUUCACCUGCGGGAUCGUCUGAGACCAGCCACCCGGACAGCUGAUGAAACUGUGGGUUUGCACAACAGAAGACUUUCUGCACAAACUGUCAGAAACCGUCUCAGGGAAGCUCAUCUGCAUGCUCGUUGUCCUCACCAGAGUCUUGACCUGACUGUAGUUCGGCGUCAUAACCGACUUCAGUGGGAAAAUGCUCACCUUCGAUGGUCACUGGCACGCUGGAGAAGUGUGCUCUUCACGGAUGAAUCCAGGUCGUAUGGCGUUGUGUGGAGCGAGCGGUUUGCUGAUGUCAACAUUGUGAACAGAGUGCCCCAUGGUGGCGGGGGGGUUGCAUUUUAUCGAUGGCAAUUGCAUUUUCCCGCCAAUAUCCAGCAACUUCGCACUGCCAUUGAAGAGGAAUGGACAACAUUCCACAGGCCACAAUCAACAGCCUGAUCAACUCAAUGUGAAGGAGAAGUUGCGCUGCAUGAGGCAAAUGGUGGUCACUGACUGGUUUUCUGAUCCACGCCCCUACUUUUUUUUUUAAGGUAUAUGUGACCAACAGAAGCAUAUCUGUAUUCCCAGUCAUGUGAAAUCCAUAGAUUAGGGCCUAAUGAAUUCAUUUCCAUUGAGCUAUUUCCUUAUAUGAACUGUAACUCUGUAAAAUCAUAGAAAUUGUUGCAUGUUAUAUUUUUGUUCAGUAAAAAAAAUUAAGAAAGGCAUUUUCAGUUUAUCAAUCAAAUGAAUAUAAAAUGGCCAUCUUAGACAGCCAUGUUGUUCUACAGGGUCUAUGGGAGAGAGUGUAGCACUGGACACAUUGCUCCUCUCCAUGGUUAAUCUUGGUACAGUUAUCAGCAGGGAAUGGCUUACACUUUCAAGGGAGAGCUUUGUGGGGGAAAGAAAACAUGGUAGCCUGGCCAGCAACAAUCCUAUGUCCUGCAGCAGACGACAUCAAAAGUCCUGAUUAAAGCAUUCCAUUACGCUAUUUAUAUCCUCUUGCCCAAAAAGGGGCCAUCUACCAAGGCAGGGUUAGACACGCUGCAAGGAUAGGUUCUUUCCCCACUUUAAUUUGUUUUGCUUGAAGCGAUAAAGAAAACUUCACUUGACCUGACUAGCGACAAGCUGGUAUCUUAAAUUCAGUAGUUGUAAUAUAGAAAAACAGAGCAUAGAGUUCACCUCACAUCUCGCUACAUUGGACUCACAACAGGAGUAGUCAAGAUAUAAAGUGAAACCACCAAAUGUACCUCUGUUAUCUGGGUGCUGUUCAGUAAACACGGUUUUGAAAUGGACAAGUUCAGGAUGCACCUCCUGUUUCAAAACGUUUCUUCCUGUUUUGUGCCUUCUAAACUGUCCCUGUUGUGACUCCUCUCCUUCUCCCGUUCUCUCUCUCUCUCCUUUUCCCUUUCUCUCUCUCCUUCUCCCUUUCUCUCUCUCCUUCUCCCUUUCUCUCUCUCCUUCCCUCUCCUCUCCCUCUCCCUCUCUCUCUCCUUCCCUCUCCUCUCCCUCUCCCUCUCUCUCUCCUUCCCUCUCCCUCUCCCUCUCCUCUGCUUCUCUCUCUCUCUCCCUCCCAGGUGGGGUGGACUUCCUGCGAAAGGGCCAGGCAUCCCCUGUACCCGACUCUGGCUCUUCGUCCACCUCUUCCAGCCUCAGCCUGGGAGGCAGCACCUCCAACCUGCCCCACAUCUCCUCCCAGGACGCGGAGGAGAAGACCAACAAACUGAUUGAGUUCCUCACCACCAGGUAG
This is a messenger RNA of Coregonus sp. 'balchen', 90390 nucleotides long. NCBI's taxonomy places the organism in Eukaryota, Metazoa, Chordata, Actinopteri, Salmoniformes, Salmonidae. The record is from the annotation of a GenBank genome assembly.